Molecule: messenger RNA, 90602 nt
Organism: Ictalurus furcatus (blue catfish)
Lineage: Eukaryota; Metazoa; Chordata; Actinopteri; Siluriformes; Ictaluridae
Gene: ttn.1
Product: titin, tandem duplicate 1
Exons: 215
Coding region: 494-89551 (29685 amino acids)
Biological process (GO): protein phosphorylation
Molecular function (GO): protein kinase activity; ATP binding; protein binding
Source: RefSeq, a predicted model, not a curated record
AACAUAACAUUUAACAGUUGCAAAUCAUCAAAAUGAGUGUAUAGAGUAUUCUGAGCAUGCCAGUGGAAUAUCAUGUUAUUAUGAACUUCUGUAGACAAAGAGUGGGGAACACUGAGAGGCAAAUAUAAGGUUGUAUAAUAUGCAUCAAUCUCCCAUGAUUCCUUGAGUGAAGGGGAUGAAUGGGGAGUGGCUGUGAAGUGACAUUGCAGGCUAGGCUAGAGGUAUAUAAACUAAAAGUAGCGUAUUAGCACUCCUGAGCAGUUGGAGCAUUCCCAGCCUUGCCUCGGGUGUAGGGAUUGCAAGGGAAAAGCAAAACUACACGGUCUUUACCCCUGUGUAGUUUUGUUUUUGGGGGUCGUUUUGAGGUUCAACUGUUCUCACCUUGGAUAUUCUGGAAACAUACUGGAUAAAAGGAUUGUUGCUGAGGCAGUAGCCUUCUGGGCACAGUCCCAUCAGUUAUAGGCACCCUUAUAAAUCCAAGGUGCCUACCAUUAUGACAACCCAGGCGCCAACGUUUACACAGCCGCUUCAGAGUGUUGUGGCACUUGAGGGUAGUGCCGCAACAUUCGAAGUUCAAGUUAGUGGUAAUCCAGUUCCUGAGGUGAGCUGGUUUCGUGAUGGCCAGGUUCUUUCUGCUGCCGCUCUGCCCGGCGCUCAGAUCUCGUUCAGCGAAGGCCGCGCUGUUCUGAGGAUCCCCGCCGUGACAGCCGCACACAGCGGAAGGUUUUCUGUGAGAGCCACCAAUGGCGCUGGACAAGCCACUAGCACUGCUGAACUCCUGGUUACAGUGGAAACUGCGCCACCGACCUUUAUUCAGAGACUACAAAGCAUGACUGUGAGACAAGGAAGACAAGUGAGACUGGACGUUCGUGUGACAGGAAUCCCUACACCUGUGGUGAAGUUCUACAGAGAGGGAGCUGAGAUUCAGAGCUCCGCUGACUUUCAGAUUGUUCAAGAUGGAGACCUUUACAGUUUUUUGAUUACUGAGGCUUUUCCUGAAGACUCUGGUACAUACUCAGUUAUUGCCUCUAACAGCAGUGGACGUGCCACUUCAACUGCCGAACUACUGGUUCAAGGCGAAGAAGUUGCAGUGCCUGCUAAGAAGACCAAGACAGUUGUUUCAACCUCUCAGAUUUCACAGACCAAGGUGGAAAAGAAAGAGGAAGCUCAUUUUGAGUCAUCAGCCAUGACACAAAUGCAAACGGAAGGAGGUGUUGAGAUUCAGCAUUUGGCUCACAAGACACCCCCUCGUGCUCCUGGAAAACCAACCUCAAUAUCCCCACCGCCAGCUACAGCGGUUUCAAAGGUUACAGCUGCUCGCCACCAGUCACCUUCCCCUGUAAGACAUGUUAAGGCUCCAACGCCCACACCUGUGAGACCUGGUUCUCCAACUUCAAGAGUGUCUGUGUCCCCUAUCAGACCUGUGAAGUCUCCAUUAACCACGCGCAAGUAUGUCACACAGGCUGCUGAUGUUUUGCCUCCAUGGAAGCAGGAAGGAUAUGUAGCAGAGUCCAGCUACACUACCAUGUCUACUGGACCCACAUAUGUCCAGUCCUUUUCCACACACGCCCAAAAGGAACAGUGGGAGGGCUCUUUUGCCAUGCAGCAACAGAUCAGUGGCGCUAUUAUCAAAGAGGCUGUGGAGGCUGCAAUGAUCCCUUCACAUACACAAGUGCAAGUGAUGCCACCAACAGUUAUGGCAGGCUUGAAGAACCUGACUGUUAUUGAGGGAGAGUCUGUGACUCUGGAGUGCCAGAUCUCAGGCCACCCCACACCGGGCAUUAUGUGGUUCAGAGAGGACUACAGGAUUGAGAGCUCCAUUGACUUCCAGAUCACAUAUGAGCAAGGAUAUGCACGUUUAGUGAUCCGUGAGGCUUUUGCCGAGGAUAGUGGACGUUUCACUUGCACUGCAACAAAUGAGGCUGGAACUAUCAGCACUUCCUGCUACCUGCUUGUGCAAGUCUCUGAGGAAAUUGAGAGUCGGGAGGAUUUGACAGCUAUUUCUGAACAUGUUGAAGUGUCUAUGCAAGAAAGACAGAUUGCAGCUGGAGCCAGACAAGAGACCAGGUCAGAAGUCAGUGCUGUAUCUGAAUCUGUGGACACUGGAGCAGCUAUGGCUCCGUUCUUUGUGACGAAGCCCGCAGUGCAGAAACUGGUGGAAGGUGGUAGUGUUAUCUUUGAAUGCCAGAUUGGAGGAAGUCCCAAACCUCACAUCUACUGGAAAAAGAGUGGCAUUCCACUCACUACUGGAUACAGAUAUAGAGCUGCUUACAAUAAAGAAACAGGUCAAUGCAAAUUGGAGAUUUCCAUGGCAUUUCCUGAUGAUGCUGGAGAAUACACAGUGUUUGCCAGGAACAAGCUUGGAGAGGCAUCUGCAUCAGCUAUACUGCUUAAUGAAGAGGCAUAUGAAGCAUACAUAAAAGAACAUGAAGUUGCAUAUAAGACUGAAGUGACAACAGCAGUGAGACUGGAGCCCAAAGUCGGAGAUGUUCCACCUGUAUUUAGAAAUGAACUUGAAAAACAGCAAUUAAUCAUUCAGAGGAAGAUGGCUAAGCAAACUCAAAUGGUGCAGUCCUUCACCUCUGAGCAGGAGUUCCAAAUAUCUUCUGUUGAGCAGAGGUUCAUGUAUGAGAUUGAGUGUCAUCUUCUUAAAAUGACUUACCAAAAAUUGUUGGCUGAAGAUGGGGAGCAGAUGGACAUGACCAUUUCUGAGCAUGAGUGUGUAUCCCCAGUUUUUAGCACUCCAGUGAAAAAUUACAAGCUCAGGGAAGGAAUGAGUGCUACAUUGCACUUUAAAAUGACAGGAACGCCACUUCCUAAGAUUGCGUGGUAUAAAGAUGGCAAACGCAUAAGACAUGGAGACCAUUAUCAAAUCGAGGUUCUUAAAGAUGGCAGAGCCAGUCUACGUCUACCUGUGGUUCUGCCAGAGGAUGAGGGAAUCUACACUGCUCUGAUUAGCAACAUGAAGGGUAAUGCUGUCAGCUCUGGCAAGCUGCAUGUGGAAUUAGCUGAUACAGUUGUACAGCCACGGUACCGUCAACCUGAAACAGCUCAGAGAAUCAGAUCCAAGUCGCCACGCUCUAGCAGUCGUUCUCCUGGACGCUCACCUGCUCGCAGACUGGAUGAGACUGAUGAAGCCCAACUUGAAAGGCUUUAUAAGCCUGUAUUUGUCACAAAGCCAUCUUCUUUUAAGUGCUCUGAGGGACAAACUGCAAGAUUUGAUCUGAAAGUUGUAGGAAGGCCCAUGCCUGAAACUUACUGGUUCCACAAUGGACAACAAGUGGUGAAUGACUACACCCACAAGAUUGUGGUGAAGGAAGAUGGAACUCAGUCAUUGAUUGUGGUUCCUGCUAUGCCUCAUGACUCUGGAGAAUGGACAGUUGUUGCUCAAAACAGAGCUGGGAAAACCUCGGUUUCUAUGACUCUCACUGUAGAAGCUAAAGAAAACUUGGUGAGACCCCAGUUUGUUGAGAAGCUGAAAAACAUUAGUGUUAAAGAAGGUAGCUUGGUUGAAUUGGCUGUUAAAGCAAUCGGCUCUCCCCUUCCUGACAUUGUUUGGCUGAAGAACAGUGAUAUCAUCAGCCCACAAAAGCAUCCAACUAUCAGAAUUGAGGGUGGCAAGGGGGAGGCUUCUUUCAAGAUCUCCCAGAGUUCUGGCUCUGAUACUGCAUGGUAUACAGCUACAGCUAUUAACAAAGCUGGCCGAGAUACCACUCGCUGCAAAGUCAAUGUUGAAGUGGAGGCAGUGGGACCUCAGCCAGAAAGAAGACUCAUUAUUCCUAAGGGAACUUACAAAGCUAAGGAAAUUGCUGCACCAGAGCUAGAGCCACUGCAUCUCCGCUAUGGUCAGGAACAAUGGGAGGAGGGUGACCUUUACGACAAGGAGAAGCAGCAGAAGCCUCAGUUCAAAAAGAAACUGACAUCUGUUAGACUAAAGCAGUUUGGUCCUGUACAUUUUGACUGCAGACUCACCCCUAUUGGUGAUCCCACAAUGAUUGUUGAGUGGCUGCAUGAUGGCAAGCCCCUGGAAGCUGCUAACAGACUACGUAUGGUCAAUGAGUUUGGUUACUGCAGUCUUGACUAUGAAGCUGCUUAUGCCAGAGACAGUGGUGUCGUCACAUGCAGAGCUACCAACAAAUUUGGUGUUGACCAGACCUCAGCCACCCUGAUUGUGAAAGAUGAGAAGAGCCUUGUUGAGGAAAGUCAGUUGCCUGAGGGUAGGAGGGGACCGAGAUUAGAUGAAUUAGAGCGCAUUGCUCAUGAGGGAGGUCCUACUGGAGUUACUGGCGAUGAAACAACAGAGAAAACUAAGCCUGAGAUUGUCUUGCUUCCAGAGCCCAUUAGAGUACUGGAGGGGGAAACUGCUAAAUUCCGUUGCAGAGUAACUGGAUACCCAACUCCAAAAGUCAACUGGUAUAUGAAUGGACAGCUUAUUCGCAAGAGCAAAAGAUUCAGGCUACUGUAUGAUGGCAUUCACUACCUUGAGAUUGUGGACUGCAAGUCUUAUGAUUCAGGAGAUGUCAAGGUAUUGGCAGAAAACCCUGAAGGUGCAGUCGAACAUGUUGUGAAGUUUGAGAUUCAACAGCGGGAGGAUUUCCGAGCAGUUCUGCGUCGGGCCCCAGAAAUUAAGCCUCCUACAACUGUUCAAGAGCACGGCAGAGUGUCCUUUGAAGUUAUUAAACCUGAGAAGUCCUCAGACACCUCCCAAGAGUCAAAAGAGGUGGUGAAGCUGAGAAAAGCAGAGAGGGUAAUCCACGAGAAAUUAACAGAGGAAUCUGAAGAGCUGAGAAGCAAAUUUAAACGCAGGACCCAGGAAGGCUACUAUGAAGCAAUUACUGCAGUUGAACUAAAGUCCCGUAAGAGAGAUGAGUCCUAUGAAGAUAUGCUCAGGAAGAGAAAAGAUGAACUCCUUCAUCAUACCAAAGAACUAGCUGAGGCUGAAAAGAAAAGGGAAGAAGAGGAGCAUAAACUCACCAUUCCCAAAAUCAAACCAGAUAAAAUAGUACUUUCACCCAGUAUGGAAGCUCCAAAAAUUCUGGAACGUAUUCAGAGUCAGACAGUUGCCCAAGGCGAUGAAGUCCGCUUCCACUGCAGAGUUAUUGGUAAACCAGAUCCAGAAUGUCAGUGGUUCAAGAAUGGAGUUUUGCUGGAAAAAUCAGACCGAAUUUAUUGGUACUGGCCUGAAGACCAUGUCUGUGAACUGGUCAUUAGAGAUGUGUCCACUGAAGAUUCUGCUAGUAUCAUGGUCAAAGCCAUGAACAUUGCAGGGGAGACCUCAAGCCAUGCAUUCUUACUGAUUCAUGCAAAACAAGUUAUAUCAUUUACUCAAAUACUAGAAGAUCAAAGCGCCAAAGAAAAGGACACCAUGGUGACCUUUGAAUGUGAGACCAAUGAGCCUUUUGUGAAGGUCAAAUGGCUGAAGAACAAUGCAGAGAUUUUCUCUGGAGACAAGUACAGGAUGCACUCUGACAGAAAGGUGCAUUUCAUGUCUGUACUUACCAUCAACAUGAGUGAUGAAGCAGAAUACAGCUGUGUAAUCACCGAUGAUGACCACAUAAGAACAACUGCAAGACUUUAUGUUGAAGGUGCACCACUUGAAAUUGUGAAGAACCUUGAGAAUACAGAAGUACCAGAGUCAUAUGCAGGGGAGUUUGAGUGUGAAGUGUCCCGUGAAGAUGCUGAAGGCACUUGGUACUUUGAGAAUAAAGAGAUAACUCCUAGCCUUAAAUAUGUUGUGUCCUCUCGUCGUGGUCGACAUGGCCUAUCUGUUAAAGAUGUGACAAAAGAGGACCAAGGCAAAUACACUUUUAAAGUGGGUGAUCUGAAGACAAGUGCAUCCCUGAAGAUGAAAUUGCGUCCAGUUACACUGAUGCAAGGCCUGUCUGACUUGACAAUAUGUGAGGGGGAUAUUGCCCAGCUGGAAGUACGAUUCUCUCAGGAAAAUGUGGAGGGAACUUGGAUGAAGAAUGGUCAGGCCAUCUCUGCCACAGAUAGAGUUCAUAUUGUAGUUGACAAACUAAACUAUAAGCUUCUAAUUGAAGAUGCUAAUAAAGAUGAUACUGGAAUGUACUCCUUCAUUGUCCCCAACCAAGACAUUUCCACAACAGGAAAGCUUACUGUUCAAGCUAUUGACUUUUUGACACCAUUAAAGGACUUUUCUUCAGUAGAGGGUACAAAGUCUGUUUUUGAGGCCAAGAUUACCGCAGCUGAUGUGAGCUCAGUAAAAUGGUAUCAUAACGACAAACUGGUAAUACCCAACGACAGAGUACAAAUGGUCGCAAAAGGUUCAAAACAACGUCUAGUGUUGAACAGGACCUAUGCUUCUGAUGAAGGACAAUAUAAGAUUGUUGUUGGUCGUGUUGAUUCGACAUGCAAACUGACAGUUCAAAAGGUCAGCAUUGUAAAGCACAUGGAGGACUGUGUUUGUACAGAGACUCAGAAUGUCACAUUUGAGGUUGAAGUGUCUCAUUCUGGAAUUGAUGCUCUCUGGACAUUUAAGAAUCAACCUCUAAAGGCUGGCCCCAAGUACAAAAUUGAGAGCAAAGGUACCCACUAUAGUCUCACUGUCCUUUAUGCCAUGAAGGAUGAGGAGGGAGAGUACGUCUUUGCUGCUGGCGAGAAGACAUCUAGUGCAAAGCUUAUUGUUUCAGGUGGUGCCAUAAGCAGACCACUUUGUGAUUUGACAGUAGCGGAGUCCCAGACAGCUGUGUUAGAGUGUGAAGUUGCCAGCACAUCUGCCGAGGGAAAAUGGCUUAAGAAUGGACAACCUGUUGACUUCAGUUACAAUGUCAGGAGUGAACAGAACGGUACUGUAAGAAGCCUUGUCAUUGAUAUCACCAGACCACAGGAUAUUGGAGAGUAUACAUACCAAGUUGCAAAUUCUAAGACUUCUGCCAACCUGAAGGUUGAAGCUGUUAAGAUCAAAAAGACCAUGAAGAACCAAACUGUCGUUGAGACACAAGAGGCCGUGUUCAGCCUUGAACUCACUCAUUUGGAUGUGAUAGGAUCCCAGUGGAUCAAGAACGGAGUCGAAAUCCUACCAAGUGAUAAAUAUGAAAUCACAGUAGACGGAAUGGUUCACGCCUUGAAAAUUAAAAAUUGUAACACCCAGGAUGAAGCUGUUUAUGGAUUUAAACUCGGAAAGCUCUCUGCUAAUUCAAGACUCAAUGUUGAGAGUAUCAAAGUUGUGAUGAAGCCUAAGGAUGUAAAAUCACUGAUGGGUGGCACUGCUUCAUUUGAGCUGAGCCUAUCACAUGAUGACAUUCCAGUUAAGUGGAUGUUCAAGAACCAAGAACUCAAGCCAAGCUCUAAUAUUAAGAUGCUCUCAGAAAGAAAAGCCCACAAGCUGGUUAUUCAAGGUGUGGAAGAAAGCAUGGCAGGAGAAUACAUUGCUGUCAUUGGACAUUUGCAGUGCAGUGCACACCUACAUGUUGAAUCUUUGAGGGUCACAAAGCCCUUGAAGAAUGUUGAGAUUCCAGAGACUCAGGUGGCCACAUUCGAAUGUGAGGUUUCGCAUUUUAAUGUCCCGUCCACCUGGCUGAAAAAUGGAGUUGAGAUUGAAAUGAGUGAGAAGUUCGGAAUAGUGGUGCAGGGCAAGCUUCACCAACUGAAGAUCAUGAACGCUAGCACAGAUGAUGCUGCAGAGUACACAUUUGUCUGUGGAAACGAUGGUGUCUCAGCCACCCUGACUGUUAGCCCCAUUCAGAUCACCUCCAUGCUUAAAGACCUAAGCGCUCAAGAGAAGGACACCAUUACAUUUGAAGUGACUGUUAAUUAUGAGGGCAUCACCCACAAAUGGCUGAAAAAUGGUGUAGAGAUUAGAUCCACUGACAGAUGCCAGACUCGUUCAAGACAGUUUACUCACUCUCUCACCAUCCGCAAUGUGCACUUUGGGGAUAGUGCAGAGUACACGUUUGCGGCAGGAUCUGCUCAGACAUCAGCAAAGCUGUUCGUUGAGGCUCGUGUCAUUGAGUUUAUGAAACACAUAAAAGAUAUCAAAGUCACUGAGAAGAAAAAGGCCGUCUUUGAAUGUGAGCUCUCUGAGCCUAAUGUUCAAGUCACAUGGAUAAAAGAUGGACAGGAACUUGAAUUAUCUGACAGGUUUAAAGCUACAACAGACAAAUACCUUCAGCAUUUGAUGAUCCAGAGCAUUCGCAUGUCUGAUGCUGGCGAAUACUCUGUGGUUGCUGGGUCAAGCAUAUCCACGGCUCACCUCACAGUAGAGGGCAAGGAUGUUCACAUCUCUGAGCCGGCUGAGAAGGAAAUAACGGUGGUUGAGAAGCAAAGAGCCACUUUAGAGUUUGAAGUCAGUGAGGAUGAAAUCGAAGGUCGCUGGCUGAGAAAUGGUGUUGAGAUCCAAUUCUCUCAAGAGAAGCGUUUCAACUAUGUGGCUAUCAGAAUGGUGCAUCGCUUGACGAUUGCUGAAACUUACCAGAGUGAUGCUGGGGAAUACACUUUUAUUGCUGGGAAGAACAGGAGCACAGUGAAUCUGCAUGUCAACAUUCCUGAGCCUCCUCAGAUCAUCAGGCAUAUGGAGCCUUUGUCUGUGGAGGCUGGCAAACCUGCACGCUUCUCUGUGGAAGUGACUGGUAUCCCUCAGCCCCAGGUCUCCUGGUAUAAGAACUCUCAGGCACUAUCUUCUGGAUUUAAGUGUAAGUUCCAGAGAGAAGGAAAUGAACACACUCUACUUCUCAUUGAAGUCUUCCCAGAGGAUGCAGCUCAGUACACUUGUGAAGCCAGAAAUGGCUUUGGUCAGGCCACCAGCUCAGCUGUACUCAAUGUAGAAGUUUCUGAAGUGGUUUCUCCAGAUGUUGGAGUUCCACCGUCUCCACCUGUGAUAAUAUCUCCUAUACAUGAUGUAUCUGUUGAAGAGGGAGAGUCUGCAAGAUUCCAGUGCCAUGUCUCUGGAGAGGAUCUGAAUGUCACUUGGUACUGCAAAGAUAAGGAGAUUAAGCCAUCAGACAACCUCAGAAUGUCCCACUAUGAUGACAGCUGCCAGCUGGAGAUUGUCAGAGUCUAUGCUGAGAACGAGGGGCCAUACUCCUGUGUUGCUCGCAAUUCCUCAGGGAUGGUCUCUUGUUCGGCAGUUCUGAGAGUCAAUGAUCACAAUGUGAAAACCAUAAGUAGGCAAAGUGUGUCAAGCAGUGAAGUAUCUCUUAUGGAGGGGAUCACUUCUCACACCUUGACUGAGACCCAUUCUUCUUCCACUGUUCAAACUUUUGAAACGGUGUCCACUGUGGAAACAUGCACAACCUCUAUGAAAAGCUUCAAGGUCCAGCAACACAUGUCAUCAGUGGAAGACUAUUCCAGCAAACCUGCUUUGACUUUGAAAAUGAAUGAUCUCAUAGUCAGCCUGGGAGACAUGGCUCAAUUCGACUGCUCUUUCACUGGGGAGCCUCUUAUUGAAAUUGUAUGGGACCAUAAUGGAAGGGCACUGACAAAUACAGAGAGAGUGCAGUGUAUGGAUCAAGGAGGGGUCUUGUCUCUUAUCAUAUUCAAUGUGCAACUCACAGACGAGGGAAAUUACCGCUGUACUGUUAAAAAUGAAAAUGGCGAGAAUCGAACAUCUGCACGGCUCACAAUAGAAGCUGAAGAAGCAAUUCCCAAAGCAGAAACCCCCAUCCCUUCUGACUCUCUCAGUAAAUCUUCUAAAAGUGAAAAUGAGUCCAGUACAAAGACAUCUGAAAAAGAAAAACAGGAGUACUUCCAGGAUAUUGGACCGCUAAAUACCUCCUCCCUGAGAGCGAACUGGCAGAUAAGCCAACAUUACUACCCUGAUGUGAUACCCUUGGUGGAUCAUGUUAUAUAUGACUCGAUUCAGCCAGAGUUUCUUAUGAAACUACCGCCAGAAAUCAUUGCAAAGCAGCAAGACAAUGUCUCUCUUUAUUGUGUAAUCAAAGGAAUCCCCUCUCCAUAUGUGAUUUGGCUACACAACCAGUUGAUGGUUGAAGAUUCACGGUCGUACUCACUGAAGCAUGAUGGACCCUUGUGCUGCUUAAAUUUAAUGAAUAUUGGUCCCAGGCAAGGAGGCACUUAUACAUGCAAAAUUAUCAAUGCUGCAGGAGACAAUGAGUGCAGCACCCAACUCAGGGUGAAGACAGUGCCAAGAGUGGAAGAACCUACCUGUGUGGAAGAAGUCAAAGAUUUUUCUAGCAUGGCUAUGUGUACUGAAGAGGACUCUUACACCACAAUCAAAACCUUUGAACUUGCGCCAGAAUCUAAAUUCUAUACAGAAACAUUAGAGAAAAAAAUAGAAAAGCCAGUUUUUGUAACCAAACUCUCCCCAGCAAUUGUAACUGUUGGAAACACAGCUAAAUUUACUGCAGUUGUAGCUGGAUUUCCAAAACCUGUUGUUGAGUGGUAUCACAAUGGCCAAGUAAUAACCACCUCAUCUAUUUAUACAUUUGUGCAAGAGAACGAAGAAUACACUCUGGUUAUAAGCAAUGUUAAAAAGGAAUUUGAGGGAGAGUAUACUUGUAUUGCAAGCAACAGGUUUGGCAACUCACGGUGUGCAUCUUAUCUUCAUGUUAAAGUAAAAGAUGCAAAAAAUGUAGAGCAGACCAUCUGUCAACCUCCAUAUUUUAUUAAAGAAAUUGAGUCUGUGCAAUCCACAGUUGGAGGCCAGGCUGUUUUUGAAUACAAAGUUACAGGUUCUCCAUUUCCUGAAAUUCAAUGGUUCAGAGGCAGCAACUGUAUUCAACCUAGUAAAUAUUGUAUUAUUGUGAGUAAUGUAGAUGGAUCUGGCUGCAUAAAUAUAAUGGAAAUUCAGCCAAGUGAUGGUGGUCUCUACUCAUGUAGGGCAUCGAACCCACUGGGAGAGACAUUUUGCAAUGCAGAACUAAUUGUCGUCUUUGAUAGUGUUUCAACAUCUCAACAACAAGAACAAGUUGUUUCAAUGAAGCAAAAAAAGUACAAAGUGUCAACAUCUGAACAUGCCACUGAGACCCGUUUGUACAGUGUAAGUCUUUCCGGACAUGCCAGAGCUAGUCUGCAGGAAGGACACCAGAUGAUUUAUACCAUUGGCACUGAAGAUAGACAGGCAGUGUCAAGUGAACAAGUAGAUACUCUGUCUGACUUAGAUGUUUCAUCUGCAACUGUGCACAGAGAGCAGGUAACUCACCAAGCUGCAGUUCUGCAGUCUCAUGAAAUGCAAGAGAGAGUAGCUAUUGCUUUAACAGAGCCACAACAAGCUGUGGCAGCACCUCAGAAACAGCUCCACAUUGCUGCAAUGACCUCUGCUGUUCAAGAAAGCCAAGGCUUCACAGAACAGCACGCUGAUCGUAUCAAAAGUCCUGAGGUGAUAGAGCUGGAGCUUACAGAGGAACAGCCUUCACGGGUGAUGUCUGCCAUUUCUCAGAGUGUAACCCCUCUUACAAUUGUGAAGGCUGACCCUAUAACUUGCAAAGAAGGAGAAAGCAUACCUACUAUUCCAGAACCAAAACAUGCUUUUAAUAGUCAACAGGUUGAGACAAAGCUCGCCAUCUUAAAUGAAGAAUACAAAAAUAUUCCUUUCCCCGAAGAGGAGAAACCUUUCAGGGUUGCAGAAGGGGUUAAGUUAUUGUAUUCUGCAAUAUCCUCAGAGAACCUGCAAGUUUCAGAGGCUCAUUCUUCUAUGUUACCAUCUUUGGAGUCCAGUGAAUCUUUAACUGGAAAGGAAAAACCCAAACCAGUACUUGCAUCUCUAAGUGAAGUAAAGCACACUCUUUCAAAAGAAAGUAAUUUAGAAAUUGACAAACCAGUUGAGGAGGUCGCGCAGUUGUCCAAAGACCAAAUGUUAAAAUCAGCCUUUAUUGCUGAGGAAAAGCAUACACUUCAUGCUGACAAAACAACAGCAAUUCCAGGUCUAGAUAGUGCUGUUUCAGUGCGUUCCCAGAAAGAAGAGGACCAGGUGCUUCAUUUACAGGUAAUCUGUGAUCAAUAUACUCUUCCACCUCAGGGUAAAUUUACUAGUGAGAAACCAAGAACUGAGCAAGCUGAUAGCAGGAAAAGCUCCACUCUUUUGCAAACAAUGUCUGUGGAUGAGCAGACCGUUGUUCAGUGUGAACAUUCAUCAGAGUUUUCUUCUGAUAAGACAACAGAAUGUAUAAAACCAAAGAAAGAGGCUCCAGCCAAGAUAUAUCUUCAGUCUAUGCAGACAGAGACCACUUUAUACAAAGAAGGAUUACUUUCAGUAGAAGAACCAGAUCAGCAAAACGCAUUGCAGAGACAAGAAAAAAAACGUAAAUAUGCAGCUACUACUGAGGAGAAGUUAAAGCUGACCGCAGAUUCCGCCAAAGAUCUUGAUGUUUCUGUGAAAGGGGUGAAACCUGAACACAGACAAGAACCCAAACCUUUGAACAUUCUUCAUGUGGUCUCAGAACCUAUGCAGCUCCCAAAGGAAAGUCCUUUUACUAGUUAUGAUAAAGAGCAUCAUGCACUUUUACAAAAGGAGGAACAGUGGAAUAUUACGCAUGCAAUGUCAGUGUUAGACAAAUUUGCAUUAGAGGAGGGUCACACAGAUAUUGUAAAGGCAAUGGAGAAGUUUACUUGCAAGGUAGGUUUAGAACCUAAACAAUCCAUACAGUCUGUGUAUAUUGAGGAACAGGCCAUAUCCACUGAAAGCUGUUCCACUCUUGAGGCUGCUGAGCAGGAUUAUGCUGUUCAUAUUCAAGAGGGCCAAUCAGUGAAGCAGUCUAUAUUAAUCGAAGAGAAGCAAACUGUGACAGGAGAAAUAUCUAAGGAUAUUAAGAAAUCAGAGGCAACAACAAUAAAUAUUCUGACAGAGCCCUCUGAACCUCUUCUUGUGACAGAGUCUCAAGAAAGCAAAGUACUUCCCAAGGAACUCACAUUUGUGAUUCCUGCACCAAAACCACACAUCUUGGGCAUCAAACAUCAAUUAAAAAAUGCAUUACAGUGUGCUGUGGCCUGUGAUCAGCCAUUAAUCUUGGCAGAUGUUGUAGGUAGUUUAAGAGUUGUGGAAGUGAAGGAGGUUAAGGUGCAUAAGGAACCAAAGUACGCAAUGUUCUCAUAUCUUAUUACAACUACAUCUGCCCCAGUGGAAAUAACAAUUGCUUUUGAAGGUGAAUAUCCUCAAAUAGCUGAUCUUAGGAGUGAACUUCAGUCUGCCUUAAACUCUAUAAUUUAUCAGGAACAUCAGGUCUUCACUUCUGAACAGCCUGAGACAAUGGCAGUCCUUAGACCUCAGCGGGUUCAGUUUAGACCAGCUACUUCAAAAGAGAUGCGCACACCAGUGGUAGAGUCUGUACGGUUAACUGAAAAUGUGGAAGUGUUUGCACCACCAAAGGGUCAGACUGCGGCUUUGAAGACUGAAGCCAAAGAAUCUUUCCAGUAUAUAACUGACCAGGAACAAAUUAUAGUACAAGAGUCAAAACAUCAGAUGGCCAUUGAAUCAAAAUCUGAUAUCCUAGAAUCAAUUCAGACUAGAACACAAGAAACCGAGCAAAGAAAGAGAGCUGUAGGUUUUGAAGAUAUCACUACUAACCUGCCAGUGACCCCAUUUCCAGUGGAAAAGUCUACAGAUGUCCUUUCUGAGAAACAGAAAAGUGUGGAAUUUCUAAAAGAACACGUAACACUGAACAGAACAUCAGAACAGGUUUUGGCCAAGAUGAUAGCUUUUGAAUUGCCAUUGGAAGAUAUUGCUGUAGUGGAGAAUACUGUGGUUACAUUUACUGUCCGUAUCAAAAAUGUGAACCAAGUCAGCUGGUUUUUCAAUGGCAAAUUGAUCGAAUCUGGCAAAGAGUUCAAAUGCUCUAAACACUACGAUGCAUAUACCUUAGUAAUCAACAAAGUUACAAAGGAAAAACAUGAAGGAGAAUACACAUGUGAGGCUGUGAGUGAAGAUGGCAAGGCCUUAACAUCAUCAAGACUCACGAUUCUUUCAAGAGUGCCACCAGUAUUCAAGAAAAAAAUCCAUGACCUUGAAAGCAAAGUUGGCAGUGCUGCGAAUUUCGAAUGUGAAAUAGAAGACGCUCCAAACGUGACCUUCAAAUGGUUCAAGUCUAACUCUGAACUCAGACACAGUGAGAAGUACAGGAUCAUCAAUCUCCAUACCACAUCGUGUCUAGAGCUUCUGAACUCAACCCAGGCAGACAGUGGGGUAUAUACCUGCCGUGCCUCCAACAAACAUGGCACUGACAGCUGCUCUGCUACCCUGAACAUCACUGAACCUCCCUCCCUACAAAUGCUGGAUGUAGAAAAGGGACCAACUACAGUGUUUCAGUGUGAGGUUAUUGGUACUGCCCCAUUUGGAGUUAACUGGUUUAAUAACAUAAAGCCACUACCUUUGGACAAAAAGCAUGCGCUUGUUUUUGAAGAUUCAGUUGAACAUUUGAAGUUACAUUCUUUUGAAAGAUCAGAUGUUGAGGAAUACCAAUAUUGCUUAUCAAAUACAGUCGGAAAGAUGUCUUCAGAAUCAGUUGCUGGGUUGAGAGAACCUCCAUGCUUCCUGAAGAGGUUGACUGACACAGUCUUCCCAAUUACCAGUAGAUUGAGGCUUGAAUGCACUUUCACUGGAGCUCCAAAGUUGUUUGUAACGUGGUACAAAGAUGGAAAGCAGCUGUACGCCUCAUACAGAUAUAACACAAGAGUGACAGAAAAUUCGUGUAUCCUGGAGUGCCUGCAUGAGUGUAACAAAGAAACACCAGGAAAAUACUCUUGUGAAGUCAUAAAUUCCUAUGGAACUGACAUAUGUCAUGCCAAUGUGACAACAGUGACAGAACGGAAAAUUCCACCAACCUUCACUAAAAAGCCUCCAGAGCAUUUUGAGGAGACUGAGGGUAAAUUGGUGAAACUUGAGGGCCAUGUAUCUGGAUCACAGCCACUGUCCAUCAGCUGGUAUAAAGAUAACAAGCAAAUUUUCAGUUCUGGGAACAGUGAAAUGUCCUUUGAGGGCAACGUGGCCGUGUUAUGUAUUAAGAAAUCCCAAACAUCAGAUAGUGGCACAUAUACUUGCAGUGCAUCUAAUGAAGCUGGUGCUGCAUCCUACAGUGUGGAGAUAAGCAUUACAGGAAAACAAACACCACCAACCUUUGAUCUGACCCUUAAGCCUAUUACAGUGGACGAGGGUGAGAGACUUAGCCUUAGCUGCCAUGUUUGUGGCUCUCCUCCACUGUCAAUCAAAUGGAUGAAGGACAGAAGAGAGGUGAUUUCCUCUGACAACUCCAAGAUCACAUUUAUGGAUGGCACUGCCACACUGACAAUUGCCAAGGCAUCCAGAGCUGAUGCAGGAGACUACCUGUGCAAAGCAACCAACAAUGCUGGUAGUGAUUUCUCUAAGGCCAAGGUCACCAUUAAAGCAGGAGCAGCCCCUGCGACAGCUCAAACAACACCUUCGGCACCUCAGCCUGCUCAGAAACUGGACGACUUGUUCUUCAUUGAUGAACCUAAGAGUGUCCGUAUAGCAGAGAAGGGCACUGCGACCUUCAUCGCCAAGGUUGGCGGUGAUCCCAUUCCUAAUGUGAAAUGGAUGAAGGGCAAAUGGAGGCAGAUGACUCAUGGUGGUCGCAUUGCCAUUGUGCAGAAAGGCGAAGAUGCCAAGCUGGAAAUCAGAGAAGUGACCAAAUCGGAUGCUGGACAAUAUAGAUGUGUAGCAUCGAACAAACAUGGAGAAAUUGAUUCCAGCACUGAUCUGACUGUUGUUGAGAGGAAAGAGAUUACACCUGAAACAGUGAAACUGAAGAAGACACCAUCAAAGCAGAAAAGUCCACGGGAGGACAAAGACAUUGACAUAGUUGAGCUGCUAAGAAAUGUAGACCCAAAAGAGUACGAGAAGUACGCUCGCAUGUACGGUAUCACAGACUAUCGUGGUCUUCUUCAGGCCAUUGAGCAGCUGAAGAAAGAGAAGGGUGAAGAAAGUGGAAGACCGCAACAUGAAUAUACCAGAGAAUCCGAUGAGGAUUUGGUUAGGCUUGUGUCUGAUUUGCAGAGAAGAAUGGAACAAAUUGAACCCAUUACUCUGAUUAAUGACAUCAAAGAUCAAACUACCAAAGUUAACACAGAGGCUGUGUUUGAGUGUGAAAUUAAGAUCAACUACCCAGAAAUCACACUGUCUUGGUACAAAGAUUCAAAGAAGCUUGAGAACGGCAGUAAAUAUGAUAUUAAAGUAGUGGGUGAUCGCCAUUUGUUGAAGAUCAAGAACGUCCAAACAAGUGACCAGGGAAAUUACCGUGUCAUCUGUGGCCCGCACAUCUCCAGCGCCACACUGUCAGUCGCGGCUGAUCAAAUACAGUUCACUAAGCGCAUUCAAAACAUUGUGGUGAAGGAACGCCAGACUGCGACUUUUGAGUGUGAAUUGGCAUUUGACAAUGCAGUCGUCACAUGGUAUAAAGACUCCUGGGAGCUUAAAGAGAGUCCAAAAUAUGCCUUCCGAUGUGAGGGACGACGUCAUUUUAUGAUCAUCUGUAAUGUAACAUCUGAGGACGAAGGCGUAUACUCAGUGAUUGCACGACUGGAGCCCAUUGGUGAAGCUAAAAGCUCAGCUGAGCUGUACCUGUCAGGCAAAGAAAUUGAUCUAGGAACAAUUUCUUAUGAUGUCUCAGAAACAUUAAUACAAGUGCCUGAGGUGUCAUCUAUGAUUAGUUUUAAAGAUGAGUCAACAGAAUAUUAUCAUUAUGAAGAAAAGACUGAAGUGAAAGAGUUUGAGAGUUGGACAGUGCAAGAAGAAAGAGUCAUUCAUGACGUCACAUCAACUCAAGAACUGAAGAAGCCAGUUGAAGAAACUGUAACCAGAAUGGUGGCACAAAAGACAGAAGAAAAACCCCAAGAAGAACCCAAAGUCAUGCCUGUAGAGGAAACAGUCCCGGUAACAAUUGUGCCUGAGUCAAAACAACAACCUACACCUAAAGAUGUUCUAAAAUCUGCAGUUCCUGAGGCACCUAAGCCCAAACCUCAGCUGUCAACUGAACCUAAAGUGGUACCAGUAGCUGUAGCCAAGCCAGAGCCUAAAACUGAGACUAAACCUGAACCAAAAGCCACACAGAAGCCAGAGCCUAAACCUGAGACUAAGCCUGAACCAAAAGCUACACAGAAGCCAGAGCCUAAACCUGAGACUAAACCUGAACCAAAAUCUACACAGAAGCCAGAGCCUAAACCUGAGACUAAACCUGAACCAAAAGCUACACAGAAGCCAGAGCCUAAACCUGAGACUAAACCUGAACCAAAAGCUACACAGAAGCCAGAGCCUAAACCUGAGACUAAACCUGAACCAAAAGCUACACAGAAGCCAGAGCCUAAACCUGAGACUAAACCUGAACCAAAAGCUACACAGAAGCCAGAGUUAAAACCUGAAACUAAGUCAGAACCUAAGAUUUCAGUUACAAAGAAACCUGCGUCCACACCAAUAAGAGAACCAGGUCCUCCUAAGAAGCAAGAGGCAGUACCGCAACCAGAAUUAACUACAAACCCUGAAGAGCUAUUACCUCAAAAAACAGUCAUUACACCAUUAAAAGCUCAUGAGGUGGAAACGACAACAGAAACACCAAAAAUAGAACCAGAUAAAAAUUCAGACCUUGUACCAUCAGUUGCCCCUGAACCACCAAGGAUCACAAAACCUAAACAGGAACUGUCUGCAAAACUGAAGGCUGAGCCAAGUAAAGAACAAGAGCCUGCGAUUGUGGCAACAAGAAAACAGGAGACUUCACCAGAUCCACUUAAGGUGCAAAAGGCAGAUGUUUUUGAGCCACCAGAACUUACACCUGAAUCUAGAAAGCUGGUAGAAGUCCAACUGGCUAAAAAGCCAGAGCCUACACUUGUACCUCGAGACAUUCGAAAACCAGAACCAAUUAGAAAGACUGAGCUACCAUCAAUCUCUAAAGCAGAGCCAGUUAUUAAAGAAGGGCCACAAGUUGUUCUCCCGGAAGCUCCAAAAGUAGAGCCAGAGCUAACCCAAAGUUCCCCAGAGCUAUCUCUAGAAAAAACUGAAGUCAUCCAGAAGAAAGAAAAGACACCUGUUGCUAAAAAGAAGUCUCCCCCAAAGAGAGUGGUCGAACUUACAUAUCCAGAAGGUCCACCUGAGGAAGCACCUGUGCGUAAACCUCAAAAGGAGAUUGAAAUGGCUCCUACCAGAGAUUCAAAAAGAGUUGAAGAUAAUCAAUAUGCAACAAUGGAAAUAUCUAAGAGAUUAGAGGAAAUUUCUGUAACAAAGGAAAUGAUUUCAAUACAAGAAAUCUCAUAUGAAAGUGAUAGUCUGUCAGAUCAGCCUAUGGAAACUUCAUUGAAGGUGGUUCAAAGUAAACGUGAAAUUAAAGUGCCAUCUAAGAGCGAGCUGGUGAGGAAACCUGAAACUGAAAUGGAGGUUGCCCCUUCCAAAGCUCCAAAAGGAGUUGAACAAAGUCAACAAAAAGUGGAAUUGUCUAAGAAAACAUUGGAAAAGGAAAUCUUUUAUGAAACCGAGAACAAAUCUUAUAAGUCCGAAUACAGUAUGUUGAAACCAUCUGAAGUGAAAAUUCAAGAAACACUACCUGAAGAAAAACCUGCAGCUAAACCUCAAAAGAGAACAGAACUGGCCCCGGCUAGAGAUGUUGCGCCUUCCAAGAGAGUUUUAGAAGAGUUUUCAAAGACUCACCUUACAGUGGACAUAUCUAAGAAAACUGAUGAGAUCUCAUUGGUGGAGGCAGUGAUUUCAAAAGAAUCCUCAUAUAAAAGUGACAAUCGUCCCGAAGAGACUCUAAAAGUAGCUAAAUUUAAUCUUGCAGAAGUGCCAUCUGAGAAAAAGCCAAUGGCAAAAACUCAAAAGCAGACAGAGAUUGGUCCUACCCGAGUCUAUACAGCUCCAAAGAGAGUUGAACAAACUUUACACACAGUGGACAGUUCUUCUGAAACUGAGAAGAUUACAGAAGUGGAGCAAGUGGAUUCAAGGGAAGAUCUUUCAUACAAAGGUGUUGACAUUCUAUGUCAACCUGAAGAGAUUCAGGAGGUUUAUGUGGAAAAGAAGGUGGCUCAGGAUGAACAAGUAUUUAAACCAGAGGACUCGUUAAGGAAACAGAGUUUGCCAUCUACAGAAGCAGUAACCAAGGAAGAGAUCCCUGAAAUCAAGGCUGAACCAAAUAUACAAGUGUUGCAUUCAGAAACCAAGAAGUCGUCUGAGAUGUCUGGUGUUGUGAAGGAAAUUCCAGACUUGGUGCUCAAGAGUGAUGCGUCACAAACUAAGCCAGAAUUCGUUGAUAAAGUGGUGGCACCAAAAGAGGCUGUGUCUGCGAAAGUAAUACCCAAAGAAAAUGACAUUAAAAUUAAGAAAGAGCUUAAAAUGCCCGAAAGAGUGCCAGUUGUUGAGAAGAAGCCAACACCUGAGGCACCAGAGCCAAAAGUGACAGCACAAAAAGUCUCUCCACCUCAAGAGCCAACUGUGGAGAAGAAGGCAACACUUGAGGCACCAAAGCCCACAGUGGUGCCAGUUGAGAAAAAAGUCUCUCCACCUCAAGAGCCAACUGUGGUUAAGAUGGCAACACCGGAGGCACCAAAGCCCACAGUGGAGCCAGUUGAGAAAAAAGUCUCUCCACCUCAAGAGCCAACUGUGGUGAAGAAGGCAACAGCUGAGGCACCAAAGCCCACAAUGCUGCCAGUUGAACAAAAAGUCUCUCCUGGUCCAGAGCGGCCUGUUGAGAAGAAGCCCACACCUGAGGCACCAACAGUAGCACCACUUGGACAAAAAGUCACUCCUCUUCAAGAGCCAACUGUGGUAAAGAAGACAACACCUGAGACACCAAAGCCAACAGUGGUGCCAACUGAACAGAAAGUCUCACCUUCUCCUCGAGAGCCGAAAGUCGAACCAACACCAGACGCACCAAAGCCAGCAGUAACACCACAAGAAGUUUGUCCUCCUCAAGAGCCAACCGUGGUAAAGAAGGCAAUACCUGAAACUCCAAAGCCAAUAGGAGUGCCACUUGAACAAAAAGUGUCUCCUCCUCUAGAACCACCUGUGGAGAAUAAGGCAACACAUGAGGCACCAAAGGCAACAGAGGCACCAGUCGAGAAAACAGUUUCUCCUCCUCAAGAUCAUGGUCCUGUUCAAACUCCUGGACCAGUCCAGAAAGAACAAUAUCUUAAACCCAUUGAUGAACAAGAGAAACAGGAUAUGCCAGUCUUAAUAAAAGUUACUAGAAGAUCUAAAGACCAGGAGGAACAGCAUAAAGUUGUGGCAAAGGCAAAAAUCAGCAACACACAACGUGAAUGGCAAUCUAAAGAGCCAGGGGUGACCAUUCAGGAAACUGAAAAGGCUGAAAUCUUUGAGAAGGAUGAAAUAUACUCAAAGUCUUUGACUGAGGUUAAAAUUCUUAGUAGCUAUGAAGUAAAAGAGGAUGUGUGGGAACUUAAGACUGAUAAUAUAAAACAUCAGGAAAAGAAACAGGAAGAAUAUAUGAAAAUAAAAGAGCAGAGGCAUUCUGAACCUGAUACUGAAGUUCCAUGGGCAGACACCAAAGAGGAUUUCAAGAAGGACAAUAUGCCAAAAGAAGAGAGUCCUAAGACUCCAAGCCAAUCAAUCAAAAAAAUACCCAAGAUACCAUCAACUAAACAGGAAAAUGAAAAAGUAGUGCUGAAACCAGUUGAGAGAUCUGAUAAAUCAAAGGUUGUACCUAUGAAGAAAAAAGAAAUUACACCAACAGCUAAAAUGAUAGAAGAAGCAGUGGCACCAAAACCUGUGGUUCUAGCAGCCAAAGGUGAACAUAAAGAGCCUGAGGCUUUACUCACAAAAACAAAAAGAGUUCCAACAGAGAAUGAUGAGGUGGAGAAAUGCUCUUAUAGAUCAUCAAAGGAUCAAGAGAGGUCAGAAAAAGAUGAAAAGCCAGAAAAGGAAGAUGAGGUCAGAAUUCAAGUAAAGAAGACAGAAAAAAGUCCAAAUGAAGAAGCAAAACCACUGAUAAUUAAAAAGGGUAGACACAUUGUAAAGGAAUAUGAAGAAAAAGAGGACAUAUCUCUAAAACCUGUGGCACAUAUAAAAAAGGAUGCCAAGCUUGAAAAGAUCUCACCAAAGGUUGAGAAACCUAAAGAAGAGACACCUUCUCUGACCACAGUAACCAAAGCAAAAGAAAGUCUAAAAGAAGAAUGUAAAACACCUGAUCUCAAAAAGAGUGGUUCUCUGCCAGGAACAAUAGAAGAAGAGAAAAUAUCACUAAAACCUGUGGCACAUAUAAAAAAGGAUGACAAGCUUGAAAAGAUCUCACCAAAGGUUGAGAAACCUAAAGAAGAGACACCUUCUCUGACCACAGUAACCAAAGCAAAAGAAAGUCUAAAAGAAGAAUGUAAAACACCUGAUCUCAAAAAGAGUGGUUCUCUGCCAGGAACAAUAAUGGAAGAAGACAAAAUAUCUCUAAAACCUGUGGCACAUAUAAAAAAGGAUGCCAAGCUUGAAAAGAUCUCACCAAAGGUUGAGAAACCUAAAGAAGAGACACCUUCUCUGACCACAGUAACCAAAGCAAAAGAAAGUCUAAAAGAAGAAUGUAAAACACCUGAUCUCAAAAAGAGUGGUUCUCUGCCAGGAACAAUAAUGGAAGAAGACAAAAUAUCUCUAAAACCUGUGGCACAUAUAAAAAAGGAUUCCAAGCUUGAAAAGAUCUCACCAAAGGUUGAGAAACCUAAAGAAGAGACACCUUCUCUGACCACAGUAACCAAAGCAAAAGAAAGUCCAAAAGAAGAAUGUAAAACACCUGAUCUCAAAAAGAGUGGUUCUCUGCCAGGAACAAUAGAAGAAGAGAAAAUAUCACUAAAACCUGUGGCACAUAUAAAAAAGGAUGCCAAGCUUGAAAAGAUCUCACCAAAGGUUGAGAAACCUAAAGAAGAGACACCUUCUCUGACCACAGUAACCAAAGCAAAAGAAAGUCCAAAAGAAGAAUGUAAAACACCUGAUCUCAAAAAGAGUGGUUCUCUGCCAGGAACAAUAGAAGAAGAGAAAAUAUCACUAAAACCUGUGGCACAUAUAAAAAAGGAUGCCAAGCUUGAAAAGAUCUCACCAAAGGUUGAGAAACCUAAAGAAGAGACACCUUCUCUGACCACAGUAACCAAAGCAAAAGAAAGUCUAAAAGAAGAAUGUAAAACACCUGAUCUCAAAAAGAGUGGUUCUCUGCCAGGAACAAUAAUGGAAGAAGACAAAAUAUCUCUAAAACCUGUGGCACAUAUAAAAAAGGAUGCCAAGCUUGAAAAGAUCUCACCAAAGGUUGAGAAACCUAAAGAAGAGACACCUUCUCUGACCACAGUAACCAAAGCAAAAGAAAGUCUAAAAGAAGAAUGUAAAACACCUGAUCUCAAAAAGAGUGGUUCUCUGCCAGGAACAAUAAUGGAAGAAGACAAAAUAUCUCUAAAACCUGUGGCACAUAUAAAAAAGGAUGCCAAGCUUGAAAAGAUCUCACCAAAGGUUGAGAAACCUAAAGAAGAGACACCUUCUCUGACCACAGUAACCAAAGCAAAAGAAAGUCCAAAAGAACAAUGUAAAACACCUGAUCUCAAAAAGAGUGGUUCUCUGCCAGGAACAAUAAUGGAAGAAGACAAAAUAUCUCUAAAACAUGUUGAACUUCUCAAAAAGGGAGCAGAAGUGAAAAGGAUUCUCUCACCCAAAGCCGAACCCAUUCCACUGCAGAGAAAGUCCAGUGCAACCGUUCCUAAAAAAGCCUCACCUAAAGAUUUAAUAGCGUCUGUUACUCUGAACAAGGUCCCAAUCUCUUCCCAACUGAAAAAAGCAUCUCAGGAACAUCCUGAAAAAGAAAAAAUAUCACUAAUAAAAGAGUUAUCUCCUGGAGCUGUGCAGCUACAAAAGAUCCCAACUCAGCAAGAAGAAGAAUUACUUGAAGAAGAAUUUGAAGCUGAGAAAGAGGAAGAAGAAGAAGAAGAAACAUGGGGGUGGGAACUUGUUUCUUCUGAAAGUUAUGAAGCAGAAGAGUUUGAUACCACCUUAGAGGAUGGAGCCAUCGAAACUCCAGGAGGCAUGGGUGACAAGAUAGAUGGAAAACCCAAGGAAGAGGGAGCAGUAGGCAGAGGCAGAGGGCUUAAACCACGCCAAACUCCAUCUCCUGGUGAUGCAGGACGUGGAAGAGGGCUCAGACCUGGUGGUGGAGGUGACAAACCUCCUGGAGAGUCACCAUUUGCUUUCCAGCUUAAGGCUGUUCCUCUCAAGUUUGUGAAAGAGAUUCAAGACAUUGUGUUGCUGGAGGCUGAGUCUAUCGGUUCCUCUGCUGUGUUUGAGUGCCAGAUUUCUCCUUCUACUGCUAUAACUUCAUGGAUGAAGGAUGGAAGUAACUUGAGGGAGGGUCCAAAGCACAAGUUUACUUCCGAUGGAAAAGAUCGAAAAUUGGCCAUUAUUGAUGUUCAGCUCUCUGACAGAGGGGAAUACACAUGUGUUGCCAAGCUUGGAAAUAAAGAGAAGACCUCUACUGCCAGACUUAUUGUUGAAGAGCUACCUGUUAAAUUUAUCAAGACCCUAGAGGAGGAGGUGUCUGUGCUCAAGGGACAGCCCAUGUACUUAACCUGUGAAUUGAACAAAGACCGAAACGUGGUCUGGAAAAAGGACGGCAAUGAGCUCAAAUCAGUUGCUGGCAAGGUUGCCAUUAAUGUUAUUGGACUGCAACAUGCUGUGACAAUCCAGGAUGCAAAUGAUGAUGAUACUGGUGUUUACACAUGCGAAUGUGAAAAUCUCAAAACUGAAACAACUGUGAAGGUUCUUGAAAUCAUCAGAGACUGGUUGGUGAAGCCACUGAGAGACCAGCAUGUGAAACCAAAGGCCACUGCAACCUUCAAGUGCGAGCUCUUCAAAGACACUCCCAACUGGAAAUGGUUCAAGGGAAAUGAAGAGAUUCCAAAUGAACCCACAGAUAAGACUGAAGUCAAGAAGGAUGGAAAAGAUAUCGUUCUGACCAUUAAGAAUGCGCAACCAAAUGAUGUUGGCGAGUAUGCCAUGGAAGUUGAGGGUAAACGUUACCCAGCAAAGCUCACACUUGGAGAGCGUGAAGCUGAGAUCUUGAAACCCAUUGCUAGCGUGGAAGUGGUUGAAAAAGAGGAGGCCAAGUUUGAUACUGAAAUCUCUGAAGAUGAUGUGCCCGGAGAAUGGAAACUUAAGGGGCAGGUUCUAACCAGAUCACCGACAUGUGAUAUCAAAGCUGAGGGAACGAAGCGCUUCCUUACUUUGAAAAAUGUUCAGCUUGAUCAGGCUGGUGAAGUUACAUACCAAGCUUUGAAUGCUGUGACAAGUGCUAUGCUUACAGUGAAAGAAAUGGAAAUGGAAUUCACUGUCCCAUUGAAAGAUGUUUCUGUGCCUGAAAAGAAACAGGCCAAAUUUGAGUGUGCAAUCAAUAAGGAUGUGCCUAAAGUGAUGUGGUUUAAGGGUUCUGAUGUUAUUACAUCUGGAAAUAAUUAUGAAAUUAUUGAUGAUGGAAAAAAACACAUUUUGAUAAUAAAUAAUUGUGAAUUUGAUGAUGAGGGAGAAUACACCAUUGAGGUGUUAGGCAAAACAUCAACAGCAAAACUAACGGUAGAGGGUAUGAGGCUGAAGUUCAUCUCAGAAUUAAAGGAUCAAACCGUAAAGGAAAGGAAAACAGCUCGGUUUGACAUUGAGCUCUCUCAUGAGAAUGUGCCAGUGACUUGGUACAAAAAUGAAAUUAGAUUGCAUCCAAGCAGAACAGUGAUAAUACAUGUUGAAGGGACAAAGCAUAUAUUAGAAAUCAAGGAAGUCACACUAGAUGAUACUUGUCAAAUAAGGGCAGAGGCUAAAGGAAUAUCAACAAAGGCUAAGCUUCUGGUUAUAGAGGGUGAUGCAAAAUUCAUUACCAAGUUGCAAGACUGCACUGUUGUCGAGAAAGAGGAGGUCACUCUUGACUGCGAGCUAAGCAAAGACGUUCCUGUCAAGUGGUUCCAUAAUGAGAUCGAAAUUAAGGCCUCAAAGAUGGUUUCCAUUAAGGUUGAGGGUAAACGAAGAAUCCUCAGCAUUAAAAAAACGCAGCAGAAAGACAAAGGAGUGUAUGUAUGUGACUGUGCAACGGACAAGACAUCAGCCAAUGUUAACAUCGAAGCUCGUGACGUGAAGGUGGUCCGGCCUAUGUACGGAGUUGAAGUGUUCGAUGGUGAGACUGCGCGUUUUGAAGUUGAAAUCUCUGAGGAUGAUAUACAUGGCCAAUGGAAACUGAAGGACGAAGUCCUCACUCCUUCAGCUGAUGUUGAGAUCAUUGAUGAUGGUGCAAAACACAUAUUGACACUGUACAACUGCAAAGUUAUCCAGACAGGAGAGGUCGUUUUCCAGGGAGCAAAUGCUAAGUGUGCUGCAAACCUUAAAGUAAAAGAACUACCCAUCACGUUCCUAACGCCUUUGAGUGAUGUAAAAGUAUAUGAGAAAGAUGAGGCAAGAUUUGAAUGUGAACUGUCAAGGGAAGCAAAGACCUUCCGAUGGCUGAAGGGCUCUCAAGAGUUGAAGGCAGAUGACAAAUUUGACAUUCUGACAGAGGGAAAAAGGCACACGCUUAUUCUCAAAUCAGCUGCCUAUGAAGAUGAGGCUAAAUACAUGUUGGAAGUUGAGGACAAGAGAACCUCUGCCAAACUGGUCAUACAAGGUAUUCGUCUUGAGUUUGUCAGACCCAUCAAGGAUGUUACUGUAAAGGAGCGUGAGACAGCAGAAUUCAGUAUUGAACUUUCUCAUGAGAAAAUUCAAGUAAGCUGGUACAAAAAUGAUGUCCGUUUGCAUCCAAGCAAAGUGGUGCAUGUGUCUGAACAUGGAAAGAUCCACACGCUAUCCUUCAAGGAGGUGUCUAUUGAUGAUACCUCACUCAUUAAAGUAGAGGCUCUUGGAAAGACUUCAGAGGCCAUGCUUACAGUGCUUGAGGGAGAUGCUUACUUCAUUACCAAACUACAGGACUACACAGCAGUCGAGAAGGAUGAGGUUGUGCUGAAGUGUGAACUGAGCAAAUCCUCUGCUGAGGUGAAGUGGUUUAAAGAUGGCACAGAGAUUAUCCCAUCUAAGAAUGUCCUUAUCAAAGCUGAUGGAAAGAAACGCAUUCUGAUUUUGAGGAAAGCAGAGAAGGCCAACAUUGGCGAAUAUGUCUGUGACUGUGGUUCUGACAAAACUACAGCUAAGCUGAACAUUGAAGAGCGGGAUAUUAAGGUUAUCCGUCCACUGUACAGUGUAGAGGUUACAGAGACUAGUACCGCUCGAUUUGAGGUAGAGAUUUCAGAAGAUGAUGUCCAUGGGAACUGGAAACUCAAAGGAGAGGCUUUGCACCAGUCUGCUGACUGUGAGAUUAAAGAAGAAGGCACCAAACACAUGCUGAUUCUCUAUAAUGUACAUAUGGACAUGGCUGGUGCUGUGGACUUCAGUGCUGCCAAUGCUAAAUCAAGUGCUCAUCUCAGAGUUAAAGCUCGGACAAUAAGCCUUCUGCGGCCUCUUCGGGAUAUCACAGUUACUGCUGGAGAAACCGCAACUUUUGAGUGUGAGCUUUCAUAUGAGGGCAUUGUAGCUGAAUGGUUCAUUGGAACAACGAAAGUGGAGACAUGUGAAACAGUGGUAACCAGAGCAGAGGGAAGAGUGCACAGCUUGACUCUGAGAAACGUCGACAUGACACAUGCUGGCGCUGUGAAGAUAAUGGCAAAGGACUUUCAGGCCCAGGCCAUGCUUACAGUGAAUGAGCCACCUGUUGAGUUUACCAAGCCCUUGGAGGACCAGACUGUUGAAGAGGAGGCAACUGCUAUUCUUGAGUGUGAACUCUCCAGAGAUAAAGCUGAUGUCAAAUGGUUCAGAGAUGGACAGGAAAUUCACAAAACAAAGAAAUAUGAAAUGGUGGCUGAAGGCCGCAUAAGGAAGCUGAUAAUCAAAGACUGUACUCUUGAUGACUCCAAAAUAUAUACAUGUGAUGCCGAACACUUCAAGACCUCAGCUUUCUUGAGUGUUGAGCCUCCACAUAUUGAGUUCACUAAGCCUCUUCAUGAUGUUGAGGUCAGGGAGAAGGAGUCUGCUAAGUUUGAAUGUGAAGUUUCCCGUGAAAGUGCCAAGGUCCGCUGGUACAAAGAUGGCAUUGAAAUUAGAAAGGGCAAAAAGUAUGAGAUUAUUUCCAAGGGAGUGCAGCGUAUUCUCAUCAUUAGCAAGGCAGUCUUUGAUGAUGAAGCUGAAUAUGAAUGCGAUGCAAGAACAUCCAAAUCUUCUGGCAUGCUUACUGUUGUUGAGGAAGAGGCUAGAUUCACAAAGAACAUGGCUAAUGUUGAAGGCACUGAAACUGAGAGUAUUAAACUGAUCUGUGAGGUCUCCAAGUCCAGUGCAGAGGUUACAUGGUAUAAAGGUGACCAGGAAUUGCCUGAGGGUGGUAGAUACGAACAAAUUGCAGAUGGCAAAAAGAGAAUCCUUAUCAUCCAAGGCCUUCGUAUGGAGGAUGCUGGAGAAUACAACUGCAGAUUGGCCAAUUCACAGACUACAGCGACACUAAAGAUCAAUGAAUUGGCAGCUGAGUUUAUUGCCAGGCCCCAGAGCCAGGAGGUGGUAGAGGGUGAAAAGGCACAAUUUGUGUGCUCAGUAUCCAAAGAGACCCAUGAAGUUAAAUGGUUCAGAGGUGACAAUGAGCUUCAGACUGGGGAAAAGUAUGAGAUCAUUAGUGACGGCAAGAAGAGAGCUCUCAUUGUUAAAAACUGUGAGUUGAAGGAUGGAGGUGCCUUUAUUGCCUGCAUUGGCUCUGUCAAGGCUUCUGCAGACUUACAUGUGAUUGAAAAACUGAGGAUCAUAACUCCUAUAAAAGACACCCAAAUGAAGGAAGGACAAGAAAUUGUUCUUAAUUGUGAAGUUAAUUCAGAGGGAGCUAAGGCCAAGUGGCUGAAGGACAAUGAGACUAUGUUUGAAAGCGGCAAGUUCGUCCUGUUACAAAGAGACAAUAUUUUCUCACUGAGGAUAAAAGCUGCAGACAAGUCUGAUGAGGCUACCUACACCAUUACACUGAUCAACCAGCGUGGUGAACAAGUCAAAUGCUCUGCAAAAGUCACUGUAAUAGAGGAAGAGCUCCGUAUCAUAGACCCUCUUGAGGACUGUGAAACUGAGGAGAAGAAGACAAUCAGUUUCACUUGCAAAGUGAACAGACCAAAUGUGACUGUACAAUGGAUGAAGGGAGGACAGGAAAUCACCUUCAGCAAACACAUUGUUUACCGGGUGGACAAGAAUAAGCACACUUUGACCAUCAAAGAUUGCACCAUGGAUGAUGAGGGUGAAUACACUGCAGUUGCUGGCACUGACAAGUCUUCAGCUGAACUGAUCAUCAGUGAGGCACCAACUGACUUCACCACCCAACUCAGAGACCAGACUGUUACUGAAUUUGAGGAUGCAGAGUUUAUUUGCAAGGUUUCUAAAGAGAGGGCCACUGCUAAAUGGUACAAAAAUGGCCGUGAAAUCAGAGAAGGACCAAGAUAUCACAUGGAAAAGGAUGGAAAGACAUGCACAUUGUACAUUAAGGAAUGCAGACCUGAUGAUGAAUGUGAAUAUGCCUGUGGAGUUGAUGACAAAAGAUCCAGGGCUCGUCUCUUUGUUGAAGAGACCCCAGUGGAAAUUGUCAGACCCCCAAAAGAUAUAUUUGAGGCGCCAGGAUCAGAUAUUGUAUUUGAGGUUGAGCUGAACAAAGACAGGGUUGAUGUUAAAUGGAUGAGGAACAACAUGAUCAUUGUCCAAGGUGACAAAUACCAGAUGAUCAGUGAGGGCAAAGUUCACCGACUUCAGAUUUGUGAGAUCAGGCCUCGCGAUCAGGGGGAGUACAGAGUUGUCGCGAAGGAUAAAGAUGCAAGAGCUAAACUUGAGCUUGCAGCUGUACCAAAAAUCAAGACCACAGACCAGAAUCUUGUAACAGAUGCUGGAAAGCCCUUCAUGAUGACAGUUCCCUAUGAUGCUUACCCUCGUGCAGAGGUUGAAUGGUUCUUCAAUGACACCAGCCUUCCAAUGCAAAACAUAGACACAUCCACUGACAAGACAGAGUGCAGGUUAAAGGAUCCUAAGAAGUCAGACCAGGGCCGUUAUAAAAUUGUCAUCAAGAAUAAGCAUGGACAGGGAGAGGCUUUCAUCAAUCUGGAUGUUAUUGAUGUUCCUGGGCCUGUGAAGAAUUUGAGAGUUGUUGACACUGCUGAUGGUGAGGUCAGUUUGGCCUGGGAUGAGCCUGAGAGUGAUGGUGGCAGCAAGAUUUUGGCCUACGUGGUUGAGAGACGUGAUGUUAAGCGCAAGGCCUGGACAUUGGCCACUGACCGUGCUGAUAUUCCAGAGUACUGUGUUGGUGGAUUGCAGAAAGACAACUUGUACUUCUUCCGUGUAUGUGCUCGUAACAGAGUUGGCAAUGGAGAACCUGUCUGUACGGACGAAGCUGUCCAAGCCAAGAAUAAAUUUGAUGUUCCUGAUGCACCUCAGAAUGUCAUGGUAGGAAUUGUCAACAGAUUUGGUGCCACAGUGACUUGGCAACCACCCCUGUUUGAUGGUGGAGCUGAGAUCACAUCUUAUAUAAUUGAGCUCCGUGAUAGGACAUCUGUGAAAUGGGAGCCUGCAAUGGUGGUCCGGGCUGAGGAUCGCACAGCCACACUAAAUGAUGUUGUUGAGAAUAAGGAAUACAUCUUCCGUGUUAGAGCUGAGAAUAAAGCUGGAAUUGGCAAGCCAAGUGCUGCCACUGAUCCUGUCAAGAUCAUGGAUCCCAUUGAGAAACCAAGCCCACCACUGAAUUUCAACUACACACAUCCAAAAAGGGAUUCUGUUCAGCUGGCAUGGGACAUUCCACUUAGCAAUGGAGGUAGUAUGAUCACAGGAUACAUCAUUGAGAAAUGUGAAGAUGGCACAAGCAAUUGGCUAAGGUGCAAUGCCAGGCUCUGCCCAGACCUUUAUUAUAGGGUAUCUGGCUUGAAGUUUGGUCAGAAGUAUCACUACAGAGUAUCUGCAGAAAAUGCAGCUGGAGUUUCUGAUCCAGCUGAACAGAUUGGCCCACUCUUGGCAGAUGACCCACAUGUUGGUCCCACAAUGGAUCUGAGUGGAUUCAAAAAUGGCCUAGAAGUUUUUGUCCCCAAUGCUCUUACUAUUCGUGUGCCCAUCACUGGAUACCCCACACCCAAGGCAAAGUGGAUGUUUGGUGAUAAGGAGCUUACUCCUGGAGAUCGCAUCUCUAUGGUUACAAAGCCUACCUACACUGAGCUAAUCAUUACCCCAAGUGUCCGUCCAGACAAGGGAACAUACACCUUACAGCUAGAGAAUGAUGUGACUUUAAUCUCUGGGGAGAUUGAAGUAAAUGUCAUUGCAUCUCCAAGUGCACCCAAAGAUUUCAAGGUUGUAGAGGUUUCCAGGCAUCAUGUCCACCUUUCGUGGGAAGCACCAGAGCAUGAUGGAGGAAGUCCUGUUACCGGUUAUAAUAUUGAGAAGAGAGAGGUGUCUCGCAAGACAUGGGUCAAGGUGAUAUCUGGUGUGCAGGACCUUGAGCACACUGUGACAGAUGUGAUUGAGGGCAAGGAGUACUUGUUCAGUGUAAUAGCUUGCAACAAAUGUGGUCCUGGGGAACCAGCAUAUAUUGAUGAGGCAGUGAAUGUUUCCUCUCCAGCCACUGUGCCAGAACCACCAGAGAAUCUGAAAUGGAGAGACAAAUCUGCAAAGGGUAUCUUCCUGUACUGGGAGCCCCCUUCAUAUGAUGGCGGUACUCCUAUCAAGGGCUACAUUGUUGAUAAAUGCCAGCGUGGCACUGACAAAUGGGAAGCCUGUGGUGAUCCAAUGCCUGAACUGAAAUUUCAGGUGAAAGGUCUUAUUGAGGGACAGUGGUAUGCCUAUCGUGUGAGGGCAGUGAACAGACUUGGAGCUAGCAGACCAUGUAAAGCAACAGAUGAGAUCCUUGCUGUUGAUCCUAAAGAACCUCCAGUUAUUCAGCUGGAUGCCAAACUUCUGGCUGGCUUGACUGCCAAGGCUGGCACAAAGAUCGACCUUCCAGCAGAUGUGCUUGGAAAACCAGACCCCAGGGUGAAAUGGACCAAAGCUGACCUUAUCCUUAGGCCAGAUGACAGAAUCAACAUUGACACAAAGCCUGGCCACUCUACACUCUCUAUUGCUAAGACAACCAGGGCAGACACAGCUACUUAUAUCAUUGAGGCAGUCAACACCUGUGGUCGUGCUACUGCAACAGUUGAUGUCAACAUUCUCGAUAAGCCUGGUCCCCCAGCUGCUUUUGAUAUUUCUGACAUUACCAAUGAGUCCUGUUGUCUGGCUUGGAAUGCCCCCAGAGAUGAUGGUGGAUCUCCUGUAACCAACUACAUUGUGGAAAUGAGACCUUUGGAAAAGGAGGAGUGGCAGAAGCUCUCUGCCACUGUCAAGCAGACCACUUUUAAGGCCUGCAAACUGGUAUCUUUGAAGGAGUAUGUUUUUAGGGUAUCUGCUGAGAACCAAUAUGGCAUUGGUACCCCCACAGAGCAUGUUCCGAUUGUUGCCAAGUAUCCAUUUGAGCCUCCUGGUUCCCCAAGCAGGGUGCAGCCCUCUGAUAUCUCAAAGGAUGCCGUAACUUUGACCUGGUAUGAGCCUGAUGAGGAUGGUGGAAGUCCAAUCACUGGCUACUGGGUAGAGAGGUUUGAUCCAGAAAGUGACAAAUGGAUCAAAUGCAACAAGCUCCCAAUCAGAGACACUACACUCAGAGUAAAAGGUCUGGCCACAAAGAAAAAGUACAAAUUCCGUAUUCUGGCUGAGAACCUUGCAGGAGCAGGAAAACCAAGUAUUGAAACAGAUCCCAUCUUGAUUAAGGAUCCAAUUGAUCCUCCAUGGGCCCCUGGCAAACCAUACAUCAAAGACAUCGCUAAAACCUCUGCAUUCCUGCAAUGGACUAGACCAGAGCAUGAUGGUGGUGCUAAAAUUGAGUCUUAUAUCAUUGAGCUCCUCAAGAGUGGAACUGAAGAAUGGGUUCGUGUGGCUGAGGAUGUGCCUAUGACAGAGCACUUGCUGAAGGGACUGAUGGAGAAGCAGGAAUACUCCUUCCGUGUCAAAGCUGUAAAUGUUGCUGGAGAGAGUGAGCCAAGUGAGCCAACUGACCCUGUAGUGUGCAAAGACAGACACUAUCCUCCAUCUCCACCACGCUGGCUUGAAGUGGUUAACAUUUCAAAGAUUGACUGCGAACUGAAAUGGACUGAACCAGAAAAUGAUGGUGGCUCUCCUGUUACCAACUAUGUUGUUGAGAAAAGAGAUGUAAGACGCUGGACCUGGCAGACUGUGGACACGACGGUGAAAGACACAAAAUACACUGUCACUCCACUCAAUGAGGGAACUCUAUAUGUGUUCCGUGUGGCAGCUGAGAACGCUGUGGGCGUGAGUGAAUUCCAUGAGCUAGAGGAUUCUGUUCUAGCAAAAGAUACUUUUACAACUCCUGGACCUCCUUAUGCUUUGACUGUGGUUGGGGUAUCCAAGAGGCAUACUGACCUGAAAUGGGAGCCUCCCAAAAGUGAUGGUGGACGACCAAUCACAAAAUAUGUUAUUGAGAAGAAGGAGAAAGUGGGCACCCGCUGGAUAAAGUCUGGAAAGACAUCAGGGCCCGAAAGCAAGUAUAGGGUGACUGAUGUUGAUGAGGGUACUGAGGUACAGUUCCAGGUCCGUGCUGAAAACGAAGCUGGAGUUGGCGAGCCAAGUGAACCCACAGACAUUAUUACAAUUGAGGAUCCUAUAAGCCCACCAUCUCCUCCAAUUGAAGUUAAGAUUGUUGAUGCCAGCAGAGAGCACAUCAACAUCACAUGGAGUGCACCAGAGAAAAAUGGAGGAAGUCCCAUUACUGGAUAUCAUGUUGAGCUGACUGAGGCUGACACAGAUAAAUGGAUGAGGAUCAAUGCUCGUCCCAUAAAAGAGCUCAGAUUCAAGGCUGAAGAUGGCAUUAUUCCUGAGAAACAAUAUGUUCUCAGAGUUCGUGCUAUCAAUGCAGUUGGUGUCAGUGAUCCGUCUGAAAUCUCAGACAAAGUCUUUGCUAAAGAUCCAGACAGUGCACCAAAAAUUGAUUUGGAGACCCAAGAUGUUGUUAUUGUUGAGGGUGAGAAGAUGUAUCUAAAGAUCCCAUACAGAGCAAUUCCCAUGCCAUCAAUGGUUUGGAAGAAGGGUGAGGCAGAACUAAAGGCAGAUGACAGGCUGACUAUGAGAUGUGAACUCAACAGUAUUCACCUUGAGCUUCUAAAAUGCAAGCAUGAAGAUGCUGGUGUCUACACAGUCACUCUAGAAAACAGUCUGGGUUCAGUUACUGGAACAAUUAAUGUUAAAGUGAUUGGUCUGCCAGGACAAUGCAAGAGCAUUUCUCCAAGUGAAGUCACCAAGAGCUCCUGUCAAAUCUCAUGGGAGCCCCCAGAGAGUGACGGUGGUAGCCCCAUUUUGCACUAUGUACUGGAGCGCAGAGAGUCUCAGAAGAAGACAUUCAUGCCGGUGAUGCCUGGAGUCAAUGUAUUAACAUUUGUGGUCAAAGACCUUAUGUUGAAUGGUGAAUAUUACUUCAGAGUUAAGGCUGUUAACAGAAUUGGUAGUGGUGAAUAUCUUGAGCUUCGCAACCCUGUCAUCACAGAGGAGCAGAAGCAGCGGCCUGACCCACCAGUUGAUGUUGAGGGACAUAACCCUACCUCUCAGUCUAUUACAAUUACUUGGAAAGCACCACAAUAUGAUGGUGGCUGUCCAAUUACUGGGUAUAUUCUGGAGAAAAUUGAGAAGGAUGGUGAUAGAUUUGUGAGAUGUGUUCCAAACCUGGUGCCUGGUUUCUCCUAUACCAUCACUGGCUUGACAGAAGGCAAGGAAUAUCAGUUCCGUGUUCGUGCAGAGAAUGUGGCUGGAGAAAGUGAACCUUCCCGCAGCACUCCCCUAAUUAAGGCUGCAGAUCCUGUUGAUCCACCAAAGGUAUCACUACAUGCACACGUUGCAUCUGGCCUGACCAUCAGGAAGGGUGAGGAGAUUAGAGUGGAUGCCCACAUUUCUGGAUCGCCAUAUCCCACUGUGACAUGGUUCAGGAAUGAUGAGAAUGUCCAGAAGAUUGUUAAGAAGAAGCCAGAAUUCACUGUGAAAAAGAAAAAGAAAACCAAGGCUAUUUAUCCCGAACCAGAGGAGGUGUUCCAUCCUCCGCUUCUAGAUCGUCUGUCAUUUGACCAGAGCAAAAGAGGAGAGACUGCCUUGAUGGUGCGUGAUGCCAUCAGAGAUGAUCAUGGACUUUUCACCAUCAGAGUUGAAAAUACCCAUGGUUUUGCAACUGCAGCUUGUGUUGUCAAUGUUCUUGAUAAGCCUGGACCACCUGUAAACUUUGGAUUUGAUGAGCUCAGGAAAAACUCUGUCAUUUGCACAUGGGAUGCACCACUUGAUGAUGGUGGCAGUGAAAUCAUCAACUAUAUCCUGGAGAAAAAAGACAACACCACAGAUGAAAUUGGUUGGGUUACUGUUACCUCAACCCAUAAAGGAUACAACUAUCCUGUAACCAAACUCAUUGAAGGAAAAGAGUAUAUUUUCAGAGUGACGGCUGAAAACAAAUUUGGCUGUGGACCACCAUGCUAUUCUGAGCCACUUGUUGCAAAGAAUCAGUUUGAUCCUCCUGAUGCUCCUAACAUGCCAAGGAUUGGUGAAGUUACUGCCAGCAGUGUUGCUUUGUCUUGGCAUGAACCUAAGGACAAUGGCAGUCCUAUCUUGGGCUACUGGAUUGAGAGACGUGAGGUCAAUAGCAAGUACUGGACCAGAGUGAACCGCAAUCUUCUCAACUCCCUGGCACUCAAGGUUGAGGGCCUUAUGGAAGGCCUGGUUUAUGUCUUCAGAGUUUGUGCUGAGAAUCUUGCUGGCCCUGGAGAAUUCAGUGCCCCAACUGAUCCGGUAGUUGUAAUGGAUCCAAUCUUGCCUCCGGGUCCUCCUGUGCCAAGAAUUGUUGAUACUACAAAUACAACAGUUGAAAUUGCCUGGAUUCCUCCAUUGUACAAUGGUGGUGGAGAUAUUCUUGGAUAUCAUGUUGAGCGUUGCCUUGUUGGGGAGAAAGAAUGGAUUCGCAGCACUGAGUUCAGAUGCAAGGAGUGCAAGUACACCUUGACUGGACUGACCGAGGGAGCAGAUUAUUACAUUCGUGUGUUUGCUGUAAAUGAAGCUGGUCAUGGAGUCCCAGGAAUGACUGAACCAGUUCAAGUGAAAGAGCCUGAACAGGCUCCAGGAAUUGAGUUUGAUAUCUCUGUAAGGAAUGGAGUAAUUAUAAAAGCUGGAGAGACUCUGCGUAUACCAGCUUAUGUUGUUGGCAGACCCACACCAGAGGUGAAAUGGACAAAAGAUGAUGCUGAACCUGACAAAGAACGUGUUACCAUUGAAACCAUUGGAAAAUGCAGCACUGUAAACAUCAAGAAUGCUCUGAGAACUGACCAUGGCAAAUAUGAGAUCACAGGAACCAACUCUAGUGGAACAAAAUCUGCUUUUAUCAAGGUUGAUGUUAUGGAUGUUCCUGGCCCAGUGGUUGAUCUAAAAACAGUCCAUGUCAGCAAGAAGAUGAUCUCAAUUACUUGGUCUGAUCCUGUUGAUAAUGGUGGAAGUGAGAUCAUGGGAUAUGUUGUUGAGAGAAAAGAUGCUAAGAGGCACAUAUAUAGGCAACCACUGGAAACUGCUUCAUGCAAAUGUGACAUUGUUGGCCUUCUUGAUGGUGAAGAAUAUAUGUUCAGAGUGGUUGCGAGAAACAAGUUUGGCCUUGGUGUCCCUGUUGAACUUGGACCUGUCCUAGCUGUGGAUCCUAAAGGUGUACCAUCUGCACCAGAGAAGCUCCGCUACACUGAACGGACCAAGAACACUGUUACACUUACUUGGCAGCCUCCGCGCAGCGAUGGUGGUUCUCCCAUCAGAGGCUAUUAUGUUGAAAAGAUGCGACAAGACAGUGAUGAAUUUGAUGUUGCCAAUCGUCAGAUCAGCAAAGAUCUUACAAUUACACUAGACAAUCUGAAUGAGAACAUGAUGUAUGACUUCAGAGUGAAGGCUGUCAAUGAGGUUGGCGAUGGUGAACCAUCCAAACCAAUAAAUGUUCAUAUUCAAGAUGAUGAGUUUGCCCCAACUGUGAACUUGUUGAAGAGCUUUAAGAGCAAUACCAUAACUGUCAAAAAAGGAGCAGCCAUUGAAAUCCCUGCUGAAAUUGCUGGUCUGCCAUUGCCCACCUUUGAGUGGACAAAGAAUGGAGUUGUUCUUGAAAAAACAACUGAGACCAUGACACUUGAAUCUGAGGAGAUUGACAGACAAACUAUCAAAACCAAUAUUGCCAUUCCUGAAACUGUAAGACAAGACACAGGCCUAUACAAACUAGUUGCCACAAAUAUUCACGGGAAGGGCCAACAAACGAUCAGAGUUGAUAUUUUAGAUCGCCCCUCACCACCACGAAAUGUUGUGGUCUCUGAUGUUAAGGCUGAGUCUUGCUACCUCACUUGGGAUGCUCCAGAGGACAAUGGAGGAAGUGACCUCACCAAUUAUAUUAUUGAAAAGAGGGAUGCCAGCAAGAAGAAAUCGGACUGGGAACAGCUGACAUGUUGUAUUAUGGACAGACGCUAUGGGGUGUACAAGCUUGAUACCUAUGGCACUUACCAGUUCCAGAUAAAAGCAGAGAACAAGUUUGGAGUCAGUGAUGGGUGUGAAUCAGAGAAAGUUGUCCUCAAGGAUCCAUAUGGUCUUCCUGGUCCACCCCAGAGACCAAGAAUCAUUGAACAUACUCGUUCAUCUAUGCUUGUAGCUUGGGAUCCUCCAAAGGACAAUGGUGGCUCAACCAUUCAGGGCUACUGGCUUGAAAAGAGAGAGAGAGGAGCUGUAUACUGGAGUCGAGUCAAUAGGGCUUCUAUAACAAAGCCAGCUGUUAAAAGCUUAGAGUAUAAUGUUCUGCAUCUCAUUGAAGGUAUUGAGUACCAGUUCCGUGUGAUGGCACAAAAUGCUGCUGGCAUUGGACCCCCAAGUGAGGCAACAGAAUGUGUGUUUGCCUUGGAUCCAAGAAAUCCACCAAGCCAGCCACCUGCCCCGCAACUGAAAGACAAGACAGCAAGCAGUGUAUCUCUAGCCUGGGCUCCACCAGAUAAGGAUGGUGGAAGCCCCAUUAAAGGCUAUAUUGUUGAGGUUCAGGAUGAAGGCUCAGAAGAGUGGAGAAGAGUGAAUCAACCUGAUAAGCUCAUUCUCAGUACGUCUUACACUGUGCCAGAUCUAAAAGAGAACAAGAAAUGUCGAUUCAGGAUUGUUGCCGUUAAUGCUGCUGGUGAGUCAGAGCCAAGUCCCAGGACUUCUGACAUCGUGGUACAAGAUAUCCUGGAGAAACCCAUUAUUACGAUAGGCGUCUCAGCUCAUGACCUGCUUUCUUGUCAUGCUGGAACAACAAUUAAAAUCCCUGCCACCAUAUCAGGCAGACCUGUUCCAACAGUCAAAUGGGAAUACGAUGGAACUGCCCCAACAGAGAAGAAGAAUGAACAGCACACUCUUCCAGUGGAUUCAAAGAUCGCAUUGACUGAUACCACAACAGAAGUAACUAUCCCUGAGUGUAAGAUCAACCACUCUGGACAGUACAUAAUUACUGCUUCUAAUCAAGCUGGUACUAAAGUGGUUAAAGUCCGUGUAACAGUACUUGAUUUGCCUGGGCCUCCAAAAGAUCUCAAAAUCACUGACAUCACAAGAAGUACAUGCAGACUUACAUGGAAGCCUCCAGAUAAUGAUGGUGGUGAGAAAAUCAAGAGCUACUACAUUGAGAAGAAGACAGUUGAAGGAAAAGCCUGGACAAAGGUCAACCCAGCCUGUGCUAGUCAGUCCUUGGUAGUCCCAGACCUUGUUGAGGGACAAGACUAUUUGUUCCGUAUUCGGGCUGAGAAUCGCUUUGGUAUAGGACCUGCUCUGGAAACCUUCCAAAGGACAAGAGCAAAGGAUCCCAUCCAUCCUCCUGAUGCACCCACAAGAGUCAAAAUUGUUGAUGUGUCCAAGGGGACAGUGACUUUGACGUGGAAGCCACCCAGAAAUGAUGGUGGAUCCCCUGUAACUCACUACAUUGUUGAAAGACUUUGGUGGGAUUCUAGUGGAGAGCAGCGAGAGUCCUGGAGACAGUGCAAUAGACGUGACAUUGAUACUACAACCUUCAAAGUGGAGGACCUCCAUGACGGUGCUGAGUAUGAAUUCCGUGUCAAGGCUGUAAAUGAGGCUGGUGCAAGUAGACCAUCUUCUACUGCGGGACCCGUCAUCGUUAAGGACCAGACAAGGGCACCUUCUAUUGAGCUUGAAGAGUUCAUGGAAGUUGAGCAGGCUACAGAUAUUAACAUUGUCGCUAAGAUCAAGGGAUGUCCAUUCCCCACCCUUACCUGGCAGAAGGCCCCACCCCACAAAAGUGAUGCCAAAGUUGAUAUUGAAUAUGAUGAACAUAUCAAUAAGCUUGUGACUGAUGAUAGCUGCACUCUGCAGAUUCAGCAGGGCAAGCGCUUAGACACUGGUCUCUAUACACUCACUGCCAGCAACAGCUUAGGCAAGGUCUCCAAAGAGAUGAGACUUAAUGUUCUAGGACUUCCGGGACCUCCUUCUGCACCAAUCAAGUUUGAGGAGAUUCAUGCUCAAAAUAUUACUCUGUCAUGGCUACCUCCUAUAGAUGAUGGUGGCUCCAAAAUCACUAACUACACCAUAGAGAGACGUGUUGCCAAUAGAAAAACAUGGAUUCCUGUCCCAGGUGCACCCAAAGAGCGCAUGUUCACAAUUGAGGGUCUAAUGCCCGGCCAUGAGUAUGUGUUCCGCAUCAGGGCACAGAAUAAAUAUGGAGUUGGUGAACCUCUUGACAGUGAACCAGAGAUUGCUAGAGAUAUUUUCACUACUCCUGGCCAGUGUGAGAAACCAACCCUAUCAAGCAUUACAAUGGAUACAAUGACUAUAAACUGGGAAGAGCCAGAUACAGAUGGUGGUAGUCCAAUUACUGGGUAUUGGCUUGAGCGAAAAGAGACUACAUCAAAACGCUGGAACAGAGUCACCCGUGAUCCAAUCAGGCCCAUGCCUUUUGGUGUUUCUUACAAAGUCACAGGACUCAUUGAAGGCUCUCAGUACCUGUUCCGUGUGACUGCAAUCAAUGCAGCUGGAUGUGGACCCCCAAGUUUACCGUCUGACCCGACAUUUGCCAGAGAUCCAAUUGCUCCUCCUUCACCUCCAACCCCCAAAGUUACUGAUUGGACAAAGACAACAGUUGACUUGGAAUGGAUUCCACCUCUAAAAGAUGGAGGCUCAAAGAUCAUGGGUUACUAUAUUGAAUACAAAGAGGAAGGCACCGAGGCAUGGGUUAAGGCCAAAGAAAAAGAAGUCAGAGGAACCAAAUUUGUAAUCACUGGACUGAAAGAGAAUGGGUUUUACAAGUUUAGGGUUUUGGCAUUCAAUGCUGCUGGGUUAAGUGAACCAGGAGAAGUUGCUGAAGUCCUUGAAAUGAAGGAAAAAUUAAUUGCACCAGGACUUGAAAUGGAUGUGUCAAUGAAAGAGAGGAUUGUUAUUCAUGCAGGUGGUGUGAUUCGUAUCAUAGCAUAUGUGUCAGGCCAGCCUGCACCUACCAUCACAUGGAACAGAGAUGGUGGAGUUGUCCCACCAGAGGCUGUUGUUGAGACCACAUCAAUCAGCACUUCAUUAGUAAUUAAGAAUUGCACUAGAAGUCAAAAAGGUGUUUAUAGCUUAACAGCAAAGAAUGCUGGAGGAGAGGUGAAGAGGACUGUCAUUGUUGAUGUUCUUGAUGUUCCUGGUCCAGUUGGUAUACCUUUUACAGCAGAUAAUCUUAGUACUGACUCAUGCAAAUUGACAUGGUUCUUCCCAGAGAAUGACGGCGGUUCUCCUAUAUCUAACUACAUAAUUGAGAAACGUGAAGCUGAACGCAAAGCUUGGACAGCAUGCUCAUAUAAUGCCGCCAGGCAAAAUGCUGUGGUUAAUAAUCUUGUUUUAGGAAAAGGAUACUUCUUCAGAGUUGCAGCUGAAAAUGCAGUUGGAGUUGGUCCAUUCCGUGAAACUGCAUGUGAAAUUAUCAUCAGGGAGCGUUUAAGUGCACCAGACCGUCCAGAGGAAGUUGAGGUCACUGCUGUCACUAAAGAUUAUAUUAGUGUAACAUGGAAGCCACCAAAGAAUGAUGGCGGUUGUGAGGUGACUUCCUACAUUCUAGAGGCACGCAUGAUUGGCAAGGACAAGUUUAUGAGAUUGACCAAAGAGAAGUUGAUGGACAGGAGAUUCACCUUUGAUUGUCUCCGGGAGGGUGACAGCUAUGAAUUCCGUGUGAGUGCAGUCAACGAGAUUGGUCAGGGCAAGCCGUCCUUCUGCACCAAAGCAAUCACAUGCAGAGAUGAGCUUGAACCCCCAACAAUUGAAAUAGACUUCCGUGACAAAGUUAUUGCUCGUGUUGGAGAAAGUUUUGCUCUGCAAGGGCGGUACUCAGGCAAGCCAUCCCCUUCUGUUACAUGGUCAAGAGAUGAUGAGGAGCUGAAGGCAGAUCAACAUGUUCAGUUCAUGAAAACACCAACCACCAUGGGCCUUGGCAUUAUCAAGGCUCAGCGUGAACACAGCGGCAGAUAUUGUGUUACAGUUGAAAAUUGUACUGGGGCCCGCAAAGGCAUUUGCAAUGUCACUGUUGUUGACCGUCCAUUGCCACCUGAAGGUCCAGUUAUAUUUGACGAAGUUCAUAGAGAUCAUAUGGUGAUUUCUUGGAAGCCUCCUCUUGAUGAUGGUGGAUGCGAAAUUUCCAACUAUGUAAUUGAGAAGAGAGAUAUUAACAGGGACAUGUGGACCACUGUAACAUCUGCCACCACAAAAACCACCUGCAAAGUGCCCAAGCUUGUGGAAGGCCGUGUAUAUAUCUUGAGAAUCAGUGCUGAGAAUAUGUAUGGCAUCAGUGACCCACUGGAGUCUGAAGAAAUGAAGGCCAAGGAUCUUUUCAGAGUACCUGAGGCACCUGACGAGCCUACAGUUAAAGAAGUGUACCAUGACUCAGCGCUGGUUCUUUGGAACCGCCCUCGUGAUGGUGGCAAACCCAUUACUAACUACUACUUAGAAAAGAAGGAGCCUUCUGCUAAGAGAUGGGCCAGGGCGACUAGAGAUCCAAUCUACCCUGCUACCCAGUACAGGGUCCAAGAUCUCACUGAAGGCUGUGAAUAUGAAUUCCGUGUCACAGCAGAGAAUGAAAUUGGUACUGGAGAUCCUAGCCCUCCUUCUAAGCCUAUCCUAGCCAAGGAUCCUAUUGUUCUGCCUAGCCCACCUGUUCUACCUGAGGUCACUGACAAAACAAAGGAUUCUGUGAGUCUGUCAUGGCGUGUUCCUCGCCAUGAUGGCAAAGGCAAAAUCUUUGGAUACCUUAUUGAAUAUCAGAAGCCUGGCGCAAUUGAAUGGAUGCAGGCCAAUGAGACACCAGAGUCAUGCCCUGAUACCAAUUUUGUUGUGAAGAACCUACCAGAGGGUGAAGAAUUCCGUUUCAGGAUUAUGGCUGUGAAUGCAGCUGGAAAAUCUGAGCCUGCUUAUGUAAAGGAACCAGUUAAAGUGCACGACAGACUUGAGGAGCCAGAGUUACUGCUGGAUGCAAAUAUGUCACGGGACCAUCUUGCUAUGAUUGGAACAGAUAUCACACUAAGUGCUGUGAUUAAGGGUAUGCCAAUUCCCACUGUGUCUUGGAAGAAAAAUGGUGACGAUGUUCCUGCUCAUUGUGUUAUUGAAGUCACAGCACGUGGAAGUAAACUGCAUAUAAAGAAAUGUACCCGUGCUGACUGUGGAAACUAUACUAUAACCAUUCAAAAUGCAGCAGGCUCAAAGACAGCAACAUGCACAGUGCUUGUACUUGAUAAACCUGGACCGCCAAGAAAGCUUACUAUCUCAGAUGUUACAAGUGAGUCAGCGUAUCUAACCUGGCAAAAGCCAGAGGAUGAUGGUGGUGCUGUGAUCUCUCACUAUGUUGUGGAGAAAAAAGAUGUUGCUGCUGAGAAGUGGGUACCUGUCUGUGCCUCGUCCAAGAAGCUUAGCCUCAUGGCUUUAUACCUAAUGGAAGGUGUUCAGUAUUUAUUCCGUGUGGCAGCUGAAAAUCAGUUUGGAAGAAGUGCAUAUGUUGAAACCAACAAGCCUAUCAAAGCAGUUGAUCCUCUCUAUCCUCCUGGCCCUCCUAAGAAUUUGCACCAUGUAGAUGCAGAAAAAACUGAAGUAUGGCUUGAAUGGGAGUGGCCUGAUCGCACUGGUGGAAGUGAAAUUACUGGAUUUAUUGUUGAACAUCAAGUAGAAGGGGCCACUGAUUGGGUCACCUUCAAAACUGUCAGCAAUGCCAACUGCCAUGUUACUGGACUUGAAGAAGGAAAAACCUACAGAUUCCGUGUAAAAUCUCAAAAUGCAAUCGGCAUUAGUCGACCAGAUACCACUGUACCAAUUACUUGCCAGGAGAAAACUUCGGCACCAUCUAUUGAAGUUGAUGUGAAGCUCAUUGAGGGUCUUACUGUAAAGGCUGGAAGCACAAUUGUACUCCCUGCAGUGAUGAAGGGAAUACCAAUUCCAACACCCAAAUGGCUAAGUGAUGGCAAUGAGCUGAAAACGGAGGGCAAAUUCAAGAUUGAUACUGAAGGAACUUCAACAGUUCUAACCAUUGCUGAUUGUGCAAGGAUAGACAGUGGAGAAUAUAUACUUACUGUUUCAAAUCCUGCAGGAAGCAAAUCAGUUGCUCUCCAUGUAACAGUACUUGAUCUUCCUGGUCCUCCGCUUGGACCUGUCAACAUCCUUACGGUUACUCCUGAUCACAUGGUUAUCCAGUGGCGUCCACCUAAGGAUGAUGGCGGCACACCACUGAUGAACUACAUUGUUGAAAAGAAGGAUGUCAAGAAGUCUUGGGAGCCAUGGUCUGUUGUGAGUUCUGGAAGUAACAGCACCAAAGCUAAGGUGCCACGUUUAGAGAAGGGUCGUGAAUAUAUCGUACGCAUUCGUGCUGAGAACAAGAUUGGCAUUGGCGCUGCUCUUGAAAGUCCUCCCACUAUUGCCAAGCAUAUGUUUGAUCCACCAGGCCCUCCAGGGCGACCAACAUGUUCUGAUAUCACAGAAAAUGCUGUGACAUUGUCAUGGACUGAACCAGAAACCAAUGGUGGAAGUCCAGUUAGUGGCUACAUUGUGGAACGCAGGGAGAUGACUGGUAAAUGGAUUCGUGUAAAUAAAACACCAGUCUUGGAUCUUCGCUACAGAGUCUCUGGUCUUUCUGAGGGCAACAUCUAUGAAUUCAGAAUUUUUGCUGAAAAUGUUGCUGGUGUAAGUGAGCCUUCCUAUCCUUCAGACCAAAUAAAAGCCACACGCCCAAUUGCUCCUCCUGGACCUCCAAGUAACAUAAGACUGAAGGACUGGAGCAAGUCAUAUGCAGAUUUGGUGUGGACCAAGCCUAACAGAGAUGGUGGUAGCCCUAUUUUAGGCUAUGUUGUUGAAUGCCAGAAAUCUGGCUCUGCACAGUGGGACAGGAUCAAUAAGGACCUUAUCAAGCAAUGCGCUUUCAGAGUCCCUGGACUUAUUGAAGGCACAGAGUACAGAAUCCGUAUUAGAGCAUCUAACAAAGUUGGGGAUGGAGAGCCACGAGAGUUGACAGAGACAGUACUUGCCAAAGACAUCCUUGUUCCUCCAGAAAUUACUGUUGAUGUUGCUUGCCGUGACCUUGUAACAGUUCGGGCAGGACAGAUCAUCAGCCUUGUCACCAGAGUUAAAGGCAGACCCGAUCCUGAAAUCACAUGGACUAAGGAUGCUAGAGCCUUAGGCAGAGACAAGCGUACAGAGAUGAUUAACAACUUUCCACUUGCUGAACUAGUCAUUCAGGAUGCUUUACGAGGAGAUUAUGGAAAAUAUGCAAUUCAAGCUAAAAAUAGCAGUGGUCAAGCAAAUGCUACAAUCAUUGUUAAUGUGCUUGACAUUCCUGGAGCUUGCCAGAACUUGAAGGUUGCAUAUGUGACCAAGGAAUCCUGCAUGGUGUCUUGGGAAAAUCCAGAGGACAACGGUGGCACUGAAAUUACAAAUUACAUAAUUGAGUGUCGUCAACCUAGUCAAAGGGGAUGGACAAUUGUUUCAUCCGAUUGCACCAAACGUCUUGUGAAGGCUCCACUUGUUGAGAACUGUGAAUAUUUCUUCCGUGUUAGCGCAGAGAACAAAAUUGGUGCAGGACCGCCAACAGAAACAAAAACAGCAGUCCUUGCUGUUGACCCAGUUGAGAAACCUGGUGAUCCAGAGAAUUUCCAUAUCUCUGAAAUUGGAAAAACCUUUGUCUUCCUUAAAUGGAAAAAGCCAGAAUAUGAUGGUGGUAGUCGCAAUCUUGCUUAUCAUGUGGAAAAGAAACCAAAAGAAGCAGAAGAAUGGGAAAGACUCCACAAAGGUGCUAUUAAAGAGACAUAUUUCAUGGCUGACAGAUGCAUAGAAAACCAAAUAUAUCAGUUUAGAGUACAAACAAAAAAUGAAGGAGGAGAGAGCAACUGGGUGACUACCGCUGAAGUUCUUGUAAAGGAGGAACUUGCAGUUCCUGAGCUACAUGUCAAGUUGGAAGGUGUUCUGGUAGUUAAAGCUGGGGAUUCCAUUCCAAUUGAGGCAGAGGUUAAAGGCAAACCACAACCAGAUAUCAAAUGGGCUAAAGAAGGUGACUCUGUAGAUAUCAAUCGAAGUCCUCGACUACAGGUUGAGUCUGGUGUUAACUUCUCUAAAUUCCUGCUUACAAAUGCAAAAAGAGCAGAUGCUGGACAAUAUACUGUCACUGCAACAAAUGCCGCUGGAACCUGUACUGCUGAGGCUAAAGUGAAUGUUCUUGACAGGCCUGGGCCCAUUAGAGAUCUCAAGGUGUCAGGCAUUUCAGUGGAUAGAUGCAAGUUGGAAUGGGAAGAGCCCGAGGAUGAUGGUGGAUGUGAAAUUUAUAACUACAUCAUUGAGAAAUGUGAGACAAAGAGAGGUGUCUGGUCAAUUCAUUCUUCAGCUGUUAUUAAAAAAUCUGCUAAUGUAACUCGUCUAAUUGAAGGAAACGAGUACAUCUUCAGAGUAAGGGCAGAGAACAAGAUGGGGACUGGACCUGCUGUACAAACAGAGUCUAUUAUUGCAAGGACCCAGUUCAGUAGACCUGGUGCUCCAGAUGCGCCUGAGGUGACCAAAGUUGCAAAAGAUGAAAUGACAGUUGCAUGGUGCUCCCCUGAUAAUGAUGGUGGAAAACCCAUCACUGGUUAUAUUCUUGAAAAGAAAGAAGAACAUGGCAUUAGAUGGGCACCAGUUACUAAAUCUCCUAUUACCAGUACACAUUUGACUGUAACAGGAUUGUUGCCUAAUCAUGAAUACCAAUUCCGAGUAAAAGCUGAGAAUGAGAUUGGAGUUGGUGAUGCAAGCAAGCCAUCUAGAACAUUCACUGCAAGGGAUCCUGUUGGACCUCCUGGUCCUGUUGGAAACUUAAAGGUGACUGAUAGUUCCAAGACAUCAAUCACUCUUGGAUGGACAAAGCCUACACAUGAUGGUGGUGCUCCACUCAUUGGAUAUGUAGUUGAGCUCAGAGUCAAGGGUACAGGAAAGAAGGGGGAUGAAGGAUGGAAGAGGUGCAACAUUGCUGCACAGCUGAUUGGAACAGAGUUCACAGUAACAAGUCUGGAUGAGAAUCUUGAGUACGAAUUCCGUGUUUCUGCACAAAACCAGAUAGGUUUGAGCCAACCAACUAAUCUUGAGGGAGCUGUUUCUCCACGAGACAUUUUUGAGGCCCCUGAAGUUGUUUUAGAUGCUGAGCUAAAGAAAGGUCUUACUGUUAGGGCUGGCUGCCCAAUAAGAAUAGUUGCAACCGUCAGGGGACGACCACCUCCCAAGGUGCAAUGGAGAAGAAUGGGAAUUGAUAAUGUUGUCAAGAAGGGUCAUGUGGAUCUCAUUGACACAAUGACAUUCCUUGUCAUCCCUGAUACCACCCGUGAUGAUUCAGGCAAAUAUUCACUGACUGUAACAAGCCCAGCAGGGGAAAAAGCUGUAUUUAUCAAUGUAAAAGUACUAGACACACCUGGACCAGUUGUUGGUCUGGAGGCCACAGACAUUACAACGGUAUCUUGCAACCUCUCAUGGUCCCCACCUGAAAAUGAUGGCGGCAGUGAAGUAACUCAUUAUAUUGUUCAGAAACGUGAAAUAGAUCGCAAGACUUGGGCAACAGUUAAAACUGAUGUCGACAAAACAACAUUUAAAGUCAGCAACCUUGUACCAGGAACAGAAUAUUGCUUCAGCGUUACUGCAGUGAAUGCAUAUGGUCCAGGUGUUCCAAAAGCCACACAGAGAUCAUAUCUGGCUUCGGAUCCUAUCAGUAAACCUGACCCACCACAGAAGGUUGAUGUUUUGGAGAUUACUAAGAACAGUGCUAAGGUGGGCUGGGUGAAACCAAUGAGGGAUGGUGGAGCUAAGAUUGAUGGCUACAUAAUUGACUACCUUAUGCUUCCUGAGCCCAAAACAACCAAGGAACCAGUGGUGGGUGAAAGUGAGGUGGAGCCCGGUGCUGAACCUGUACCCCCCCCACCACCACCACCAGUGGUGAAGGAGGAAGAAGUCCAUGCGGAAAAGAAAGAAUGGACACCAUAUACUGUUGUGAAAGAUUUAUGUAUCUCUGUUGUUGGGCUGAAGGAGGGAAGGAAAUAUCGCUUCAGAGUAGCUGCAAGAAAUGCCAUGGGAGCUAGUCUUCCCACUGAAACCAAAGAAGCAUAUGAGAUUAAAGAACAAAUGUUGGAACCCAAGGUGAUCAUGUCAGAGCUUGUCACUGCAAAAGCAGGAGCAAAAGUGAGAGUUGAAGCUCUUGUAUCUGGGAAGCCAGCACCUGUGUGUCAGUGGAAGCAAGGAGAUGACAAUGUGGUCCCCUCAAGCCGCCUUGCAGUACACAAAUCCCAGAACAUGUGUGUGCUCAUCAUCAAAGAUGUCUCAAGAAUAGACAGUGGUCAAUAUAGCCUUGUUGCCGAGAACAGCUCAGGAAAGGUGGAACAAGUUAUGAAAAUUGUCAUUAAAGAUAUUCCUGGACCACCUGAGCCCCCAUUUGAAAUAAGUGACAUUGACUCUGAUGCCUGCACAUUGUCUUGGAACAAGCCACUUCAAGAUGGUGGUAGCAAUAUCACUAACUAUGUGGUUGAGAAAUGUAAUGUGAGCAGAGGUGACUGGGUUAAUGCCGUUUCCAGCUGUGGCAAGACCUGUUGCAGACUUGGGAAACUUGUUCCUGGAACGGAGUAUAUAUUCCGUGUUCGUGCAGAGAAUCGUUAUGGAAUUUCUGACCCCAUUACAUCUGAGAGGAUGAUAGCUAAAUUCCCAUUUGAUGUUCCUGGUGAACCCUUGAACUGUCGCAUUACAAAAAUAAAUAAGGACUGCAUGUUUGUGGCUUGGGAUAAGCCGGAGUCGGAUGGUGGCAGUCCAAUUACUGGAUAUUACAUUGAGCGAAAAGAGAGGAAUAGUCUCUUAUGGGUUAAGGCUAAUGAUUCAGUUGUGCGAACAACUGAAUAUCCUUGUGCUGGUCUAAUUGAAGGUCUGGAAUACACUUUCAGAGUAUCUGCUAUUAACCGUGCAGGACAGGGCAAACCAAGUGCAAAGACAGAUUUUGUCACAACAAGAACACCAGUGGAUGCUCCAGGUAAACCAGAGGUACUUGAUGUGACCAAAAACAGAGUUACACUGGUUUGGUCCAAACCAAAGAAUGAUGGUGGAAGCAAGAUCAUUGGAUACUAUGUUGAAGCCUUGAAGAUUCCUGGAGACAACUGGGUGCGAUGCAACACAAGCAGUCAGAAUGUACCUCGUGAAGAGUACACUGUUUCUGGAUUGGAUGAGGGUGCCCAGUAUCAAUUUAGGGUUAUUGCAAAAACAGCCAUUAACAUUAGCAGGCCAUCUGAAGUCAGUGACCCUAUUCUGGUGUCUGCAGAAAAUGUUCCUCCCAGAAUAGAACUGUCAAUACAGAUGAAGAAGAUGGUGCCAAAGAAAGCUGGGUCAGAUAUUUGCCUUGAAGCUGAAGUUUUUGGCAAACCGAUGCCAAAAGUUACAUGGAGCAAGGAUGGAAAAGUGUUGAGCAUGGAUAAAGAUAUGAAGAUGUCACAAAAGAGACACCUAUUUUCUCUAAACCUCACUGCAGUUACAAAACUCCAUACAGGGGUGUACAGCAUUCUUGCUGAGAACGCAAGUGGUUCUAAGACAGCAGACAUCCAGCUCACAGUUUUGGAUAUACCUGGUCCACCUGCCUCUAUCAAUUUAAAAGAGGUAUUUUCUGAUCGUGUAAAAUUGAGCUGGACAGCUCCACUUGCAGAUGGUGGUUCACCAAUUACAAACUAUAUUGUGGAUAAGCGUGAGUCAAGUCGGGCUAAUUGGGCCCAGGUUUCUGCUACAAUCAGCCGUGAUACCACUGAAUUUUGUGUGGAAAGGCUAAUUAUGGGUCAUGAAUACCAGUUCCGAGUACGUGCUGAAAACCGAUUUGGAGCUGGCGAUGCCAUCCUCUCGGAUCCUGUUGUUGCAAAAGACCCUUUCACUGUUCCUGGACAAUGUGAUCCACCAAUCAUUACAAAUAUCACAAAAGAGAAAAUGACUGUAAGCUGGAAGGAACCCUCUGAUGAUGGCAACUCUACUAUUCUUGGAUAUAUUGUUGAGAAGCGUGAAACCAAAGAAUUAAACUGGACCAAAGUGAAUAGGAAACCAUUACUUGCAAGAUCGCUUGAAGUUGGAGGUCUCUCAGAAGGGGCUCAAUAUGAGUUUAGAGUUAUUGCGGUUAACAAAGCUGGACUUGGAAAACCCAGUGAGCCAUCAAAUUAUGCUGCUGCAGUUGAUCCUAUUUAUCCUCCUGGACCACCGAUUUCCCCUAAGGUUACAGACACAAGUAACAGCACUAUUAGCUUAUCUUGGACUAAACCUGCAAAUGAUGGUGGAAGUGAAAUUUUGGGAUAUCUAGUUGAAUGCAGGAGAACAGAUACAACAGACUGGAUCAGAUGCAAUGUCCCAAAGAACCUACAGGACACACACUAUGUUGUCACUGGACUCUUGGAGAAAUCAGAAUAUCAACUACGUGUCAGUGCUGUGAACAAAGUUGGCUUUAGUCAGCCAUGUGAAGUCCCAGAUAAACAUGUUGCAAAGGAUGUGUUUGUUGCACCUGAGGCUGAACUUGAUGCAGUGCUGAAGGAUACAUUGGUGCUUCAUGCUGGUGCUCCAAUGAAACUUCAUGCCAAAAUUAAAGGCCGUCCUGUUCCAAAGGUCACGUGGGCCAAGAUGAACACCAACAUAAAGUACAGACAGGGAAUCGUCAUUAAAGCCACAGACACUGACACAAUGGUUUAUGUUGAAAAAGCUAAUAGAAAUGAUGCAGGAAAAUACAUUCUCAACCUUGAUAGUAUCAGUGGCAUGAAGAUGUACACAGUUGUUGUUAAAGUUAUUGAUACACCAGGCCCACCGCUAAACCUGAUGGUGAAAGAAACAACAAAGGACAGUACAUCUAUCAUGUGGGAUGAGCCACUAAUUGAUGGUGGAAGUGAAAUCACAGGUUACAUAGUAGAAAAACGUGAUGCAGAGAGAAAAGCAUGGUCCACAGUUUCAACCUGUGACAAAACAUCUUUCAGGAUUGAGGGCCUGGAGCCUGGUAGAUCCUACUACUUUAGAGUCAUGGCUCAGAAUAAGUAUGGUACUGGUGAGCCUAUUGAAACAGCAGAUGCUGUCAGAGCCUCUGAACAACCUGGACCAGUUUUGGACUUCAAGGCCUUGCUAGUAACCAGAGAUUCAUGCACGCUUUCAUGGAAGAAACCAGUUAGUGAUGGUGGUAGUCGAAUAAUUGCAUAUGUGCUUGAAGUUCUUAAUGGUGAGGACAAAUGGAAGGAGCUUUUAAGAUCCAAGAACAUGCAAUAUAGUGGUAAAGAUCUUCAUGAAGGAAGGGAAUACAAAUAUAGAGUAAUGGCAACCAACGAUGCGGGCGAUGGUCCAGUUAAGGAACUCUCAAUUGUGGCAAAGGAUGUUUUUGUUUAUCCCAGCUGUGAUUUACGGGAUUUGCCAAACUUGAGCUACAUAGCAAAAGAGGGAAGCACUGUUCGACUCAAGAUUCCUAUCAGUGGUAAACCUGUCCCAACAGUCUCAUGGAAGAAGGGUGAAGAUGAAAAUUUGACUGACACUGGAAGAGUUUGUGUGGAAUCUACUGCUGUUAAUACAACUCUCCUGAUUCGGGACUGCCAGAGGAGUGAUGCUGCAAAAUAUACUAUCACUCUUCGUAAUAGUGCAGGAUCAAAAGAAUCCUCUAUCUUUGUAAGAGUCGUUGGCAAACCAGGUAUUUGUACAGGACCUGUCAAGUUUAAGGAAGUAACAGCUGAUGGAGCUACCUUAAAAUGGGGUGUUCCUAAAGAUGACGGAGGAUCAGAAGUCACCAACUACAUUCUAGAGAAACGUGAUUCCAUUACAAAUAUGUGGGUAACUGUUUCCUCAGCAGCGGACACAAACAGUUAUAGAGUGUCCGGUCUCCACGAAGGAACGGAAUAUAUCUUCAGAGUUUCUGCAGAAAACAAAUAUGGAGUUGGGGAAGGUCUCAAAUCUGAACCUAUGGUUGCCAAGCAUCCAUUCAAUGUACCUGAUGCUCCGCCUGCACCACAAAUCUUGAGCAUGCGUCAUGACUCAGCAACUUUGGCUUGGUCUGAUCCACGAAAAACAGGCGGUUCACCAAUUACAGGAUAUCAUGUGGAAUUCAAGGAAAGAAACAGCAUGUUAUGGAAAAGAGCUAACCCAACACCUUUAAAAAUGAAAGACUUCAAAGUAAAAGGUUUAACUGAGGGCCUGGAAUAUGAGUUUAGAGUGAUGGCUAUAAAUUUGGCUGGUGUUGGUAAGCCAAGUCCUCCAACUGAGCCAAUGGUUGCAUUGGAUCCUAUUGAUCCUCCUGGUAAACCUGAUGUAAUCAGCAUCACAAGAAGUACCGUAACACUUCAAUGGACCGAACCUCAGUAUGAUGGUGGACACAGACUUACAGGUUACAUUGUUGAGAGACGUGACCUUCCUACCAAGGUCUGGGUGAAAGCCAACACUGUAAACGUUGUGGAAUGUGCAUAUACUGUGGCUAACUUGCAGGAGGGUUGCAAGUUCGAAUUCAGAAUCAGAGCCAAGAAUGCAGCUGGGGCAAUAAGUCCACCAUCUGAACAAACCGAUACUCUUGUCUGCAUGGAUGAAUAUGCGGCACCAACCAUUAUUAUUGACCCCACAGUAAAGGAAGGGCUUACGGUCAGAGCUGGAGACACAAUAGUUAUUACAGCAACAAGUAUUUUAGGCAAACCUGCACCAAGUUCUGUCUGGUCAAAAGGAGGAAAGUACUUCAAGCCAUCAGAUAUAUGCCAGAUUGAAACGACUGCUACGUCCUCUACUCUAUUUAUCAAAUAUGCAAGCAGAAAGGAUUCAGGGGAGUAUACCAUUACAGCAAGCAAUCCAUUUGGUGUCAAAGAAGAGAAUGUCAAAGUAAAGGUGUUGGAUGUUCCUGGGCCCCCGGGACCAAUUGAAACAAGUGGCAUAUCAUCUGAAAAGGUUACUUUGACCUGGGCACCACCUAGUGAAGAUGGCGGCUCUGCAAUUGAGUAUUACAUUCUAGAAAAGAGGGAAACAAGCCGUCUUCUUUGGACAAUUCUUGCAGAAAAGGUUAUUGACUGCCAUUUUGUUGCAAAUAAACUAAUCCAAGGGAAUGAAUACAUAUUCCGUGUAUCAGCUGUCAACCAUACUGGAGCUGGUGAUUUUUCAAAUUCAGAGCCUGUGAAAAUGGUGGAUAAUUAUGGCCCCCCAGGCCCCCCAGCAAGACCAGAGGUGGAAAAUGUUGGAGGUAGAACUGCUACAAUUACAUGGAAGAGACCAGCUGAUGAUGGAGGCAGUGACAUCACAGGUUACAUGGUUGAGAAGAAGGAAAGAAAGGGCAUAAGGUGGUCAAAAGCAUCAAAGAAGACUGUACCUGUCCUACAGUUUGAAGUACAGGGCCUCACAGAAGGAGAGGAGUAUCAAUUCAGAGUAACCGCUGAGAAUAAGGCCGGCUUUGGGGAACCCAGUGAGCCAUCACAACCUGUUAGAACAAAGGUCAUGGCAGAUGUACCCGGACCCCCAAUCAACCCAAGAGUCACGGAUACAACAAAAACCACAGCUGAACUGCACUGGGGCAAACCUGUUAAUGAUGGUGGCAUGCCUGUUACAGGCUAUACUGUUGAGCACAAAAAGGAUGGAGAAGAGACAUGGGUGAAGGAUACAACUACACCUUUAAUGAUCACAGAAUUUGUUGUUCCAAACUUGGAGAAUGGAGCAAAGUAUCAUUUUAGAAUUAGUGCCAUGAAUGCAAUGGGUGUUGGGGAACCAGCACAAACAGUAGAUCUUAUUGAAAUUGUUGAACGUCAAGUAAUCCCAGACCUAGAACUUGACAUUGAAUUGAGAAGAACACUAGUUGUCAAAGCCGGAUGCUCUAUUCGCAUAUUUGUUCCAAUUAAAGGGCGUCCAACUCCAUCUGUGACUUGGACAAAGGAGGAUACUGCUCUAAAAACCUAUGCAAACAUUGACAGUACAGAGUCUUACACUCUUUUAGUCAUUCCUGAUUGCAACAGACACGAUGCAGGAAAAUAUGACUUGACAUUAGAGAAUGUUGCUGGAAAGAAGACUGCCUAUGUGAAUGUUAAGGUUUUGGACUCUCCUGGGCCUCCUAUCAAUCUUAAACCCAAAGCCAUUGACAAGGAAAGCAUUACACUUCAGUGGGAACCACCUCUUAUUGAUGGUGGUGCAAAGAUUACUAAUUAUAUCAUUGAAAAAAGAGAAUCUACUCGCAAAGCAUAUGCUACUGUAGUUACAAAAUGUGCCAUGUGUUCUUUAAGAAUUCCAAAUUUGUUAGAGGGGUCAGAAUAUUAUUUCAGAGUAUCUGCAGAAAAUGAAUUUGGAAUUGGUGAAGCAGUAGAAACCCUAGAUCCCAUCAGAGCAUCUCAAGCACCAAGUCCCCCUGAAACAGUCACAAUUACUGAUGUUGGCAAAAACUCAGCUAGUCUUGCAUGGACCAAACCAAAACAUGAUGGUGGAAGCAGAAUAACUGGGUAUGUUAUUGAGGCUCAAAAAAAAGGAACAGACCAGUGGGCUCAUGUGACCACUGUAAAGUCUUUAGACUUUACUGUAAAGAAUUUAAAUGAAAAUGAGGAGUAUAUAUUCCGUGUCAUGGCUGUUAAUUUAUCAGGCAGAAGCCAUCCUCGUGAAAGCAAGCAUAUUGUUAUAAGAGAACAAAACACAGAACCAGAAUUUGACUUGCGGGGUAUCUGCCAGAAGACAGUCAUAGCAAAGGCUGGAGAUGACAUAAAGGUUGAGGUACCCGUAAUUGGACGUCCUAAACCAACCGUAACCUGGCAAAAAGACCAUCAAGCUCUCAAGUUAACACAGAGGACAAUGAUUGAAAAUACCUCUACUUCAACCAUCUUGAUUAUAAACGAAUGUUUAAGAAGUGACACUGGAGUGUACUCAAUUACAGGGAAAAACAUAGUUGGUUCAGUUACUGAUAACAUCAUAAUCAAAGUGCAUGAUGUCCCUGGACCACCUAGGGGACCAAUCAAAUUAGACAAAAUAUCUCGUGAUUCCAUUGAGUUCUCAUGGGAUUUGCCUGAAAAUGAUGGAGGUGUACCAAUAAAUAACUAUGUAGUUGAAAUAAGGGAAACCACCACUCAGAAUUGGACAGAACUGUCUACAUUGAUUAUUCGAACAACAUUUAAAGCAACUCGUCUAACAACAGGAGUGGAAUACCAAUUUCGCGUAAAGGCCAAAAAUAGAUAUGGUGUAGGACCUCCAAUUACCUCAGAGGCUGUUGUUGCAGCUUACCCAUUUAAGGUGCCUGGACCACCAGGCACUCCCAAGGUUGUCGAAUUCACAAAGGACAAAAUGACAGUUGGCUGGAAUGAGCCAGUUAAUGAUGGGGGAAGUGACGUUAUUGGAUAUCAUAUUGAAAGAAAAGAGAGGAACAGCAUUGUCUGGCAUAGAAUUAGCAAAGCUCGUGUGGUGGGAAACCUUUUCAAAACAACUGGACUGGAGCCUGGCACUGCAUACGAGUUCCGUGUGAUGGCUGAAAAUGUAGCUGGAAUUGGGAAACCAAGCAAAGCAUCUGAACCUAUGCUUGCUCUUGAUCCAGUGGAUCCACCCGGUCAGCCUGUACCAAUCUAUGUGUCUAAAAAUACAAUCACAAUUCAGUGGACAAAGCCUGAAUAUGAUGGUGGGUUCAAGAUUACGGGAUAUAUUGUGGAAAAAAGAGAUCUACCAGCUGGGCGCUGGAUAAGGGCCAACUUCACAAACAUUAUUGAAACCACAUUUACUGUUAGUGGUCUAACCAAAGACGCAUCCUAUGAAUUCCGUGUACUUGCAAGAAAUUCAGCUGGUGCUGUUAGCAACCCAUCAGAUGUAUCAGAUCCAAUAAUUUGUAAAGAUGACAUCGAAGAACCAAAAAUUAUGGUUGAUGCCAAAUUUAAGGAUGUUGUGCUUGUUAGGGCAGGAGAAGUCUUCAAACUUGAUGCUGACGUUUCAGGCCAGCCACUGCCAUCUAUGGUUUGGACCAAAGAUGGAAAGGACAUUGAAAACACUUAUAAACUGCAGAUAAAAAUGACAGACCUCACUGCUUCUUUGGUUAACAAGGACUCUCUUAGAAAAGAUGGAGGUCAAUUUGUUCUGACCGCUACUAAUGUGGGUGGAUUUGCUAAACAUAUAUUCAAUGUUAAAGUCCUUGAUAGACCAGGACCACCUAGAGGACCUCUUAUGGUUUCAGAUAUCACUGCAGAAAAAUGUGUGCUUACAUGGGCUCCACCUGAAGAUGAUGGUGGGGCAAACAUUGAACACUACGUAAUUGAAAAACGUGAGUCAAGCAGACUUGCUUGGACAAAUGUGGCAACAGACUUGCAGGUUACGCAGUACCAGGUAACAAAAUUGCUUAAAGGAAAUGAAUACAUUUUCAGAGUGAUGGCUGUUAAUAAGUAUGGAGUUGGGGAAGCCCUUGAGUCUGACCCAACAAUUGCAGAUAACCCAUAUGUUCCACCCGAUCCUCCACAAAUGCCUGAGAUUACAGCUGUCACAAAGGAUUCAAUGGUGCUUUGCUGGGGAGCUCCUGCAAACAAUGGUGGAAGUGAAAUUACUAACUAUGGCAUUGAGAGACGAGACAGAAUUGGUUUACGCUGGGUAAAAUGCAACAAGAGGAAAGUAACUGACUUACAUUUCAAGGUAACUGGACUUGUUCCAGGACAUGAAUAUGAAUUCAGAGUUUUUGCAGAGAAUGUAGCUGGAGUCAGUGCACCAAGUCCCUCAUGUCCCUACACAAAAGCCACAGACACACUGUUCAAACCAGGCCCACCUGGUAAUCCAAGGAUAUUGGACACAAGUAGUUCCUCCAUCACACUUGCAUGGAACAAACCACUGUAUGAUGGUGGCUCUGAAAUUACUGGAUACAUUGUUGAGACCUGUAUACCUGGAACUGAAGAGGAGGAAUGGACAAUUGUCUCUCCUAAAGAGGGUGUGAAAGCAACAUCAUUUACUAUAACAGCUCUUAAGGAGAAUCAGGAAUAUAAAAUAAAUAUCUCAGCUGUUAACAGUGAGGGUAUUGGAGAAGCAGCAUCUGUUCCUGGUUCACCAAAAGCUGAAGAGAGACUCUUACCACCAGAAAUUGACCUUGAUGCUGACCUCCGUAAAGUUGUGAACAUUAGAGCAUGUAACACCUUAAGGCUCUUUGUGCCAAUUAGAGGAAGGCCAACUCCUGAAGCCAAAUGGUCAAGAGAGAAUGAUGAACCUUUGGAUAGAGCUACAAUCGAGAGUACAUCAUCUUUCACAUCCUUAAUAGUUGGAAAUGUGAAUAGAUUUGACAGUGGUAAAUAUAUUUUGACUGUGGAGAACAGCUCUGGAAGCAAAUCAGUUUCUGUGACUGUUAGAGUUUUAGAUACACCUGGUGCACCACAAAACCUCCAAAUCAGCAAUGUUACCAAAGAAUCUGUCUCACUUAUAUGGGAUCCUCCACUAAAUGAUGGUGGCACAAAGAUUAAGAACUUCAUUGUUGAGAAACGUGAGGCAACAAGAAAGGCCUAUGCUACAGUUAAUGCUAACUGUCAUAAAACAACAUGGACUGUUGAUCAGCUUCAAGAAGGAUGCAAUUACUACUUCAGAAUACUGGCAGAGAAUGAGUAUGGCAUUGGUCUCCCUAUUGAAACCAGUGAAUCAGUCAAAGUAUCAGAAAAACCACUUCCUCCAAGAAAGAUUACACUUCAAGAUGUGACAAAGACAAGUGUCACACUGUCAUGGGAAAAGCCUGAACAUGAUGGAGGAAGUAGAGUAGUUGCAUAUGUUGUAGAGAUGCAGAGUAAAGGCAGUGAGAAAUGGACACAGGCCAUGAUUGUCAAGGUACCAGAGGCAAUUAUUUCUGGGCUUACUCCUGGUGAAGAGUAUAUGUUCCGUGUUUCAGCUAGAAAUGAAAAAGGUACCAGUGAUCCUCGCCAAAUUGGUGUUCCAGUGAUUGCCAAAGAUCUUGUAAUUGCCCCAUCUGCCAAAUUGUUAUUUACAACAUUUAGUGUUCUUGCUGGAGAAGAUCUGACAAUAGAUAUUCCAUAUAUUGCUCGUCCCAAAGCUGCAGUCUCUUGGAUGAAGGAUGCUACACCACUUAAGCAAACAAGCAGGGUUAACUUCUCUUCCACAGACAACCAGCUAAAUCUUGUAAUCAAAGAGGCAUGUAGAGAUGAUGUUGGCCAGUAUAGCAUCAAACUUUCAAACACAGCUGGUGAGACAUCAGUGAAUAUAGGAGUGGCUGUCCUUGGCAAACCUGGACCACCAGUUGGCCCAGUGAAAGUUGAAGCAGUAACAGCUGACAGUGUCACUAUUUCAUGGAAACCACCAGAGUAUGAUGGAGGAUGCACCAUUAAGAACUAUCUGGUGGAGAAAAGAGACACAUCCACAACAAACUGGGUAGUUGUAGCAGCAAAUCUAGCCAGAACCAAGGUUAAAGCUGGAAGGCUAAAAACAGGAACUGAAUAUCAAUUUAGAAUCACUGCUGAGAACAGAUAUGGCAAAAGCCCUCUGCUUGUCUCAGAGUGUGUUAUUGCACAGUACCCAUAUAAGCUUCCAGGACCGCCUGGAACACCGUUCAUUCAUUCUUCAACCAAAGACAGUAUGAUUGUGAUGUGGAAUGAGCCAGUUAUUGAUGGUGGAAGCACCAUUUUAGGUUACCAUCUUGAACGUAAAGAGAGAAACAGCAUUCUCUGGGUCAAGCUUAAUAAAAGUAUAAUCCAGGACACAAGUUACAAGACCACAGGCCUUGAGGAAGGCCUUGAAUAUGAAUUUAGAGUGUAUGCUGAGAACAUUGUUGGUACUGGAAAGGCAAGCAAAAUAUCACAGGGACAUGUCGCUCGAGAUCCUUGUGAUCCUCCUGGUACACCUGAGGCAGUUAAAAUGACAAAGGAUUCCAUCACUAUCAUGUGGACGAAACCCGAGUAUGAUGGUGGAAGCAAGGUCACAGGCUAUAUUGUUGAAAAGAAAGAAUUACCUGAAGGACGCUGGCUGAAGGCAAACUUCACCAAUGUUAUUGAGACAGAGUAUACUGCCACAGGUCUCACAGAAGACCAAAAAUAUGAGUUCCGGGUUAUUGCAAGAAAUGCAGCAGGAGUUUUUAGUGAUCCUUCAUAUAGCACUGGGCCCAUUACUGCAAAGGAUGAGAUUGAACCCCCUCGCAUCAGCCUAGACCCACAUUACACACAGGCAAUUGUUGUAAAUGCAGGAGAAUCCUUUAAGAUUGAUGCAGAUGUACAUGGAAAACCACUACCAACAAUUCAUUGGAUGAAGGGUGAUCAAGAACUAGGAAACACCAUUCAUCGUGAAAUUAAAAACACCACCAGCUUUGCAUGCUUGUCUGUAAAAGAAGCCAAGCUUGCUGAUGGUGGCCAGUACACUCUGCUGCUAAGGAAUCCGGGUGGUGAGAAAUCUGUCCAGGUCAAUGUCAAUGUUCUAGAUAAGCCUGGAGCACCAGAGGGUCCCAUAUCCAUUACAGGGGUUACCAGUCAACAGUGCUGCCUUGCAUGGAAACGUCCAAAACAGGAUGGUGGAAGCACAAUCACUCAUUACAUUGUGGAAAGUAGAGAGACAAGCAGACUCAUCUGGACUCUUGUUGAACCCAAAGUUCAAGCGGAAACUUUGAAAGUAGCAAAACUCCUUGAAGGCAAUGAAUAUAUUUUUAGGGUUUUCCCAGUGAAUAAGUUUGGAGUUGGUGAAGCACUUCAAUCUGACCCAGUUCUUAUUAAGGAUCCAUUUAUGCUUCCAGAUGCUCCAAAGGGAAUAGAGGUCUCUGAUAUCAAGAAAGACUCAAUGCUAUUAAGUUGGGAGGCACCUACAAGUGAUGGUGGCACACCUGUCACUGGAUAUAUCAUUGAAAAACAUGACAAGGAGGGUGUUAGAUGGAUCAGAUGCAACAGGAAAACGGUCACAGACCUAACCUUCAAAGUCACUGGGCUACUUGAGGCCCACCUCUAUGAAUUUAGAGUUGCAGCUGAAAAUGCUGUUGGGGUUGGUGAGCCUAGCUCAGCAACAGUAUUCUAUAAAGCUCUGGAUCCAGUGUUCAAGCCAGGUCCCCCACAUAAUCCUAAGGUGAUAGACACAACCAAAUCAUCCGUGUCACUUGCAUGGGGGAAACCUAUUUAUGAUGGUGGAUGUGAAAUCCAGGGAUUUAUUGUUGAGUCAUGUGAGGUAAAAGCAGCAGCAGUGGAGAUAAAACCUGCUCAGGAAGCUGCCGUUGCAGAGGCUGUCCCAGUGGCUGAAGAAUGGACUAUGUGCACCCCAGCAACUGGUGUUAAAUUAACACAUUUUACAGUACAAAAUCUCAAAGAAAAACAGGAAUACAAGUUCAGAGUAUGUGCAGUUAACAAGGUUGGUGUUGGUGAGCAUGCAGAUGUUCCUGGUCACAUUCAGCCAGAAGAUAAAACAGAGGAGCCAGAUCUGGAUAUUGAUCCAGAGUUUAGAAAGCUUGUCAGUAUUAAAGCUGGGCGAUCUCUCAGAAUUUUUGUUCCCAUUAGAGGACGUCCUACACCACAAAUUAAAUGGGAGAAGGAUGACUGCCCCAUUAAAGAGACAGCACAUGUUGAGGUCACGAGUGGUCACACUUCUCUUGUGAUUGAUAAAUUAAAUAGAAAUGACAGUGGAAAGUACACUGUGAUUGCAGAAAACUCAUCUGGUAUAAAGUCUGCAACCAUCAUUGUGAAAGUUCUUGAUACUCCUAGUGCUCCAGUUAACCUUAAAGUUCAGGAAAUUACAAGGGAGUCUGUCACUCUUUCAUGGGAACCUCCUGCCUUGGAUGGAAGUGCUAAGAUAAAAAAUUAUAUUGUUGAAAAGCGUGAAACUACAAGGAAAACCUUCUCUGCUGUUGUAACAAAUUGCCAUAAAUUGUCUUGGAAAAUUGAACCACUUCAAGAGGGCUGUUGUUACUAUUUCAGAGUCCUUGCAGAGAAUGAACAUGGUAUUGGAAUACCUGCAGAUAUUACUGAUCCUCUGAAAGUAUCAGAAGUGCCACAAUGCCCUGGAAAAUUAAGCAUUGUAGACAUUACAAAAACAAGUGUCUCUCUUGCUUGGGAAAAACCACUGCAUGAUGGUGGCAGUAGAAUUCUUCAGUACCUUGUUGAAAUGCAAGUGAAAGGAAGUGAAAAAUGGUCAGGUUGUGCAAAUGUAAAAACACUAGAGGCUGUUAUUAAUAACUUGAACCCAGGUGAGGAGUACACUUUCAGAGUAAUUGCUAUUAAUGAAAAAGGAAAGAGUGACCCAAGAACCCUUGCAGUCCCAGUACAAGCAAAGGAUCUUGUUAUUGAACCAGAUGUUAGGCCUGCAUUUAACAAUUACAGUGUUCUUGUUGGAAAAGACCUGCAAGUUGAAAUUCCAAUUUCUGGACGCCCUAAACCGAAGGUGACAUGGAUAAAGGAUGGUACAUCCCUAAAAUUCACAACAAGAGUGAACAUUUCAAAUACACCACAUAGUACAAUUCUUAGCAUCAAAGAAGCUACCCGAGAGGAUGGUGGCAUGUAUGGAAUCAAUGUGUCAAAUGUUCUUGGGCAAAAAGAUGCAACACUUGAAAUAAUCACACUUGACAAACCAGGACCACCAUGUGGUCCUGUAAAAUUUCUUGAGGUCACAGUAUCAAGUGUUACUCUGUCAUGGGAACCACCAAAGUACACUGGUGGUUGCCCAAUUUCAAACUACAUUGUACAAAAGAGAGACACAACUACCACUACAUGGGAGAAUGUUGCAGUUUCUCUGGCAAGAACAACACUGAAAGUCUCCAGACUAAAAACUGGGGCAGAGUAUCAGUUCAGGAUUAUUGCUCAAAACAGAUAUGGCAAGAGCUAUGGCUUAGAUUCCCCAGCUGUUGUUGCACAGUACCCAUAUAGGGAACCAGGGCCACCUGGUACUCCAUUUGUGUCCUCUCUGUCAAGAGAUCACAUGGUUGUUGAGUGGCAUGAACCUGUUUCAGAUGGAGGCAGCAGCAUUAUUGGAUAUCACCUUGAAAGAAAAGAGAGGAACAGUAUCCUUUGGACAAAGAUCAACAAGACCUUGAUUCAAGAAACAAAAUUCAAAACUAGUCCUUUGGAAGAGGGAAUUGAAUAUGAGUUCAGGGUCUAUGCUGAAAAUAUUGUUGGAAUUGGUCGGUGCAGCAAAAUUUCAGAGGGGUAUGCGGCCCGUGAUCCAUGUGAUCCACCUGGCACCCCAGAAGCUAUUCAUGUUAGCAAGGAUUCAAUAUCAAUCCAAUGGACAAAGCCAGAAUAUGAUGGAGGAAGUGUGAUAACUGGUUAUACUGUUGAGAAGCGUGAUCUGCCAGAGGGACGUUGGGUGAAAGCUAGUUUUACAAAUGUCAUUGAAACCCAAUUUACUAUUAGUGGGCUUACAGAGGGAGCUAAAUAUGACUUUAGAGUAAUUGCAAAAAAUGCCGUUGGCACCAUUAGCAAACCAUCUUUCAACAGUGGACCUAUUGCUGCACUGGAUGAAGUAGAGCCGCCAAAGUUUUCAAUUGAUCCUGAAUAUACUCAGAUCAUUAUUGUGAAUGCUGGGGAUACAUUCAGACUUGAUGCAGAUGUACAUGGCAAACCGAUACCUACAAUGCAGUGGUUCAAGGGUGAUAAAAAACUUGAAAACACAAUGAGAUGUGAGAUCAAAAACACUGAAACCCGGGCUAUGAUUGUCUUAAAGGAUGUGCUCAGACAUGAUGGUGGGCAAUAUACCCUUCACCUCACCAAUGUCGCUGGCUCACAAACUGUUGCAUUCCAGGUAAAAGUACUGGACAAACCGAGUCCACCAGAAGAACCUCUUCGGGUCACAGGUGUAUCAAGUGAUAAAUGUACACUGUCAUGGCGUCCCCCGCAACACGAUGGGGGAAGCCCCAUCACUCAUUAUAUAAUUGAACGACGUGAAACAAGCCGCCUUGCUUGGACCAUUGUCUCAGCUGUUUGUAAAGCCACAAUGUUCAAAGUGACAAACCUUCUUGAAGGCAAUGAAUAUAUCUUCCGUGUCAUGGCUGUCAACAGUUAUGGUGUUAGUGAGCCAAUUAAUACUCCAUCUGUAAUUAUGAAGAAUCCAUUUAUAGCCCCUGGAUCACCACAAAUUCUGGAGGUGACCAACAUUGCCAGGGAUUCUAUGACUGUGUGCUGGAGUGCACCAGAGAAUGAUGGUGGAAGUGAAAUUGUUGGCUAUAUCAUUGAAAAGAAGGAUCGUUCUGGAAUCAAAUGGACCCGAUGCAACAGACAAAAAGUCACUGAUGUAUGUUUCAGAGUGCAAGGCCUUAUAGAGGAUCAUGAGUAUGAGUUCAGAGUGUCAGCUGAAAAUGCAGCUGGAAUUGGUGAACCCAGCUUACCUACAUCAUACUACAAAGCUUGUGAUCCUAAAUAUAAACCUGGCCCUCCCACACAUGCACAUGUAAUUGACACCACAAAGAGCUCCAUUUCACUGGCAUGGGGAAAGCCUCUUAAUGAUGGUGGAAGUGCUAUUCAAGGAUACAUUGUUGAGAUAUGCAAAGCUGAGGAGGAUGAAUGGACUAUGUGUACUCCACCAACUGGCCUGCGUGUUAAUAAAUUUGAAAUAACCAAACUAACAGAACAACAGGAGUAUAGGAUUCAGGUAUGUGCUAUCAAUAAAUUAGGUGUGGGUGAGCCUGCAGUUAUUCCUGAGCCUGUGAAACCAGAGGACAAACUUGAAGUUCCUGAAAUUCAUCUUGAUUCAGAGUUGAGGAAAGGUAUAGUUGUCCGUGCUGGGGGAUCAUUUAGAAUCAGUGUGCCUUUCAAGGGAAGACCAACACCAGAGAUUAAAUGGACUAAAGAUGAAGGGGAUUUGUCGGAGAAGGCCAUAAUUGAGAAGGGUUUCAAUUUCACACUGCUUUCAGUUGACUCAUGUGACAGAAAAGAUUCUGGAAAAUAUACUGUGUCCCUUAAAAAUAGCAGUGGCACUGCAUGUGAAUUUGUGUCAGUAAAAGUUUUAGAUACACCAGGAGCUCCACUUAACUUGGUGGUAAAAGAUAUUAAGAAAGACUCUAUUACACUUGUUUGGGAUCCACCACUUAUUGACGGAGGUGCAAAAAUCAAAAACUAUGUUGUUGAUAAGCGUGAAUCUACAAGAAAAGCAUAUGCUAAUGUCACAACAAAGUGUAGCAAGACAAGUUUCAAGGUAGAAAAUCUUGCAGAGGGGGCUCUAUACUACUUUAGAGUCAUGGCUGAAAAUGAAUAUGGAAUUGGUCUACCAGUUGAAACCAAGACUGCAUCCAAGGCUUCUGAAGUACCUCUAUCAGUAGGAAAGAUCAUGUUGACUGAUGUUACCAAAGUAAGUGCAUCACUGGCCUGGGAGAAACCAGAGCACGAUGGUGGAAGCAGGAUUGUAGGCUACUUGAUUGAAAUGCAGCCCAAGGGAACAGAAAAGUGGGGUGUAGCAACAUCUGUCAAAACAUGUGAAGGCACUGUCACUGGGCUAACAGCUGGUCAAGAAUAUUUGUUCCGGGUUCUUGCUUAUAAUGAGACAGGAAAGGGUGAGCCAAAGCUUCUUGCUGCUCCUGUCAUUGCCAAUGACUUAACUAUUGAACCAAGCCUAAAAGUACAGUUUAGUACAUACAGUGUCAAAUCCGGUGAUGAUCUUAAAUUGGAAAUACCUGUAUUUGGACGUCCCAAGCCAAAGGUUACUUGGAUGAAGGAUGGACAAGCUCUUAAAGUGACAUCAAGAAUCAAUACUUCAAACACACCAACAUCGGCCAUUCUACAGAUUACUGAAGCCAGUAAGGAUGACUUUGGAAAGUAUACAAUUAGUGCAACAAACAGCACUGGUACUAUUACAGAAGAAAUUGGAAUCAUAAUCCUUGAUAAGCCUGGUCCACCAACUGGCCCUAUUAAAGUGAAUGAAGUAAGCAAUAGCUUUGUAACAAUCUCAUGGGGACCUCCAUCUUACACAGGAGGCUGCCAGGUGAAGCACUAUAUUGUUGAAAAGCGAGACACCACUACCACAACAUGGGAAGUUGUAGCUGGAUCAGUUGCCAGAACAUCUCUUAAAAUAUCAAACUUGAAAACUGGUGCUGAGUACCAGUUUAGAGUCAUUGCUGAAAACAGAUAUGGCAAGAGUUCUUCUUUGGAGUCAAAGGCAAUUGUGGUUCAGUAUCCAUACAAAUCUCCUGGGCCACCUGGAACUCCAUAUGUGAAAUCUGCCACCAAGGAUCAAAUGAUAAUUGAGUGGAAUGAGCCUGUCAAUGAUGGUGGAAGCUCAGUAAUUGGCUACCACUUGGAAAGCAAAGAACGGACUAGUAUCUUGUGGACAAAGUUGAACAAGACUCUCAUUACAGACACCAUGUUUAAGAUAUGUAAUCUUGAGGAAGGAAUUGGUUAUGAAUUCAGAGUAUAUGCUGAGAACAUUGUUGGUAUUGGCAGAGCGAGCAAGGUUUCAGACAGUUUUGUGGCUCGUGAUCCAUGUGAUCCACCUGGUACUCCAGAAGCUAUUUCUAUUUCAAAAAACCAUGUGGUAAUACAAUGGACAAAACCUCAAUAUGAUGGUGGCAGCAAAGUAACAGGAUACAUUGUUGAAAAGAGAGACUUGCCUCAAGGCCACUGGAUGAGGGUCAACUUUACCAAUGUGAUUGAGACUGAAUUCACAAUCAGUGGUUUAACAGCAGACCAACAGUAUGAAUUUAGAGUAAUAGCAAGAAAUGCUGCUGGUAUUUUCAGCGAGCCAUCUGAAAGCACCGGUCCAAUUACCACAACAGAUGAAAUUGAACCUCCAAGUGUUUCAAUGGAUCCUAAAUACCAAGAUGUCAUUGUUGUCAGUGCUGGAGAAAAUUUAGUUCUUGAUGCAGAUAUUCAUGGAAAACCCAUUCCUGAUGUUCAGUGGCUGAAAGAAGGAAAGGAAAUGGACAGGACACUACGCAUUGAAAGAAAAACAACACAGAAAAGUGCCGCUAUUACUGUCAAAGACUGUACACGAUUAGACAGUGGUCAUUAUGACCUUGUAUUAAGAAACACUGGUGGAACAAAAACAAUUCCCAUUACAGUAAGGGUCCUUGAUAGGCCAGGCCCACCCACUGGACCACUAAAUAUAACUGGUAUAAUGUCUGAUAGAUGUAAUCUGAUUUGGACUGCGCCUUCUCAGGAUGGUGGUGCUAAUAUUUCUCACUACAUUCUUGAGAAGAGAGAAACUAGCAGGUUAUCAUGGACUCAGGUUGAUUCAAAUAUUCACACUACCAGUUAUAAGGUGACAAAGCUCCUGACAGGUGAUGAAUAUAUUUUCAGAGUUAUGGCUGUCAAUAAAUAUGGAAUUGGUGACCCACUGGAGUCUGAAGCAAUAAUUGCCUGCAACCCAUACAAGCCACCAAGUGCACCAUCAACACCAGAAGCAAGUGAGAUAACAAAAGAUUCAAUGGUUCUAUCAUGGAAUGUUCCAGAGAGUGAUGGUGGAACAGAAAUUAUUGGUUAUCACCUGGAGAAACGUGACAAAGACGGUGUAAGAUGGACCAAGUGCAACAGGCAGAAGCUUUCUGACUUGCAUUUCAAAGUAACUGGUCUUUCAGAGGGGCAUUUCUAUGAAUUCCGUGUGGCUGCAGAGAAUGCUGCUGGCGUGGGUGUACUAAGUGACUUAUCUCUGUUCUAUAGAGCAGUCAAUGCAACAACUCCUCCUGGUCCACCACAUCAUCCUAAAGUAACAGAUUAUUCAACCUCAUCUGUGUCUCUGAUUUGGGGUAAGCCAGCUACAGAUGGCGGGGCAUAUAUCAAAGGUUAUAUUGUUGAGAUGAAAGAGGCCACUGCAGAAGAAUGGACCACAUGUACACCUCCAACAGGUUUACAGGCAACAUGCCUAACAGUGGAAAACAUCAAAGAAAAUGCUGAGUAUAACUUCCGGGUAUGUGCCUUCAAUUCAGAAGGAGUUGGAGAACCUGCUGACGUUCAUGGCUCUGUAACUGCUACUGAAAGAAUUGAGACACCAGAGAUUGAACUCGAUGCGCAUCUUAGAAAAACUGUCUCUGUUCGUGCAGGUGGAUCACUUCGUCUGUUUGUUAAAAUUAGAGGUAGACCUGAACCAUCUGUGAAAUGGGAAAGAGAAGAGGGGGCUUUAACUGAGAGAGCGGUGAUUGAAACUACUAGUUCAUAUACCAUGCUUGUAAUUGACAAUGUCAAUAGAUUUGAUAGUGGGAAAUAUGUUCUAUCACUUGAGAAUAAGAGUGGCACAAAGUCAGCAUUUGUGAAUGUCAGGGUGCUUGACUCACCAAGUGCGCCACAGAAUUUUGAUGUCAAAGAAGUUAAGAAAGACUCAGUGACUCUCUACUGGGAACCUCCUCUUACUGAUGGUGGAGCCAAAAUAACCAAUUACAUUGUGGAAAAGCGAGAAUCUACAAGAAAAGCUUACACAACUGUCACAAGCAACUGCAUGCAAAAUUUCUUCAAGAUAGAAGAACUUCAAGAGGGAGGAAUAUUCUACUUCCGAGUGUGUGCUGUUAAUGAGUAUGGCUUUGGUUUGAUGGCAGAAACAAAAAAUCCAGUCAAAGUUGCCCAGGUCCCUAUGUCACCAGGAAAGGUGACACUUGUGGAUGUUACCAAGAACAGUGUGACUCUUGCAUGGGUGAAACCUGCCCACGAUGGUGGUAGUAAAGUUAUUUGCUACAAUGUAGAGAUGCAGUCAAAAGGCACAGACAAAUGGGUUGCAUGCACUACAGUGAAAGUUCCAGAAGCUACUGUGUCUAACCUUACACCUGCUGAAACAUACUCUUUUAGAGUAAUUGCAUUGAAUGAGAAAGGCAAGAGUGAACCCCAAGAACUUGGUGUGCCUGUUCGUGCUACAGACAUAGAGAUAGAGCCUUCAAUUAAUCUGCUCUUCAACACUUACAGUGUUAAGGCAGGAGAUGACCUUAUUAUUGAAGUUCCUGUAAGAGGCAGACCAAAGCCAGUGGUUUCAUGGAAAAAGGAUGACCUACCUCUUAAGCAAACAAGUUCUCUCACAAUAAAAAAUACCACAGUAUCAAGCAAGAUUGUAAUCAAAGAAGCUUCUAUUGAGCAUGUUGGGAAAUAUGAAAUCACCCUAGCUAAUACAGCUGGCACCAUUUCCACAGAUAUCAAUGUUGUGGUUCUUGACAAGCCAAACCCACCAGCUGCAGUAAAGGUUGAUGCUGUGACUGCUGACUCCAUUACUCUUUCAUGGUCUCUCCCUGAAUAUGAUGGAGGGUGCUCCAUUAAUAACUAUAUGGUUGAGAAGAGGGAUACCAACACAACAGUAUGGCAGAUUGUUUCAUCAAACAUUGCCAGAAAUUCAGUCAAGGUAUCUCGACUGACUCAUGGUUCUGAAUACCAAUUCCGUAUAUAUGCAGUGAACCGCUAUGGAAAGAGUAAGCCUAUUGACUCUCCUGGAAUUACAGCAGAAUAUACAUUCAAGCAACCUGGGCCACCUGCUACUCCCCGUGUGGCUCAUGCUACCAAGUCCUUCAUGCUUGUGACAUGGAAUGAACCAGUUAAUGAUGGAGGUAGCACAGUUCUUGGAUAUCAUUUGGAACGCAAGGAGAGAAGCAGUAUUCUAUGGACAAAGGUGAAUAGGAUUCUCAUCAAAGAUACUGAAUUUAAAGUAACUGGCCUUGAAGAGGGCAUGUUUUAUGAGUACCGAGUAUAUGCUGAAAACAUUGCUGGCAUUGGAAAGGUCAGCAAAGUUAGUGAGGCUAUAGCUGCUAGAGAUCCAUGUGAUCCUCCUGGUCAACCAGUGGUCACAAGCAUUACUAGAUCUUCUGUCUCUCUCUCUUGGACAAAGCCUGAAUAUGAUGGAGGGGCCAAAGUUACAGGUUAUAUAAUUGAACGUAAAGAUCUUCCAGAUGGUCGCUGGAUGAGAUGCAACUUUACCAAUGUUCCUGAAACAUACUUUGAUGUUACUGGUCUUACUCAAGAUCAGCAAUAUGAUUUCCAUGUCACUGCGAAGAAUGCUGCUGGACAGUUUAGUGAGCCAUCAGAUAACACAGGCCCUAUCACAGUCAAAGAUGAUGUAGAUCCACCACGAAUUAUCAUGGAUGUCAAGUUUAGAGAUGUUGUUGUUGUGAAAGCAGGAGACACCCUAAAGAUCAGUGCUGACAUUGCUGGACGCCCAUUACCAGUGGCAUCAUGGACAAAGGAAGGAAAAGAGAUUCAGCUCAGUACAAGAAUUCAGAUAGCUGCAACAGAUACUAGCACUAUGAUAGUAGUGAAAGACUGCAAAAGGAGUGACUCUGGAAAGUAUGCCUUAACAUUACAGAAUGUCGCUGGUACAGUAACUAUGCCGGUGAAAUGCGUGAUCCUUGAUAAACCUGGACCUGCAGCAGGACCUUUGUCAGUAACUGAGCUCACUGCAGAGAACUGCACACUGUCAUGGGGACCACCACAAGAAAUUGGUGGUGCAGAUGUCACACAUUACGUUGUUGAGAAAAGAGAGACCAGCAGUUUGGCAUGGAUAAUUGUACAAGGAGAGGUAAAAACUAGAACAUGCAAGGUCACAAAGCUCCUCAAAGGCAAUGAAUACAUAUUCAGAGUUUUGGCUGUAAAUAAAUUUGGACUUGGUGAACCUCUUGAAAGUGAACUAGUCAAAGUCAUUGAUCCAUUCACCUUUGCAACAGCACCAACAAAUGUUGAAGUAACAAAUAUAUCCAGUGAGGAGAUGACUGUAACUUGGGCUAAGCCUGCUUCUGAUGGAGGCAGUGAAAUAUGUGGCUAUGUGAUUGAACGACGUGAGAAAUCAAGUCUUCGAUGGGUCAGAGUCAAUAGGGAGCUUGUAAAAGAUGAGAGAGCUAUAGUAUCCAAACUAAGAAAAGGAAGUGAAUAUGAAUUUAGAGUAUUUGCAGAGAAUGCUGCAGGUUUAAGUCCUCCUAGCGAGCCAUCUGCUCCAGCUACAGCAAAGGAUGCUUUACUUGUGCCAGCCCCACCAUCUAAACCAAAGGUUCUUGACUACACAAAGAGUUCGAUAACAAUUACCUGGAACAAGCCAUUGUCAGAUGGUGGAACACCAGUCCUUGGAUACAGAGUGGAAUACAAGAAAACAGAGGAUGAGGAAUGGGCUGUUGCCAUUCAGAUGACAAAGAGCACUGAGUACACUGUUUCUGGUCUUACAGCUGAUCUGGAAUAUGUCUUUGCAGUUAAAUCAAUAAACAAAAUAGGCCUAAGUGAGCAAUCCCCAGUUUCCGAACCACAGGCAGCAACAGACAGAAAGGAGGAACCAGUAUUCGAUGUUGAUAUUGAGAUGAGGAAAAUGCUGAUUGUCAAGCAUGGCAAUUCAUUCACAAUGACAGCACCAUUUAAAGGAAUACCAGUGCCUUCUGUCACAUGGUCUAAAGAAGGUGUUGACCUCAAAUCCAGAGCUACAGUUGAAACAACUGGAAAAUAUACAUCCCUAACUAUUGAAAAGGCAACAAGAAAUGACUCAGGACAAUAUACUGUUACACUGGACAAUGGUGUUGGAACUGCAACUUUGCCUGUGGUUGUCAAAGUACUUGAUUCCCCGGGACCACCAGUUAAUGUGAAGAUUAAAGAUGUGACAAAAGAUUCUGCCACAGUUACUUGGGAAGUCCCAGAAAAUGAUGGGGGUGAUGCUGUAAAAGCCUACCAUGUUGAAAAACGAGAAGCUAGCAAAAAGGCCUGGGUUUGUGUAACCAAUAACUGCCACAAUCUGGUCUACAAGGUAGAGGACUUGCAAGAGGGUGCAAUCUACUAUUUCAGAGUCAUUGGAGAGAAUGAAUUUGGUAUGGGUGUACCUGCUGAAACAAAAGAUGCAACUAAAAUAACUGAAAUACCAAGCCCACCUGCCAGACUUGGAGUAGCUGGAGUAACAAAAGACAGUGUUACAAUAGUAUGGUCAAAACCAGAGCAUGAUGGUGGAAGCAGAAUUACAAGCUACCUCAUUGAUGCUCUAGAGAAGGGACAGCAAAAGUGGGUGAAGUGUGCCACUGUAAAAACCAAUACUCACACAAUCAAAGGUUUGCGAGAAAAUGCAGAGUAUUUCUUCAGAGUUCGUGCUGAGAAUCAUGCAGGACUCAGUGAUCCAAAGGAAAUGAUCAUUCCUGUAAUUGUAAAAGAUCAACUAAGUGCCCCUGAAUUUGAUAUGAAGAACUUCCCACACAACACUGUUUAUGUGAGGGCAGGAUCAAAUCUGAAAUUUGAGCUUCCUCUCACUGGCAAGCCCAUGCCAAAGGUGGCAAUGACAAGAAACAAUGUUCCAGUGAGGUGUGGAAAGAGAUUUAGUUUUGAAGUAACACCUGAUAGUCUUAAUAUCAGCCUCAAAGAAAGUAUUGCAAGUGAUGCUGGAAGAUAUGACAUUGUUGCCUCCAAUACCAGUGGAACAACCAAGAUGUUCAUUAACAUACUGGUGUUAGAUAGACCAGGUCCUCCAGUCGGUCCAGUUGAAAUCAGUGAUGUUGGAGAAACAUCACUAUGCCUAAAAUGGUUACCACCUGUAUAUGAUGGCGGUAGUCCAGUGACCAAUUAUGUUGUGGUCAGACGUGAAACAAGCACACCAGCUUGGGUAGAGGUGUCAUCGACAGUUGCCAGGAAUGCAAUUAAAGUCACCAAAUUAACAAAGGGUGAAGAAUACCAAUUCCGAAUUAAAGCGGAGAAUCGCCUUGGUAUCAGUGAUCACAUUGACUCUCAAACUGUCAUUGUGAAACUUCCAUACACGAUUCCUGGGUCACCAUCAACACCAUGGGUGAGUUUUGCUUCAAGAGAAAGCAUUACAGUUUGCUGGCAUGAACCUGUAGUAGAUGGAGGAAACCCAGUAUUUGGAUACCAUGUCCAAAUGAAAGAAAGAAGCAGCAUUCUGUGGCAGAAAGUGAACAAGACAGCAAUCCCUGCUAAUCAAAUAAGGGUGACAAACAUAUGCCCGGGUAUGAUUUAUGAAUUCAAGGUUGCUGCAGAAAAUGCUGCUGGUAUUGGUAAAUUCAGCAAGACAUCAGAGGAAGUACUUGCGAUUGAUGCUUGUGAACCUCCAGCAAAUGUGAGAAUCUCUGGGAUUACAAAGAACUCAGUUAGCCUUGUCUGGCAGAAGCCUCCCUUUGAUGGUGGAUGUAAAAUCACUGGCUACAUGGUUGAGAGAAGAGAUGCUCCAAAUGGCAGAUGGACAAAGGCUAACUUUACCAAUGUUAUUGAGACAAACUACACUGUGUCAGGCUUGACACAAGAUCAGUCAUAUGAAUUUAGAGUCUUUGCUAAAAAUGCAGUUGGAUCUGUAAGCAAUCCAUCUCUUAUUGCUGGACCAGCAACUUGUGUGGACAUUUCUGGUGUCCCGGUAAUCGACCUGCCUCCCGAGUACCUAGAUGUUGUGCAAUAUAAAGCUGGAGCUUCUGUUAAGAUAAAACUAGGAAUUAUGGCUAAGCCACUUCCAACAAUUGAAUGGUUGAAGGAUGGAAAGGAAUUAGUGUCAAGUUCACAGCUAUCAAUUGAGAGCACCACUGAUUCAUCUGCCAUUCUUAUCAAGGAUGCCACUCGUCUUAACACUGGGACAUAUGAAAUAAAGACCAAGAAUGUGUUUGGCACAACUUCUGCCUCCAUCAGAAUAUUGAUUCUAGACAAACCAGGCCCUCCAGCUGGAAAUAUUGAAUUCAGAUCAGUAACCGCUGACACCAUAAUAAUUGCUUGGGAGCCAGUAGCAGAUGAUGGAGGUUCCACAGUCACCCAUUAUAUUGUGGAAAAACGAGAGACAAGUAGAGUUGUAUGGUCUACUGUUUCUGACCAUAUGCAGGAACGCAUAGUCUCUGUCCAGAAGUUGGUCAGAGGAGGCGAAUAUGUCUUCCGUGUCAGAGGAGUGAACAAAUUUGGAGCUGGAGAUCCUCUGGAGUCUGAACCAGUUAUUGCCAAGAAUGCAUUUGUUACUCCUGGACAACCUACCACACCAGAGGCAACAGAAAUCACUAGAACAUCCAUGAAAAUUGUAUGGGAUAAACCAGGAGUGGAUGGUGGUAGCAUGGUUACAGGCUACUAUUUACAGAGACGUGACAAGAAGAAUCUGCGCUGGAUUAAAAUUAACAAAGACCCCAUAUGUGACACCACAGCAAAGGUCUAUCACCUGACUGAAGGAAAUGAAUAUCAGUAUCGUGUGUGUGCAAUCAACAAAGCCGGAGAAGGUCCAUUUUCAGAUGUUUCUGAAUUAUACAAAGCAGCUGACCCUGUUGAUACACCUUCUGAGCCUACUAAACUCAAAGUUGUUGAUUCAACUAAAACUUCAAUUUCUCUUGGAUGGUCCAGGCCAGAGUAUGAUGGAGGCAGUGAAAUUACUAGCUACAUUGUGGAGAAAAGAGACAGUGAGGAAGGAGAAUGGGUAGUGAUAAGUAAAAAAGGUGAAGUCAGAACUACUGAGUAUGUUGCUUCAGGUCUUAUGCCAGAUGUUGACUACUACUUCCGUGUAUCUGCUUUGAAUUGUGCUGGACGUGGAGACCCAAUCGAGAUGGAGGAACCAGUCCAGGCUAAAGAUAUUCUUGAGGAAGCUGAAGUUGACAAAGAUGUUGCAAUGAGAACUCAUUACAUUGUCAAAGCUGGAAAAGAUGUUGAGAUCAUGGUUCCUCUAAAAGGCAGACCGGCUCCAAGUGUUUCUUGGAAGAAAGAAGACCAAAACAUUGAUAAUGACCCUAAAUAUUAUAUACACAACACAUAUACUUCAUCAUGUCUCGUACUUUCACAUGUAACCCGUAAUGAUAGUGGCAAAUACACUAUUGAGAUAUCAAAUGGAGUAGGACAACCAAAAUCAUUGACAUUAUCUGUAAAAGUACAGGACAGUCCUUCUGCCUGUAGAAAUCUGGUCCUGAAAGAUGUCACUCGCGGCAAAGUGAUCUUAUGCUGGGAACCUCCUCUGCUUGAUGGCGGUGCUGAAAUUACUAACUAUAUAGUUGAGAAAAGAGACUCUUCAAAGCGCAUAUACGCUGCUGUAACCAACAAAUGCAUGGAAACGACAUAUGAAAUUGAUGAGCUCUCUGAGAAGAUAUCAUACUUUUUCCGUGUAUCAGCAGAAAAUGAAAAUGGAGUUGGUGAGCCAUGUGAGACAGCAGAGCCAAUUAAAGCCACUGAGAAACCUGGUACUGUCAAAGAUCUUGCUAUGAAAGACUCUUCAAAAACAUCAGUAACACUACAGUGGAACAAACCAGAUUAUGAUGGUGGUAGCAUUAUUACCGAUUAUAUAAUUGAAAAGAAACUUCAGGGUCAAGAAGAAUGGGCUCCUGCUGGAACAAACAAGCAUUGUGAGCAUGAGGUCACAAAACUUAAGGAACUCACAGACAUGUUCUUCAGAGUCUGCUCAAAGAAUGAGAAGGGCAACAGUGACUUUACAGAGAUUGGUCCAAUUAAAGUAAAAGACUAUAUCAUUCCACCAGAGGCAAACCUUGAGGAGUAUCCUGAUGGACAGGUCAGUGUUCGCAUUGGUCACAAUGUACAUAUUGAGCUUCCAUACAGAGGUAAACCAAGGCCGUCAGUUAUUUGGCUAAAGGACAAUUUGCCACUGAAAGAGAGUGAAAAGGUUCGCUUCAAGAAGACAGAAAACAAGGCAACUCUUACGAUAAAGAAUGUAGAAAAAGAGAAUGGUGGUAAAUAUACGCUUACGCUUGACAACAAGAUCUGCAGGAAAUCGUUCCAUAUACAGGUCAAUACCCUUGGAACACCAUCCAGGCCCAUUGGACCAAUUCGUUUGGAUGAAGUCAGAGCAGAAAGUAUAAGGAUAUCUUGGGAUGAACCAAAUGAUGAUGGUGGUGGAGAAAUAACCUGCUAUAGUGUUGAAAAACGUGACACCUCUAAGCCAGAUUGGAAGAUGGCUUGUUCAAGUGUUAUAGGUACUACAUUCAAUGUACCAAAUUUAAUCAAAGGAACACAGUAUCAAUUUAGAGUAUGCGCAGAGAACAGGUACGGUGUGAGUGAGCCUCUAGUUUCACAAAAUGUUAUUGCAAAGCACGAGUUUAGACCCCCAGGUGCACCAGGCAUGCCAUUUGUCUACAAUGUCACUAAUGAUGGCAUGACUAUUCAGUGGGACGCACCUAUUUUUGAUGGUGGUUGCCCAAUACUUGGUUACAAUGUUGAAAAGAAAGAGACAAACAGCAUCAUGUGGCAAAAGGUCAACACUGUCUUGGUGACUGCAAGGGAAUAUAGAAUUAUCGGCCUUAUUGAAGGACUGCAAUACCAAUUCAGAGUCUAUGCUCAAAAUGAUGCUGGAUACAGUCGUAUGAGUGAUGAGAGCAAACCAAAUAUGGCUGUUUCUCCUGUUGAUCCUCCUGGGACUCCUGACUACAUUGAUGUAACAAGUGAAUCUGUGAAACUGAAAUGGGAUGCACCUAAAAGAGAUGGUGGAAGCAAAAUUGUUGCCUACAACAUUGAGAAACGUCAGGGCCAGGGUCGCUGGUUGAAGACGAACUUCACAGAUGUAACUGAGACAGAGUUUAUAGUGACUGGUCUAACUUGUGGUGAACGGUAUGAAUUCAGAGUUAUAGCAAGGAAUGCCAUUGGCACCAUCAGCCCACCUUCUCAGUCUUCUGGCUAUGUUCUCAUCAGAGACGAAAGCUCUGCUCCAAAUAUUGAAUUUGGACAGGAGUACUUUGAAGGGGUUGCCAUCAAAGCAGGGGAAAACAUCAAGCUUAAAGUCUCAAUUAUAGGAAGACCAACACCCAAGAUCAAAUGGUUCAGGGAUGAUGUUGAACUAACUAAGAAGAUGGUAGAUAUCACAACAACUGUUGGCUCAAGCACCCUCUUUAUUAGAGAUGCUGACCGCUCUCACCGUGGGGUCUAUUCUGUAGAAGCCAAGAAUCCCUGUGGAACCAAGAAAGAGCAAAUUAAAGUUGAAGUCUUUGAUACACCUGGAGAGCCUGUUGGACCAGUUAUCUUCACAAAUAUCUCAGAAGGCAAAGUUACAUUUUCAUGGAAUCCACCAGAAAAUGAUGGCUGCUCUGAGGUCACUCAUUAUGUUAUUGAGAAGCGCGAGACCUCCAAAAUUUCCUGGACACUUGUUACAGAUCACUGUGAGGAGUGUACCUACAAUGCUACCAAACUGAUCAAGACCAAUGAGUACCAGUUCCGUGUGUCUGCUGUAAACAAGUUUGGGGUCAGUAGACCACUGGAUUCUGUUCCUGUCAUUGCCCAAAUGCAAUAUACCAUUCCAGACUCUCCUGGUACUCCUGAUGCGACUAAUGUUGAUGGAGAGAGUAUUACAAUCAACUGGACUGCACCGACAAAUGAUGGAGGAAACGCAAUUAAACAUUACAUCGUUGAAAGGCGUGAGAAGAAAACUGGGCGCUGGGUGAAGGUCUUGACUAGGAAACCAAUUACUGAGACUGCCCACAGAGUAACUCAUCUCACUGAGAAUGUGGAAUAUGAAUUCCGUGUUUAUGCUUUUAAUGAUGCUGGAGUUGGCGCACCAAGUAAUAUUUCAUUGCCUAUUAAAUGCGCAGAGCCAACUGAAGAACCAGAUGGUCCUUCAAUUGUAAAUGUUACUGAUACCACCAACACGUCUGUCAGUCUGGAAUGGACCAGACCUGGUUAUGAUGGUGGCAUGGAGGUCCAGGGAUACAUCAUUGAGGUGUGCAAAGGAGCUGAAACAGAAUGGCAUAGGGUCAAUGAAGAUAUUUGCACUGUCACAAAGUACACUGCCACUGGUUUGGAAACAGGUGCAGAAUACAAGUUCCGCAUUAGUGCAGUUAAUGCAGUUGGAAAGGGUGACCCUAAAGAGAUCCCUGAGCCAGUCCAAGCAGUGGACAGACUGUCUGCACCAGAGAUUGAUAUUGAUGCAAGCUUCCAACAGACACACAUUGUGAAAAGUGGUGGCAGUGUAUGUCUCCGUGUAGCUUUCAAAGGAAAACCAGCACCUACAGCUUCAUGGAUAAAGGUGGAUGGUGAACUUGGGGUAAUGGCUGAUGUAACUACUACAGAGACUUUCACUCAUUUGGCACUGGGAAAUUGUACACGAAAUGACAGUGGAAAAUACACUCUCACUCUUGAGAACAGCAUUGGUAGCAAAUCCAUCACUUUUACAGUUAAAGUGCUGGACACACCUGGAGCACCAGGUCCUCUCAUGUUCAAGGAUGUUACAAGAGGCGCCCUUACACUUAUGUGGGAGCCUCCAGUCAGUGAUGGUGGUGCACGUGUUCAUCACUAUGUUGUGGAGAAGCGUGAGGCUAGCCGACGUACAUGGACAGAAGCAGCACCUAAGUGCACUCAAACAUAUUUGAGAAUUUCUGAGCUCCUGGAAGGAGUACCCUACUUCUUUAAGGUAAUGGCAGAAAAUCAGUAUGGCCUUGGUGAGGCUUAUGAAAUGCCUGAUCCAAUUAUUGCCACUGCUGAACCAGCUCCACCAAAGAGACUGGACAUUAUUGAUACCACUGAUACAACAGUUACUCUUGCCUGGAUGAAACCUGAACAUGAUGGUGGCAGCCGUAUCACAGCUUACUGUGUGGAGGCUAAACCAAAGGGAACAGAUAAAUGGGUUGUUGGAGGUUCUACAAAAAACCUAAGUCUUGUUGUUGAGCGCUUAACUGAAGGUACAGAGUAUGAAUUCCGUGUCAAAGCAAAGAAUGAUGCAGGUUACAGUGUACCUAGAGAGGCGCUCUCUUCUGUUGUUGUUAAAGAGCCCCGUAUUGAGCCAACUGCAGAUCUCAGUGGCAUUACCAACCAGCUUAUCACUUGCAAAUCUGGCAGUUCAUUUGAAAUUGAUGUUCCAAUUAGUGGCAGACCAGCACCAAAAAUCAUUUGGAAGCUUGAGGAAAUGAGACUAAAGGAAACUGACAGGGUCUCAAUCAAGACCACCAAAAAUAGGACCACACUGACAGUUAAAGAAAGUAUGCGAGGUGAUGGAGGAAGGUACUUCCUUACCCUUGAGAAUGUGGCAGGGGCUAAGACUUUUAUUGUCACUGUCAAUGUCAUUGGCAGACCCAGUCCUCCAGAGGGGCCUAUUGAGAUUUCUUCAGUUACAGCUGAGUCUUGUGAUUUGUCAUGGAAUGAGCCUGAGGAUGAUGGUGGAACUGAAAUAACAAACUACAUUGUUGAGAAGCGUGAGUCUGGCUCAAUUGCCUGGCAGCUUAUCAACUCUAGCGUGAAACGAAAAUCAUUCCAUGUUUCACAUCUAACAAAAUACAUGCAGUACACAUUCCGAGUCUCUGCAGAAAACAGAUUUGGUGUGAGCAAACCAACUGAGUCUGAAACCAUUGUUGCAGAGCAUCCAUUUGUUCCUCCAGGGCCUCCAACUAGACCAGAAGUGUUUGCUGUUACUUCUAACAGCAUGAGCAUUCGUUGGGAGGAACCGUACCAUGAUGGUGGUAGUAAGGUCACUGGGUACUGGAUUGAGAAAAAGGAACGCAACACUAUUCUCUGGGUCAGAGAAAACUCCAUUCCCUGUUUUGACUGUUACUACAAGGUGGACAGCCUUAUUGAAGGUCUUGAAUACCAGUUCAGAGUGUAUGCUAUGAAUAGUGCUGGCCUCAGCAAAGCAAGUGAAGCCUCAAAGAGAGCUAUGGCUCAAAAUCCAGUUGAUCCUCCAGGCAAGCCAGAAGUAACUGAUGUGUCAAGAUCAACAGUGUCAAUUAAAUGGUCUGUGCCUCUGAAUGAUGGUGGACACCCAAUUGUAGGUUACAUUGUUGAGCGUAAGCCAUAUACUGUCUCUGGAGAUGGAAGAUGGCUGAAGUGUAAUUACACUAAUGUUACUGAUACAAACUUCACCAUUACUGCACUGGGAGAAGGAGAAGUAUACGAGUUCCGUGUGAUUGCGAAGAAUGCUAACGGAGUGCUCAGCAUGGCAUCAGUUUCAACAGGAGCAGUGACUUGCAAAGCUGAAUACAUACCUCCCAAAGCAGAACUGGAUAGCAAACUUCUUGUGGACACCGUUACUGUCAGAGCAGGGUCAGACCUGGUUCUUGAUGCUUCUGUUGGUGGCAAACCUGAUCCAAAAGUCUCCUGGGCCAAGGGACAGAAGGAGCUAGAUCUUUGUGAGAAAUAUUCUUUACAGUAUUCUAGCACCCGUGCUCUGGCAAUUAUCAAGUUCUGUGACAGAGAUGAUACUGGAAGGUAUGUUCUGACAGUGAAGAAUGCAAGUGGAACCAAAACAGCUGAAGUCAAUGUGAAGGUGCUUGAUACACCGGGCCCAUGCCAGGAGAUAAACGUAAGAAAUGUAACUAAAGAAAAAUGCACUGUGUCCUGGAAAGAGCCACUAGAGGAUGGUGGUGACCCCAUCACACACUAUAUUGUGGAGAGAAGGGACACUAACAGACUCAACUGGGUCAUCGUGGAGGCUGAAUGCAAGGCCCUUGUCUGUGACAUUACUAGACUUUUCAAGAAUAAUGAAUAUAUUUUCCGUAUCAGAGGUGUAAACAAGUAUGGACCUGGUGUGGCACUGCAGUCUUCACCCAUCAUUGCAAGAAACUCAUUCACUAUUCCAUCACCUCCGGGAGCACCAGAGAUCAUUGCAGUUGGAAAAGACUUUGCAACAAUUGAGUGGCUAAAACCUGAAAAUGAUGGUGGUAGUGAAAUCAUAAACUACCUCAUUGAGAAGAAAGAGAGAAAAAGCAUCAGAUGGAUCAAGGUUAAUAAAGACACUAUACUCAAGGACACAACCUUCAAGGUUACCGAUCUACAGGAGGGAAACGUUUAUCAGUUCCGUGUUACAGCCAUUAAUGCUGCUGGAGAUAGUGAGCCUAGUGAAGUGUCCAUGUAUGCAGUAUGCAGAGUACCAACAGGCAAACCAGAUGCUCCUUCAAUUCCACGUGUAACAGACACCCACAAGGACAGCAUUAGUCUGGCCUGGACAAGAGCAGUAGAAGAUGGAGGUGCCGAUGUUAUCGGUUACAUUCUUGAAAUGCAAGAAUUAGGCACAGAGGAAUGGAUCAAGACGCAUGAGAAGAAUCUUAGAGUCACAGAACAUACUGUGAUAGGUUUGACAACCAGCAAAAAGUACCGCUUCAGAGUUGCUGCAGUCAAUGUCAAUGGAGCAGGUGACUUUAGUGACCCAUGUACUGAAGUAGAGCCUGUUGAAAGAAUUGAAAUACCUGAUCUUGAGCUCCCUGAUGAUUUAAAGAAAACAAUAUGCCUGAGAGCUGGAAGCUCAAUGCGUCUUCAUGUAACUGUUACUGGAAGACCAGUUCCAGCUAUUACCUGGAACAAGCCUGGUGUGGAUCUCCAAAACCGUGGAUUCAUUGAAGUGACAGAUACUGCCACAACUCUUAUCAUUGACAAGGUGCACCGCUAUGAUGCUGGAAUAUACACCCUCGAGGCCUCUAAUUCAGCUGGCAAGAAGGAUGCUAGCAUUCUGGUCAAGAUCUAUGAUACUCCUGGUCCACCAGGCCCCAUUAAAAUAAAAGAGCUCACAACAGAGUCUGCUCACAUUAUAUGGGAUGCCCCUGAGGUUGAUGGUGGAGCACCUGUUAACAAUUAUAUCAUUGAGAGAAGAGAAACAUCAAUGAGAGCCUACAAAACAGUUACUUCUAAAUGCAGCAAGACAUCAUAUAAAAUUACAGGACUGUUAGAGGGAAUGCUCUACUAUUUCAGAGUGUUGCCAGAAAACAUCUAUGGCAUAGGUGAACCUGUUGAGACACUAGAUGCUGUGUUAGUGUGUGAAGUGCCACUGCCUCCAGCUAAACUUGACAUUGUAGACAUCACAAAGUCAUCUGUUACUCUUGGAUGGGAGAAACCUAAACAUGAUGGAGGCAGCAGAAUCAUUGGUUACAUUGUUGAAGCUUGCAAGGCUGGUACAGACAAAUGGAUGAAGGUUGCUACUUUAAAAUUAACAGACUUUGAAUACACUAUUGAAAAACUGAAUGAAAAUGAGCAGUACCUAUUCAGGGUACGUGCUCUCAACAGCAGAGGUAUUGGUGAAGCCAAAGAAAUUGUUACACCUGUAAUAGUGCAAGAACAAAGAGUUAUGCCAAAGGUUGAUCUAUCACGCAUUCCACAAAAGAUGAUCAGUGUUUUGGCAGGCAAACCACUUGAACUUGAUUUGCCAAUCUUUGGAAGGCCACCUCCAGUUUCCACCUGGUAUUUUAAUGACAAUAGAUUGAAGACACAGGAACGUGUGAAGAUUCAGUCUACUGCGAAAUUCUCCAGGUUAACUAUUCUUGACACCACAAUUGAUGAUACUGGAGAAUACAUCCUUGAAGUAAAGAAUAUUACAGGAAUUACUACAGAGCAAAUUAAAGUAAUCAUUCUUGACAAACCUGAUCCGCCUACAGGACCUAUUCGUUUUGAUGAGAUAGAUGCAACCUCAGUUCUAAUAAGCUGGGACCCACCAGAGAGGGAUGGUGGUGCUCCUGUAACUAACUAUGUUGUUGAGCAACGUGAUGCUCAUCGUCCAGGAUGGGUACCCGUUUCUGAAUCAGUUAGCAGGCCAACCUUUAAAUUUGACAGAUUGACAGAGGGAGACGAAUAUGUCUUCCGUGUUUCAGCAGUCAAUCGCUACGGUGCUGGAGAGUUCUUGCAAUCAGAAAUUGUGGAAUGCAGGAGUUCCAAAUCCAUUCCCGGACCACCAGGCCGCCCGAUAGUAUUUGAUGUGUCUCGGGAUGGCAUGACCAUUGCCUGGGAACCACCAGAUGAGGACGGUGGUUUGGAGAUAUCUGGCUACAUCAUCGAGCGCAAGGAGGUCAGAGCUGACAGAUGGGUCCGUGCUAAUAAGAACCCUGUGACAAUGACAAGAUACAGAUCCACUGGUCUUAUUGAGGGCCUGGAAUAUGAGCACAGAGUCACAGCCAUCAAUGCUAGAGGUGUUGGUAAACCCAGUCUACUCUCGAAACCAGCUGUGGCAACUGAUCCAGUUGAUCCACCUGGCUCACCUCAGAACCCGAGAAUCACAGAGACUACAAAGACAUCUGUGUCUUUGGCCUGGAAUCCACCUGAUGAGGAGGGUGGCUCUAAAGUAACUGGUUAUCUAAUUGAGAUGCAGAAGGUUGGUUCUGUAGCCUGGAUUAAGUGCAAUACUACACCUACAAUGAUUUGUGAGUACACCCUGACAAAAAUGCCUCAGGGUGAGGAGUUCAGAUUCAGAGUCUUGGCUUGUAAUGCUGGUGGACCAGGUGAACCAGCUGAAGUGCCAAGAACGGUCACUGUGACAGAGAUGCUUGAACCUCCAAGUCAUGAUCUUGAAUCUAAGUACAAAGAUAUAUUUGUUGUCCGACAUGGAGCAGUCAUCAAACUUUCAGUUCCAAUCAAAGGCAAGCCAACGCCUGUUUGCAAAUGGACAAAGGAUGGUUCUGAGGUCUCUAACCGUGCAAUGAUUGUCUCCAGUGAGGAUAUUACUGAGCUUGUUAUCAAGGAUGCUGAAAGGUCUGACUCUGGUUUAUACAUUCUCCAUCUUGAAAAUAAAUGUGGCAAAAAGAUGGUGCAAAUCAAGGUCAAGGUUAUUGGCCGUCCAGCAGCACCUGAAGGUCCUCUUGGAUUUGAGGAUAUCCAAGCUCAUUCUGUAAGAGUGAGCUGGAAGCCACCAAAAGAUGAUGGUGGCACAGAAAUCCUUGGCUAUAUUGUGGAGCGACGUGUGGCAACAAAGGCAGCCUGGUAUACUGUGGACUCCAGAGUGCUUGACACAUCUUUUGUGGUUAAAGGACUACAUGAAAAUGUUGAGUACCACUUUAAGGUGACAGCAGAAAAUAAGUUUGGCAUCAGUGGCUCCCUUAAAUCUGAACAGCCUGUUGUGCCAAAGACUCCAAUUUGUAUACCAGAAGCUUCAAGUACACCACCAGAGAUCAUGGAUGUUACUAAGUCCUCUGCUGAUUUGGCUUGGAUAAAACCUAAAGAUGAUGGUGGAUCACCGAUCAAUGGAUACUUCAUUGAAUAUAAAGAGGUGUCAUCUGACAAGUGGGUUCGCCAUGAGACGAGGGUUACUUCCACCAUGUACACCCUUAGCGGACUCACUACUGAUGCAGAAUAUCAGUUCCGUGUGAUUGCUGUAAAUAACAUUGGAGAGAGUGAACCUGGACCUGCAUCAGAUUCGGUCAUAUGCAAAGAUCCAUUUGACAAACCAAGUCAACCAGGGGAGGUAGACACGUUGGCUGUAACUAAAGAUUAUAUAACUAUUCGCUGGGAAGCUCCUCAAUGUGAUGGUGGAAAGCCAGUACUUGGUUACUGGGUUGAGUACAGAAAAUCAGGGGAGAGCACUUGGAAAAAGUGUAACAGGGAGCUAUCAAAGGAAAAACAAUUUACUCAAGGUGGUUUGCAAGAGGCUACUGAAUAUGAAUUUAGAGUGUUUGCUGAAAAUGAAACUGGAAUCAGCAGGCCUCGUAGGACUGAAGCAGGAAUUAAAACCAAACUAGGUGUUGUAACUAAACCAGCUCUCAGAAAAGAGAUGGAUGAAGUUACUGCCAAGCUUGGACAGACUGCCACCCUAAAAUGUCAAAUUAUUGGAAGGCCUGUUCCAGAAAUUAAAUGGUACAAAGGUGGAAAGGAAGUCAAAGAGGGCCAAAAAUAUGCUGCAACCUCUGAUGGCCGUAACCAUACUUUAACCAUCUCAACGGAUCAACAAGAAGAUGAAGGCUUGUACACAUGCAAGGCUGUGAAUGAAGCUGGAGAUUGUGAGACCAGUGGAACCUUGGUUCUGGAAGCAGCACCUCAAUUCCCUGUCCCAUUGACAGACAAAAUCUUUGCAGAAUGUGGUACAACUGUACGUGUUCAUGCUGUGUAUAUAGGUCGUCCUGAACCCAAAAUUAUGUGGCUUCAUGGGGCCAAACCUGUGGAGCCCUCUGAGAAUGUCAUCAUUGAAAACACAGAGCAUUACACUCAUUUGAUUUUAAAGAAUGUCCAACGCAGGGUGAAUGGUGGAAAGUACAGAAUCAGGAUCAACAACCACUUUGGCUCUGCAGAUACCGUAACUCAACUUGAAAUCCUAGACAAACCUUGCAUGCCAGAAGGGCCUAUUGUUCUUGAGGCUUUAUUGAAGAAUUCUGUGAUAAUAAGUUGGAAGGCAUCAAAAGAUGAUGGUGGAUCAAUGAUAACAAACUAUAUUGUGGAGAAGCGUGAAGACAAAGAAGGUGCCGAGUGGCAACUUGUCUCAUCGUCUAUUACAGGCACCUCAUGCCGCAUUCCUAAUCUUGUGGAAAAUGAAGGUUACUUCUUCCGCAUUUCGGCACAAAACCGUUAUGGUAUCAGUGAACCACUGGAGACUCCAUCUGCUAUUCUUAUCAAGAGUCAAUUAGAUAAGCCAGGUGCACCACUUAAACCUGUUGUAUCUGGCGUGACCAAGACCUCCUGCAUUGUUUCUUGGAAACCACCUCUUAGUGAUGGUGGAUCCAAGGUCAAAAGUUACAGUCUUGAAAAGAAGGACAAAAAGAAAGGUGAAUGGGUUGUGGUAACCUCUGAUGAGAUUCAUCAGACAGUUUAUUCAGUAAAGGGGCUUACAGAAGGCCUGGAGUACAUUUUCCGUGUGAAAUGUGAAAAUAUUGGUGGAGAGAGUGAAUACAGUGAAGAGUCAGACCCUGUUGUUCCAAAAACUGAUGCUGAAAUACAUGCUCCUGCCUUUAAGGAAGACCUCAGAAAUAUGAGUGUGAAACACAAGAGCAAUGCAACAUUUGUUUGCAAGAUAACAGGACAACCCAAACCUGUGAUCAAAUGGUUCAAGCGUGGCAAAGAAAUUCAGGCAGAUGGAAUCAAAAUCAAGAUCCAGGAAUUCAAGGGAGGUUAUCAUCAACUUGUCAUUGCUAAUGCUGAUGAUGAAGAUUCAACUGUCUAUCAGAUCAGAGCAACAAACCAGGGAGGCUCAAUUUCCGCAACUGUUUCUCUUGAUGUUGAAAUACCAGCAAAGAUUCAUUUACCUAAGAACCUACAAGAUAAAGAGGCCAUCUGUGCUCUUCGUGGUGAAGUGGUGAACAUCAAGAUUCCAUUCAGCGGAAAACCAGAUCCAGUUAUCACAUGGCAGAAGGGCCAAGAUCUUAUUGAUAACAAUGGGUAUUAUCAAGUCAUCGUCACGAGAUCAUUUACAUCUCUUUUGUUCCCCAAUGGAGUGGAUCUGAAGGAUGCUGGUUUCUAUAUUGUCUGUGCAAAGAACAGAUUUGGCAUUGACCAACAAACAGUUGAACUUGAUGUUGCAGAUGUCCCUGAUCCACCUCGCAGCAUCAAAGCCAGUGAUGUGUCUAGGGAUUCUGUUACACUUAACUGGGUAGCACCUGCCAGCGAUGGAGGAAGUAGAGUUAGAAACUACAUUAUUGAGAAGUGUGCCACUACAGCAGAGAGAUGGAUCCGUGUUGCCCAGUCACGUGACACUCAUUACACUGUCACCAACCUGUUUGGGAAAACAAGCUACCAAUUCCGUAUAAUAGCAGAGAACAAAUUUGGCCAGAGUGCACCAUCUGAACCAAGUGGACCAGUUGUGACAAAGGAAGAUAAAUCAAGAGUUCUUAACUAUGAUGAGGAAGUUGAUGACAGCAGACCUGUCUUUACGGGUAAAGCUCAACAUUCAGAGGUUAAGAAUUUGCACAACAAAUAUAUGAUCGCUGAGGAGCUUGGACAUGGGCAGUUUGGCAUUGUUCAUCGCUGUGUUGAGAUUAGUUCUGAGAAGACAUUCUUUGCCAAAUUUGUUAAAGUAAAAGGUGCAGAUCAAGCAAUAAUAAAGAAAGAAAUUGCCACUCUAAAUGUGGCACGUCAUAAGACCUUCCUGCAACUCCAUGAAUCAUUUGACAGUCCUGAAGAACUAGUUAUGAUAUAUGAGUUUAUAUCAGGUGUUGACAUAUUUGAGCGUAUUGGCACAGCUAACUUUGAGCUCAAUGAACGUGUAAUUGUUAAUUACAUCAGACAGGUAUGUGAAGCUCUUGAGUUUCUACACAGCAAGAGUUAUGGCCAUUUUGAUAUCAAGCCUGAGAAUAUAGUGUACACCACAAGAAGGGGAACUACUAUCAAGAUAAUUGAAUUGGGACAAUCUAGACAUCUCACCCCUGGAGAACAAAUCAAGAUUCAGUACACAACAGCUGAAUAUUCAGCACCUGAAAUUCAUCAAAAUGAGUUGGUCAGCAGUGUCACAGACAUGUGGUCUGUUGGUGUCCUAGUAUAUGUUCUCCUCAGUGGACUCAAUCCUUUCAUUGCUGAAACCAAUCAACAAAUGAUUGACAACAUCUCCAAUGCUGAGUACAGUUUUGAUGAUGAGUCCUUUAAAGAGGCAAGUGUUGAGGCAUUAGACUUUAUAGAUCGCCUUCUUACCAAAGACCGUAAACAUCGUAUGACAGCUGCUGAAGCUUUGAAUCAUCCUUGGCUGACAAUGAACACAGAGGAGCUCAGCAGUAGGUCAAUCAAGAUCACAAGACACAAAAGAUACUACCAAGCUAUGGUGAGAAAAGAAUGGAACACUGUUGUCUCAUCUGCACGUAUUGCUAGUGGUGGUGCUAUCAGGAGUCAGAGAGGUGUAACAGUUGCCAAAGUAAAGAUUGCACCAUUUGAAAAUGGUCCAGUUGCUGGGCUAAUUAAACACAGUGUUGCUGAUGAAGGUGAUGAUGUCAAAUUUAUUUGCAACAUUGACAACUAUGAUAGCAGUACUGAGGUUACAUGGUACUGUGGAGUUCGACAACUAGAGGAAAGUGCCAAGUGUGAAAUUACCUACGAAGAGGGACUUGCUACAAUAACUAUCAAGGGUAUCACUAGAUCAGAUGAUGGAACAUACAGAUGCAAAGUUGUCAAUGAAUAUGGUGAAGACAGUGCAUAUGCUGAGCUCUUUAUUAAAGGUGUCAGAGAAUACCGUAGCUUCUUCACUGCACGUGUGGUAAGGAAAGUCAAACGCAGAAUAGACACAGCCCGUCUUCUACAAAGACCUCCGGAAUUCACCCUUCCAUUGUGCAAUCGCACUGCUUACUUUGGUGAAACUCUUCGCUUUGGUGUCACCAUCACAGUACACCCUGAGCCUCGUGUUAUGUGGCUGAAAUCUGGGCAGAAGAUUUCCCCAGGAGAUGACGACAAGAAAUAUACUUUUAUAAGUGACAAAGGUCUGUAUCAGUUAGUUAUUCACAAUCUUGACUCUGACGAUGAUGCUGAAUACACUGUGGUGGCACGCAACAGGUAUGGUGAUGAUAGCUGUAAGGCUCGUCUCACAGUGAUUCCUCGCCCUGCGCCUGCUGAUAAUACACUGAGACCCAUGUUCAAGCGCCUACUGGCAAACUUGGAGUGCAAAGAGGGCCAGAGUAUACGCUUUGAGAUAAGAGUGUCAGGAUCACCGACACUGAAAUGGGAGAAGGAUGGUACACCUUUGGCAUUUGGUCCACAGAUUGAAGUUGUUCAUGAGGGUUUGGAUUACUAUAUGUUACACAUCAGAGACACUCUUCCAGAAGAUUCUGGUACAUACAGAGUAACUGCCACUAAUUCUGCUGGUUCUGCAAGUUGCCAAGCCACACUUAGGGUUGAACGUGUGACGCAUGUCAAGAGGGACUUUGAGAGUGAGAAGGAUAAGAGGAAGAAGCUAGACCAACAGCAAAUUGACAAGAAAGUACGAUUAACACAGAUUCUGGCUGGUACAGACGUCAUGGCACUUAUUCCUGUAGCACAACAGGCAUUGAGAGAGGCUGCAACUAUGUUCAAGCCUGCAGUAACCACCAAAAAAGUAAAGACUGAAGCUGAAGAAGCAAAGGAAAAAGAAGAAAGAAGGAAAAGGGCAGAGGAAAAGAGAUUGAGAAUGCCAUAUGUUGUCCCUACACCUCGCCUUUAUGGUCCUACUGCUCUUGAGGAAGACAUGGUGAUCAAGCACUUUAAACCAUUAUCUGACAUGAAGUGGUACAAGAAACUACGAGAUCAAUAUGAGUUCCCUGAGCCAAUGGAAAAGAUUCCUCAGAAAAGACUUAAGCGUAUUCGACUCUCAAGGUGGGAACAAUUUUAUGAAGUGCCCUUGCCAAGGAUUAAAGACCAAUACAAGCCAAAAUGGCGUAUACCAACUGUUUCACAAGAUGACUUGGAAACUGUCAGACCAGCAAGACAACGAACACCUUCUCCGGAAACGGAAGCUUACUACAGAAUAAGAAGGCGAUCACUUGGUGAUCUUUCUGAUGAGGAACUGCUUCUUCCUAUUAAAGAAUAUCUGUCAAUGAAGAGUACUGAGGAGGAAAGACUUAAACUUGAAGAGGAACUUAGAUUAGGCUACUCUGCUUCUCCACCAAGUCUAAGUCCUGUACGCUUUGAACUCUCUGCUUUGCGUCCUUCGUCGCCAAAGAGGACUGUAUAUGAUGAGGAGAAAGAAGGAGAGGAAGUUCCUGCAUAUGACUCCUAUCGCAUCCCCUCAAAGUACGAGGCUGGCCCAAGCUACAUCGAUCUACGUCAGAGGCAUGAUAAAGCAACAUAUAGACCUCCUAGGCAGAAGCAAAGGAUGUAUGAAGAAAAAGAGGACCAAGAGCUCCUUAGACCAGUCACUACCACCACAAGAAUAACGUCUUACAAGAGUCAGAUGAAACACAUGGAGUUUGAGGAAAAAACAAGAAUCACAAGAAAAGAGAAAACAAAAAUUUCAAUACCUGCAGUGAUUCAGGGAGACACAGCUGACAUAUAUGAUGUACCAGUGAGGUCAUUUUCACCUGGUUAUAGUAAGGUGACACACCCCAAGGCCGAGAAGCCUCCUAAAAUAGAUGAGGACAAAAAAGCAAGCAUCAGACAUCCAAGCCCAGAGGGGAAAUAUCCACACACCAUGAGCCUUGUGUCAAGUGAGAAAGCAGUGUCUUCACAAGACCUGUCCAUAAAGGUUGACUACAUGCAACGUUAUGAAGCAAUGAAGAAAGCUCUGAAAACUGAGACAAAGUUUGAAACAGUUUCUCAGCAGCCAUUUAGUCUUGACCAUACGCCAAGGGUGACUGUAAGAAUGCGCUCUCACCGCGUGGCAGUUGGUCAAAAUACAAAAUUCACAUUGAACGUUCAAUCUAAGCCAGAGGCACAAAUUCAGUGGUAUCACAACGGCCAGCCCAUUCAGGAAAGCAAUAAGUAUAGGAUGUAUAACAUGAGUGGGGUUCUUUCUCUCCAGAUCAUUGACUGCCAAGAAGAAGACAGCGGGACAUACCGCGUCACCUGCACAAAUGCAAAGGGAGAAGCCUCAGACUAUGCCACUCUAGAUGUUUCUGGAAGUGGAUUUUCCGCAUAUACAUCUCAGCGCAAAGAUGAAGAACCUCCAACUCCUUUUAUACCUGAAAUGACAAGAACAGAUGUUUAUCAUGUGUCAUCAUCUAAGGCAACAUCCACCACCGAAACACAUGUUUCAGAAGCAGUAACUGAAAUCAAAACAUCAGAUAUCAAAACAGAGGCAACAGAAACUGUUAUUCAUGAAGAAUAUGUAUCAUCUGAGAUGAAGCUUCAAACCACAGAAAUGGUAACAGUAGAGGAAGCUCCAGUUGAGACAAAGAAACCAACCAUUUCUGCUAAAAUUCUGACUAAGCCACAGUCACUCACAGUUUCUGAGGGGGAGUCAGCAAAAUUUACAUGUGAUGUGGAUGGUGAACCAGCACCCAGUGUAACUUGGUUAAGGAAGGGACAAGCUAUUGUAUCAUCUCACCGUCAUCAUGUAACAACGACAGAAUACAAAUCUACAUUUGAGAUCUCACAAGUUGAAAUUUCAGAUGAAGGAAACUACACAUUGGUUGUGGAGAACUCUGAGGGUAAACAAGAAGCAGAAUUUACCCUGACUGUUCGCAAACCAACACCUGUACAGAAAGUUGUUGCUUCUCCUCCAAGAGUAAAGUCUCCAGAGUCUCCUCGUCUGAAGUCACCUGCAGGGAUUAAAUCCCCAGCAAGAAUCAAGUCCCCUGAACCAAUUAGGUCACCACAAAGAGUCAAGUCACCAUUCACAGCAAAGUCACCAGUUCCAAAAGAGAAAACAACCAAGCCUACCUUUUCAGCUGGACUGAAUGAUAUUUCUGCUUUGUCAGAUACAAUUAUCAAGCUGACAGUAAAAAUUAUGGGUGUGCCUAAACCAGCGAUUUCCUGGAUGAAAGAUGGGAAGAGUGUGUCACAGGGUGGAAAAUAUGAAAUAUUUGAGGAACACGGUUCUGCACAUCUUGAAAUCUAUGAUGCUGAUGUCUCUGAUAGUGGUGUGUAUGAAUGCACUGCAAAAAAUAGUGAUGGAUCAGUCACUACAAGAUGCACUGUAACUGUUAAAGAAUCAAGAAAAUCAACAGCGUUUGCAGUAGAAACAAAAGCAGAACUAACAGAAGAACUUGCCAGACAGGAGAUCAUUCAUGAGAAGGUCCAGUCAUUUUCAGAAAUUAAAGCUUUGCAAACUGAAAUAACAAUGACUGAGGGUCAGUCUGUCACACUGAAAGCAAAUAUCCCUGGGGCUUCUGAUGUAAAAUGGAUUCUGAAUGGAGUGGAACUGAUCAAUUCAGAGCAAUAUAGAUAUGGUAUUUCUGGAAAUUACCACACUUUGACCAUUAAGAGUGUAAGCUCCCAUGAUAGAGGAAUUGUCACAUGUGAGGCACAAACUGAACAGGGAGUGGUCAAGUGCCAGUUUGGCACAACAGUCAGUGAAAAAUUCUCAGAUGCACCAAGCUUCCUAGUGCAACCACGCUCCCAGAACAUAAAUGAAGGCCAGGAUGUCAUAUUCUCCUGUGAAAUAAUGGGUGAGCCUACACCUGAAAUUGAAUGGUUCAAGGACAAUGAAGUGCUAUCAGUCUCAUCAAAUAUGAAACUGAGCCGCUCUAAAAAUAUGUACAAACUGGAGAUUCAGAAUGCCACUGUUGAGGACAGCGGCAAAUAUACAGUAAAGGCCAGGAACCAAUUUGGACAGUGUUCUGCAACAGCAUCCCUCAAUGUUCUCUCUCUGGUUGAAGAACCUGUUAAAAUGAGAGUAUUGAAGAAAAGCUCAGAUGCUACAAGUAUACAAAGUAGCAGCUCUGCCUUGCACAUGGCUUCAACAAUGCAGGAAACGAGAAGCAGCAGCCCCAGCAUGGCUCAGAUUAAAUUUCAAAGCAUGUCAGCAACUAGCAUGACCUCAAUGACAUCUGAAACAAUGGUAGCCAUGAGUUCGAGUUCACGCAGCAUGAUGGAAAUGUCUAGUCAUGCACAUGUUGCAGGGUCCUCCCUCAGAUCCAUUUCUUACAAGUGCAAAGGUGUACCACCUAAAAUUGAAGCUGCCCCUGAGGAUAUAAGCAUAGAGUCAGGAAAGGUUCUGACUGUGGCCUGUGCUUUCACUGGAGACCCAGUUCCAAAUGUUGAGUGGUCCCGUUCAGGGAGGAUACUGUCCAGUGAAGAGAGUGAAAGGUUCCAGAUUGAGACCACUGAGGACACAACCACACUCAUCAUUAGUGGCAUAAAAGAAAAUGAUGCUGGAGCAUACACCCUCAAACUUUCAAAUGAGCUUGGCUCUGAUACUGCUACCGUCAAUGUCCGCAUUCGAUCUAUGUGAAAAAUAUAUAUUAAUCCAGUCCAUACGCCCUUUUCCUUUCUUCAAUAUAUUUUAUUUAUUGAAUGAGUAAGAAAAAUACUGUUCUAGAUAAAGACCUGGAUCUCUGUUCUGUAAAUAUGAACUAUUUUUAUACCAAACUUGACUUUAAUUUAUGCCAAACUAGACUAAAGUCUAAAGUUGUUAAAGAUGUGCCAAAUUGGGUAAUUAUGACUUUUUGAACCAUUUUUCUGUGACAUGUACAUAAUGUAUAUAGCCGAAUUGAACGGUUAUGGAAAAUUUAUGAAUUGUUAUUUAUGACAAUAAUAACUUAAACAAAUGGAACGAAAUGUUUAACAGGAGAAAGUUUCUAAUGGAACGAAUACCCUGUGAAACCUGAAACAAAAUUAUGUGCCUCAACAAUAUGUUGAAGUCUUAAGAUUGCCUCAACAGGUAGAGAGGCUCCCUGUUGAAGUUCUACUAAAUCAAAGGGACAAAGCUAUGCACUGUACAUCUGUGCGUAUAGUAUUUCAGUACUCAAAUUGAAUUUAUAACUUGACCAUAAGACCUUGAAUGCUGUUUGCGUCUCACCCUCACAUAAGCAGCAUGACUAGGUCUUGUGUUCAGACUGACAAUUUCAUAUCACCAUUUUAAUGACAUGCUCAAAGUGCGAGCGGCCUGCACCUUGAGCUGAUGAUGAUAUGCGCUCAUGUUCUGCCAAAGGACUAUUUGAAUUUGAUCUUAUGAAAGCAACAUCACCUGGCCAUUAAUUUCUUUAUCAAUUCAGAUACUCCUUUGCAGAAUCUGUGCCACCUCUUGGAGGAAUGCUAGGUUAUAUUGUGUGUUUUUUUUUUGUUAGUGUGUGUGUUAGUGUUAGGCUCUCACUUUGUCAGGGUAUUCAAGCAGUGUACCACAGUAACUACAUCUGCUGUGCAAAGAAAACAUAAAACACAUGAAUGCAAUACCCUGCACUUUGAUUCAAUAGCAAUUAAUAUAUGUAGAAUUACCUAUAUAUUCUGCCUCCUUGAGUUUUAUGAAUUUUUGGUUUAAUAAAGCAUGAUUUCAGCACCAUAAA